CCUUGGAUACUGGUUGCUAAGGAAACCUUGCAGGGCGCUCGGUUGCUAAGGAGAGCUGCUCUCACUUGGAUCGGAACCAAAAUGGACGCCACAGCGAAACCCCUGCGAAUCCCCCCUGAGAUGGCUGUGUAUGCCGAGGAGCACAAGGUGUUCGACAUCAUCCAGGUGAGGGAGCAGAAUCCAUUGCUAACCUGCGGCACCAUGUUAGAAUACUGUCAUGGAUCAUGGCUCCAGCUUAAAGGACAUGGAGAAGGGUGUUUAAAUAAGGGUGCAGUCCGUGCAGAGUAUUAUGGGUGGGGGCAGAUGUUUAUGGGAGGCAAUGCAGGGUACAGAGUAUUAUGGGGUGCAGUACAGCACUUGGGGCAUGGAGAAUGGGGUUUAAAUGAGGAGUGCAGAGUAUUAUGGGUGGGGGCAGAUUUUUAUGGGAGGCAAUGUAAGGUGCAGAGUAUUAUGGGUGGGGGCAGAUUUUUAUGGGAGGCAAUGUAAGGUGCAGAGUAUUAUGGGUGGGGGCAGAUUUUUAUGGGAGGCAAUGUAAGGUGCAGAGUAUUAUGGGUGGGGGCAGAUUUUUAUGGGAGGCAAUGUAAGGUGCAGAGUAUUAUGGGUGGGGGCAGAUUUUUAUGGGAGGCAAUGUAAGGUGCAGAGUAUUAUGGAUGGGGGCAGAUUUUUAUGGGAGACAAUGCAGGGUACAGAGUAUUAUGGGGUGCAGUACAGCACUUGGGAAGUAUAGGAAGUAAUGUAGAUUUCAGGGUAUUACACCGUAAAUGUAGGUUACAGAACAUCACGGGGUGCAGAUUUUUUUUGGCGGGGGGGGGGGGCAAUGUUGGGUGCAGUUCAGCACUUAGUGUAUUAUAGGAAGUAAGGUAGGGUACAGGACAUCAUGAGGUGCACACCAGUAUCUAGGUCAUGGAUUAUAGAAUGCACAAUUACAAUUAUUUGUAUAUCGCCAAGAUAUUCCACAGCGCUGUACAAUAGGUAAACAAGGCAAACAUUUAAUUCUAACAAAACAUGCGCUACACAGGGGAACAGCAGGGAAGAGGACUCUGCCCAAUCGAGCUGCCCUCCCCGCACUCUCCCGUCCCCGAGCUGAGAAAGGUGGAAAACAACUUUUUACUUACCCGAUUUCCAGUGCUGAUGUCCCUUGGUGCUAGGUUGCUCUCCUCCUUUGCCGACAACAGCCGAUGGGGGGAACACCAAAUGCUUAUGCAUGGCAUGCAGAUUAGGUCUUCCCUAUAGGAAAGAACUGCUUAAAUGCUUUCCUGUCGGAUAUUAAAAGAUCCUGCCUCUAGUGUCCUUUUUAGGGGCAGUUUGGGCACCAUAUAUAUCUUGAUCGGACACAUACAGAUUUAUUCUCUAAAGUGAAAAAUUAAGGUGUAUUUCAAAUUUAAAGGAACACUCUGGGUACCAGAAUAACGCAUUAAAAAUUAAGUUGUUAUGGUGUUAGGAGGUCCCUGGCGCUGGUUCAUCUUAAGUGGUUAGACUGUUCUAAAAAGUUUUAACCCCAAAUUCUGUGGUCCAGCACCUAAUCUUCCUGCCUCUCUGUCAUUUUGGCCGAAACUGACUUGAAAAGAAACGUAUCUUAUUCAUGACUGUGGAGUCACUGAUUGGCUGAAAGCAUCAGCUGAUCACUCUAAGGCAAUCAGCGACGCACCUGCCUGAUUCUGGAAGAGCCUUCCUUGAUUUUAAGAAACGGAAGAACAGAGAGGCAGAUAGAUUUGGCGCUGGAACAAAGACUUUGGGGUUAAAGCAUUCAAGAUUACGUUGUUAUAGUGCCCGGAGUAUUCCUUUAAAUUUGAAAUUCACUUUAGUAAAUAACCCUGCAUGGGACUGAUCAGGAUGUGUAUAGAACGUUUUAGUGAAAUCACAAUCCCAUAUACAUAUAAGCUAUUCUUAAAACGUUUAAGGACCAGUAACAGCCAAUGCCAUUAUUAAAAAUCAAGUCAACCUUAUUACUAAAAUGAACUUUCCUACUCAUUGUGGAGACUUUGUGUAAAGAAAAGUUAUGAAGAAUUGAAGAGGAAUUGUGCAUAUUUAGGUCAAAAUAGCAUAGCUGUAAAACUUUUCCAAGCCAGUUAUUUAUCCAGCUUGACUAUUUUGUCUUAAGAUUUCAAAUUCCUUUCUCAAUUCUCCACAAUUUCUGGUUUAGAGAAUGCGUCCCAUAAUCCCACAGUUUCAAAAUAAAUAAGACUUUUCAUUUCUGGAAUAGGGUGGACCAGAUAUUUAUGAAGGCAGAGAUUAAAGAAUAGCUUAUACUGUAUAUUUUUAGAUGAGAUCUAGAUAGUGAGAUAGGUGCAUGUGUAAAUCCUGUUUAUCCUCAUUUUUUUUUUGUUGUUUUUUAGAAAAUGGUGGAGAGACUUCUAGUAGACAGACCAGAAAACACUAUUCAAUACCUGAUAGAUCACCUGCGCAAUGAUAAUGAUGAAGGUAAAGCUGAACAUCAGGAAUUGUUUAAUUGUUUAGAACUGUGUAAAACUCUGUUAAUUUAGUCUCAGAAUACCAUCUGAUUGACACACCAUGGUACUUUGCUGUGCAUGCCUGCAAGCCUCGCAAUGCUUUCCUAUGGGAAAGCAUUAGUUUGGCUGAGAUCAUUAACAUUGGAAGAGCUUCCCCAACGACACCUGCAAUGUGAGGGGAAAAAAAGACAAUUAAAAUGCCUCUUUUAACCCUGGCAGCACUGGUCCGGUUACCUAAAUGGUGACUAUGGCACUAUAGCAUUAGAAAUACAUAUUUGGGGGGGCGGGGCCGGACCGCCGAGCUGGACGGUCGCAGGCAAGCAGAGCUCCUGCACCACAACAAUAUAAACGACCAAAAACCAUGCCUUUAAAAUGAACAACAGACUGACAGCAACGAAGCCAAACGCAGAGGGACGGCUGGAUCCAGGGCGAGGCUGGCUCCACAAGCUACAGUCCCCUGGAAGAGAAAUUCUCGCUCUCGUGGGGCCUUCUCCGGCGGUGAGGCGGACGGCCGCUGCCCCACCGACCUGCAAUACAACACCCAACCUAAGGCACUAAUCCGGGCGGAUUCGGCCCUGUUCCCCCCCCCUAUGGACCGGGGGGGUGAUCCCGGUCCCCACCUUAAGGCUUUGACCGGGACGCCGCGGCUGAAGCUGUGGAGUCAGACUGAGAGAUCCAAGAUGGCGGGCGCCAUGUGCGCAGGGGACGAAGAGGUGACCGGCACCCAGCAUUAAUACCCACGGCUGACAACGCGGUUCCUACCUUCGAACCUGGCAAAGCUGAGAAGCGAGACCAUUGUCACCUCCACCCGCAGGUAUUUGAACCAGCGACAAUGGCAGCGUCAUGGGGGGAAGGAGGUAACCCGCGCAACGACCAUUGCUACCUGAAUGGACUGAGCCUGUCACCGGCGCGAAGACAGACCAACCACACACCCAGUCUGCAACAAAGCCACCCAAGAAUCGACAGCACCCUAUAGCGCUACAUAGGUGGCCCGUGGCCUGAUACCUGUUCCAGACACUCGACACAUGCCACACAGAUCGAGCAGAGCAGGUGUUGGUUACCAGUGGGACUCCCCGCGUAUGUGAGGACUCAGGACCACCAAGAAGACAACUCCCCGCGGAGGCAGCAUGGGGGUCCCGGCCGGCCGGGGUGGUAACAGCGCUUAAGCGUUCAACCGGACUCUAGCCUGUCUAUAACUAAAACAUACUUAUUGUUUAAACUUACAGCUUUAGCUUGCUUUUAUAAUAUAUGUUAUGCACCAGCAAUAUUCAGAGCAUUUAAAAUAUAGUCAACGCAUAGACACAACUUGAAUAUACCAUAUAGCUACUGGUAAAAUCGAAUGUUUAAACUUGUUACUAAUAUAAAAUGUGCUUGUCCAACUUGUGCCCCGCAUGUUGAGCGUGGGAAUUGCUGAGGGAUUGCUCUUGGGGCAUCUCUAGACUGCCUGUACGGUACACAUAUGCACAACAAAAAUAAAGAAUAAAAAAAAAAAAAAAAGAAAUACAUAUUUGAAUUCCUAAUGCUAUAAUGUUCCUUUAACAAUCAUACAUUACAUUUAACACUGCACUUUUGCAACACACCUUUCAACACUGCUUCCAGUUGAUUUCUAUGAAAAGUUUAUAUUUUUCCUAUUUGUAAGUAUGGAGUGCGUUGUUCAUUCACUGUGUCAUUUGCUUGCCUUUUUCCUGCGAGUCAUCUGUAAAGUGCUUAUAUUAAUAUGAAGCAAAAAUAUAAAAUACAUAGAUCACCUAUAAAGUGAUGAGUUGAUCAUUAUCUUAUUUGUGCACAAUACGACAGUGACAGUUUGGCAUAAUUGAAAAGUUCUAGGCUUAAAGUGCUUCUCCAAGCACCAUCACCACUUAAAGGACCACUAUAGUGCCAGGAAAACAUACUCGUUUUCCAGGCACUAUAGUGCCCUGAGGGUGCCCCCACCCUCAGGGACCCCCUCCCGCCCGUCUCUGGAAAGGGGAAAGGGGUAAAAACUUACCUUUUUCCAGUGCUGGGCGGGGAGCUCUCCUCCUUCUCUCCUCCUCCGUUACGACAAUGCUUUCCUAUGGACGCUGGCGUGCUCUCACUGUGAAAAUCACAGUGAGAAGCACGCAAGCGCCUCUAGUGGCUGUCAAUGAGACAGCCACUAGAGGCUUUGGGGGAAGGUUUAACCCAUUAAUAAACAUAGCAGUUUCUCUGAAACUGCUAUGUUUAUUAAAAAAUGGGUUAACCCUAGCUGGACCUGGCACCCAGACCACUUCAUUAAGCUGAAGGGGUCUGGGUGCCUAGAGUGGUCCUUUAACAGAUUGAAAUGGGUCAUGGUGCCUCGAUACUGUAUGUGCAGCGUAUUGCUGGCAGUGGGCAUCAUUAACCAAUGUAAUUGGGGCUAAUGUGAAUUCUUUGCAUAUUUGAGUUUAUAAUCAGAAUGUGCAGCAUGCUGGUGACAUGUCUAAACCUACUGCACAUUCAGCGGCCACGCGUCAAUGUGUCUUACUCCUGCAGCAUGUCGGUGGAUGCCGGCUGCUGUGGAUCCACACUAAUUUGUAACCCAACGUCCGCCCACGGCAUUGGCGACGUCGGCAUGCAUGUGACGUCACGUAAAGGAUGCACAUGCACGUUCUGGGGUCAAAGGUCAGGUACGACCAAUCGGAUCUGAGAGGCCUAUUAAAACUCCUUUUGCCUUUUCCUCAUUGCCCUGUCGUGGUUUCCCUAGUGGUUGUCCGAGAGUGUAUUUCUGAGUGUUUAUUUCUGGUUAUUGACUUUGGCUUCGUUUGACUUCCCUGUAUUCUGGUAUCCUUGACUUUUGGCUUUCCCUCAUCGUUGUGUCCCCGACCUCAGCAAGUAUUCUGACUAUUCUUUGGUACAUUAAGUCCGGCCAUUCUAAGGCCUGGCAAGUUACCUGUUAGUCCUAGGUGUGAUACAGUUCUACGUGCCGGAUCAACUUGUAAUCCUGACAGAUCUCAAGGCAGCUGGGACCAUAGUCACCAAGAAAACAAUUAGUAACACACUACGCCGUGAAGGAUUGAAAUCCUGCAAUGCCUGGAAGGUCCCCCUGCUCAAGAAAGCACAUGUACAGGCCCGUCUGAAGUUUCCCAAGAACAUUUGAAUGAUUCAGAGGAGAACUGGGUGAAAGUGUUGUGGUCAGAUGAGAAUCAAACCGAGCUCUUUGGCAUCAACUCAACUCGCCGUGUUUGGAGGAGGAGGAAUGCUGCCUAUGACCCCAAGAACACCAUUCUCACCGUCAAACAUGGAGGUGGAAACACUAUGCUUUCGGGGUAUUUUUCUGCUAAGGGGACGGGACAACUGCACCACAUCAAAGGGACGAUGGACAGAGCCAUGUACCGUCAAAUCUUGGGUGAGAACCUCCUUGAAAAGAACCACAUUGAAAAUGUGUCGUGGAUGGGUAUUCCGUAUCAUCAAAACUGGAAGUGCACUCCGCUCCUCACUAGGGAAUCCAGGGUGCUCUUGAAAAAGUCCCAGUACCCAAAAGGACCAAGCAGAUACAUUUGUAGAAAAUUAUCAAGGCACUCCAAUAGUUUCCAAUUUUUAAGGCAAUUUAUUUGGACCAGGAACUACAAAGCAACGUUUCAGCCCCAACAGGGCUUAUUUCAAGCUUGAAAAAAGCCCUGUUGGGGCUGAAACGUUGCUUUGUAGUUCCUGGUCCAAAUAAAUUGCCUUAAAAAUUGGAAACUAUUGGAGUGCCUUGAUCAUUUUCUACAAGUGGAUGGGUAUUCCAGCAUGACAUUGACCCAAAACACACAGCCAAGGCAACAAAGGAGUGGCUCAAGAAGAAGCACAUUAAGGUCCUGGAUUGGCCUAGCCUGUCUCCAGACGUUAAUCCCAUAGAAAAUCUGUGGAGGGAGCUGAAGGUUCGAGUUUCCAAACGUCAGCUUCGAAACUUUAAUGACUUGGAGAGGAUCUGCAAAGAGGAGUGGGACAAAAUCCCUCCUGGGAUGUGUGCAAACCUGGUGGAAACUUCUGACCUCUCUGAUUGCCAACAAGGGUUUUGCCACCAACUACGAAGUCGAAGAGGUCAAAUACUUAUUUCACUCAUUGACAUGCAAAUCAAUUUAUAUAACUUGUUUGACGUGCGUUUUUCUGGAUUUUAUUUUGUUUUGUUAUUCUGUCUCUCACUGUUAAAAUACACCUACCUACCUAAAAUUAUAUACUGAUCAUUUAUUUGUCAGUGGGAAAACUUUCAAAAUCAGCAGGAGAUCAAAUAUUUGUUUCCCUCACUGUAAAUCAUAACAUCAGAAAACUAGACUAUUGAAACAUCUUUGUCAUACAUAGCACAGGAGGCUCCUUUUAAUGUGCUGAAGAGUGGAUCUUUACUUGGACUUACCACCUCCUUCUUACAACCCAGCUACUAACAACCCGUUAGCCAAAAUUACCAGCCAGUGCCUAGAGGUUCCAUUCCACUUUGCUGUUUACUCUGCCUCUGACUCUGCCUUACACAGCUGCCUGUGAAAUCCUCAUUCUUUUUACCUAAGGUCUAUCUCCAGCUUUUAUCCAUUGCUAACACCAGGUGCCACCAAAGUCAUAAUCCAUAACCAUUAGACAUGUCCUACCUAUUUCGACAUGCUUAAUUGUUGCCUUAUGCAUUGUGAAGUACUGUAUUGUGCUCCGUCCUCAUUUGAACCUUCUGAAAUGUCCCAUCUAGAUGAUUAGAUCUCAAUCUUUGCUCAGGUAACCCUUUUAAAUCCAUUAUGAGUACCUUUGACCUACUCUUCUCUUACUUGGUCAUCUUUACUUUCUCUUCUGUGUCAGUCACUCCUUUGAUUUGAUCCACUGGAAUUAAUAGAUUCCAGUUACCUCCAGAGGCACAAUUAAAGUCCUCACCUAAAAUAUUCUAAGACAUUGCUAUCACUACACCCGUCAUCAUCUCUCCUCUGUUGGUUCCAAAUGUUCUCCGAUCCAACCUUUUUAGCCAAUACUUAUCUCUUCUCUUCAUCAAUUCCUAUAACUUCUUUUACCCUUAGGUCUUUUGUCCAAUGUACUGCUCUGGCAGCUUCAACAUGGAUGCUGUCCAGGAGGUGGGAGGGUCUGGGAGGGAGGGUCUGCUGGAGAUUGGCCAGGAUGUGUCAGCUGACCGGAGUUCGCCGCGAACGGUUCGUGGCGAAGUUCGCGGACGGUUCGCGACAUCUCUACUGAGAGUGCAUCUCUUUCCUUUUUGCUUUACAUAUCCAGCGUGGGAUUGCACCAAGGCAGUCUUUUACUGAUUCAUUGAAAGGGUGAGUGCCACUAUACUUGUAUAUGUGUGUGUGUGUGUGUGUAUGUAUAUAUAUAUAUAUAUAUAUAUAUAUAUAUAUAUAUAUAUUCCUAAAAAUGAUCAGUUACCUUGCCUGGGUUUUGCAUUUAACCUUUGCAGUGAGAUCUUCUAUUCUGUGCCCUAAUCUUCUGUCUCGGUCAAACUCAUGACUACACAGUAGUAAUAUGUUAAGAGGUAUUUUAGUUUAAUUCAAGCCUUGUUUCUUAGCACAUUAUCUCAUACUGCACGUAUUGUUAUAGUAUGUCAACUUGUUUCUAAUCUACAUCUAUCAUACAUCUGAAUUUUCUGCUACACAUUUAUAUAUAUAUCAAAGUCUCCAACGCCUUUAAAGAUAAAAUAUAUUCUAGAAAGCAAUAUCUAAGAUUUUUAUGUAAAUCUUUUUCCCCAGAAUUCCUUUCCUGUUUUGUUUUCUGUGUCCUAGUCCCCUUAAGUAGAACUUGAAUUGUUUUUGUUUUGUUAUUUUGGCACCAAGGGCUGGCUCAUCUUUCAUGGACAUCUAUGAAAAAAAACAAAAAAAAAACCUCCAAAAAUAUAGACUCAAGCAAUAAUAAUUUUAGAAGCCGUGGCUUCUGUGCUCGCGGGAUUCUUUCAGUUCUGGUGAUGAUGAUAUAUCUACACCUAAAUUGCGCUUUUAAGGGCAAACCAAAAGCAGAACGUAGCUAUAAACCAGGAUUUAUCUGUGUAACAUAAAGUAUACUCUUCAGCAGAAUGUUUUCUUCAUCCUCCAACUAUCCUUUGCUCUCCCUGAGACUGACUGGCACGGCUCCGUUAUUAAAGAUAUUGAUUUUUAUUUGCUACAAAGACUUCUGACCGCUGGAGAAAGAUAUUUUCUGGUUUGUCAACUUGUUAAAAGAAAUAUAAGCACACUCGCUUUCCUCAUCCCACCAGGAUCAUACGUCAGUUUUCUGGACACUAAAUUAUAUAGAUAGAUGGAAACGGCUAUAAGUGUGUAGGUAUCGACCGUCCUAAGGCCUCCAGCUGUUAAGCUUGAACAUAGAGCUUUGAAUAUUCAUGCCUUCAUUUCUAAAUUAUAGUUUGUUAUUAAUGAUUUUACUUGGAAAGUACAAAAAGUGCCUUUUCAAAUCUAGGUUGCUGCUUCAGCUCAUCAUUCUGAAGUCAAUAAAAAUGGUAUCAUUGUGUUGGGAAAUUUGAACAUGUAUAUUUUCAGGACAAACAUGAAAUAUGGACAAUCUAUGCACUAUGCUGUUUUGCAUCCUAGACCCUGAGUCAAAAUAUUUUUGAAUAGUUUGACCAAAACUGGGGUCAUGGAGGCACUUUUGGCAUGGCCUUUGAAGCACUGCUUGGUAAUACUGAUGUUACAUCUACAUUAGAGGUAUGAGUUUUGUUCAUAUUUGGGCAGCAUUGUGAGCUGUUCUUGCCAUCUAAAAAUAGAAAAUAUUCCCAACACCAGCAAAAUAAAUUAUUAUUUGAAAUAUUAGCUUUUACAAAGCUCUUCAUUUAUUUUGGUAGCGAUUGCUGGUGGCACCUUCCCCAGGAGACCUUCCCAAUUGGUAAUCCAAACAGGUCAAAUAUACAACCACAGAUAAUAUGGGGAUACAGCUAAAAACUUACAAAAAAUAAUAAUAAAAUAUAUAAUAGUGUAAUAACAAUAAAAUGUAGUUAUCACAAGCAAGUAUGGAAUCACAGGAUGAAGACUAUAUGAUAAUAUCCCAAAACAUCCGUGCAGGCACCCUGGAGCUUAUUAUAUUGUCUUCAAUGUAUUCAUACUUGCCUGUGAUACUUCCUCUUAAUGUUAUUAUACCAUUGUGUGUGUAUAUUCAGAGUAGGUUUUGAGGAGUCAAUAGUUUUAUUUAUUUAUUUUAUUGAUGAACCAAUUUCAUUGAUAUUGCAUACAACGAAUGCUUAAUCUAUGGAGAUUUGGUUCACUAGGUACUGAAGAUGACAUUUUUGAAAUCGUCUCCACAGCCGGGCUCUUUCGAUUGCAUUAGUUAAUGUUUGAGGCUCUAGCGCUCUAUUUUUUCCCCCCAAAUAUUCUCCUUGAGCUGCUCAGAUGCAUGCAGUUUGUUCACGUAUACCCGCUCCUUCAAAUAUCCCCACGGGAAACAAUCGGGAGCUGACAGGAUGGGCAAAUGUGGUGGCUAAAUAAUUGGGAAAAAAUGGGAAUUUCUUAAAAUUAUCAGCUCGCCGAACAGUUGUUUAAGGAGGUCCAUUGUCGCUCAGGCAGUAAUAGCAGUAGCCCCAUCCUAUUAAAAAUAAACACACUUCAGGCUGAUUUUCCUCAUUGCGUCAAAAUAGUGGACCUGCCAUUCUGAAAAUAAAAUUCUACUAUUUUUACUUGUACCUUUCUGAAAUCACCCAUGAUGAAUAUCCCAAGACUCAGUUAUAAUAUUUACCCGCAUCAAAAAAGCAAUUCUCCUACGUGCCUUCAAAGCUGCUACAGUGCAUGUGUGUCAUGGCAUGUGUUUGUUACUCAUCUCCCUUUUCGGAUACUGAUUCCUAAUAGAGCUGUUUGGAAGUCUGAUAAAAUAAUUUAUACCUGGUCAGGAACAGAAGUGUUCCAAAUCAUGUAUCACAUCUCCUUCUCUGGCACCUCCUCUUCUCCAGUACCUCUUUUAAGUGUAGUACCCAAGAUUCAGUUCUGGCUCCCUUUCUCUUUUCUAUGUGCAUUGCCUCUCUGGGCGAUCUAAUAACUUCUUGAAUUCCAUUACCACCGAUAUGCUGCCAAAUCUGAGAUGUACCUUUUUCCCAAUCUCUCUUUCUCUAUCAGCUACCUGUAAACUUUGUGUUUCAGUCUAAAACCUGGGUUUUGCCUGCAAAGUUCUUUCCUAAACUAAACAUACAAUUUACUGAAAAGUACAAACCAACUUGGACCUUUUUAUUCUGCCAACAAUCUUUACCUGAUCUCCUAUUGUACCCUAAUCUGCUCUAGGACAUCUUUUAGUGCUGCCCUGUUCUUAUGGAAAGCCCUACCUCAAACUUACUUUUGUCUCAAAACCCCCCAACACACUUCUCUAGGAUAGGACAUCCAGAUCCUACUUGCAAAGUUAUUUGUCUCCUGUUGCAGUCUGAUCCUCUUCAAACUUACCACUGGUGCCGUACAACCAUGCUAACAUGAUAACAAGGAAACUAUUGAUGCUGAUAUUAGUCGCUCAUUUCUGCUCAAACACCUUUUAAUAAAUCAUUUUCUAUCUCCACUCAGAGAAGAGCCUUGAUUUUCCAAAUGCCAGUUGAAUUCUAUAUUCUUUCCCUAGGUUUAAAGGAACACCAUAGUCACCUAAACAACUUUAGCUUAAUGAAGCAGUUUUAGUGUAUAGAUCAUGCUUCUCAGAUUUCACUGCUCAAUUCUCUGCCAUUUAGGAGUUAAAUCACUUUGUUUCUGUUUAUGCAGCCCUUGUCACACCUACCCUGACUCUGAUUGACAGAGCCUGCAUGAAAAAAAAACUGGUUUAACUUUCAAUCAGAUGUAAUUUACCUUAAACAAUUGUAUCUCUUUCUCUGUAAAUUAAACUUUUAUCACAUACAGGAGGCUCUUGCAGGGUCUAGCAAGCUCUUAACAUAGCAGGGGAUAAGAAAAUCUAAAUUAAACAGAACUUGCAAUAAAGGAAGGAUAAACUUUAGAUGACUCUUUACAGGAAGUGUUUAGGGAGGCUGUACAAGUCACAUGCAGGGAGGUGUGACUAGGGUUCAUAAACAAAGGGAUUUAACUCCUAAAUGGCAGAGAAUUGAGCAGUGAGACUACAUGGGCAUGAUCUAUACAUCAAAACUGCUUUAUUAAGCUAAAGUUGUUAUAGUGACCAUAGUGUCCCUUUAAAUAUUGCAGACGUGUUUCACAGGAGCUCCUCCACAGUCUUGGCGUUGAAAGUGACAGGGCCCCAUUCAGCCUGAUUUCGGGACCACCUGGAGCCCACUCUGGUGCAUGACAUUGCUGGGCCUGGUAGUAGGGGUCGGUGACCUGGCGAAAGACGAGCAACUACACUAGCGACAGUAUGCGGCCUAGUAUGCACCGGGCAGGGGAAGGUGGCCGCUCUCCCGCUCCGGAGACACUCAGCGACUGCUAUGGGGGACUGUCGGGGGUGAUCACGGUUCAACCUGGGAGAGGGAAACUCCACUGGGAAGGAGGAGAGGUGAAGGAUGGCAGGCAAGCGACUAAACCCACUACUGAUCCACCCCUAAUGGCGGUCACCUCGUGCCUCCCUUGUAGCCAAGAUCCCACUACAGAGACCACGCUUCAGGCGAAACUAGAGGCCAUCCUAGUGGCAUUCUGGAGAAAGCUGGAGAGACGGGCACUACAACAAGUCCAGCUACAGGUAAGCAGCCCCUUACUGAACGGCGCCCUGCAUGCACAGAUCAUUCUUGUGGCUCCCGCAGGGAAGAGGAGCCCAAGGAGAAGGCGACCCAGGUCUCACGUGUCUCACCAGCACAAGCAGCGGCAAAAGCGAAGCCAGACAUGCGGGAGACUUGCGCCUGCACCCAGCCGGGGGUCUCCGGUAUUCCUGGCAGCCAACACCCAAGGGACUGUCCGGCUCCACGUGGCAAGACCGGAGCCCGAAGAUAUGAAGCACCUCACUAAACCACCCACCCGCGGGCUCUUCUGCCUGACCACACUACCUCCGUCAGCACAGCGGAGACCCAAGCAACCCCUGCAGGGCAUUGGCUGACCAGAGGAACAAGCUGGGGACGCUGAGACAGGCACAGGAGUCACUACUUGCCACCCAAAAACGCAUCACAUGAACACUCGCACACACGGUGCAUAUCCGCUAAUGGGACAGUUCUAAAUGAUUGCUUGGGAGAGCGAAUAAGGGCCCUGGGGUAGUUUUGUUUUAUCCUAACGUUUUUAUCCUACGUUAGUCUACUUAAAGUUAUCUUAUGCAUAAUUAUUUAAAGGCACUCCAUUAAACCGGAGCAGGAUGAUACAAUAGCAUGACACAUGUGCAGGUUAACCUGCUUGCUAUUACUGCUCAUUUAUAAAAGGCUUAAUAUACUACUCAUGAGACGUAACAGGUCUACUAAACGCCUAACUAAGACCAGCUAACUAGGUGGCAUCAUCCAGACUAACCGUGCAACCAGACAACCAGAUACGCCCUAUAAAGCUGCAUUAUAGUAAACCAGCUCAGAAUAUCUACCGAAAUGUGCUAAGUGAUGCUCAUGCUUAUAACCCUGGUAGAUAACAACCAGGGGUGCGUAGCUAGCUAGUUUGUCCCCCCUCCUUGCUUAUGUUAUUUAACAGUCAUCAUACCUAGUGAUCAUUAUGCACAAAUCUCCUGGACCAUUCCUAAUUUAGAGAAGUAUGAUUUCAGCACUCGACUUAGCUAAGCUUAAAAACAGUCUUCACGUCCAUAUAUCUAAAAAAAUGUGCAUUGUAUUCCAAGGUCAUGCUAGCAAUCCCUCGUGUUCAUCCUAUGUUCCCUAGCAUGUUAUUAUUUUAACGGCAAAGCAUAUAAUCUGUAUUUUAGUCACUCUUUACUAAUAUGUCUCACAACUGCCGAUAUAACUAUUUUACUCGCAACGCACUCUCUUACGUAUACAACCUGUUUCAUAACAAAAAAUGUGCAACUGUAUAUCGUGAUGACCUUAUAUGCAUUAUUCCGCUUGUGUCUGCUGUCGUGGCACCACAGGUCUGUUUGUUGACUCUGUUGCACCAAAAAUAAAGAAUUUAAUAAAUAUUGCACUGGUUGUGUAACCAGUUGGCGUAUUUGUUCUUUUUUUGUUGUUGUUGCUGUUUUAUUUUUUACAUUAAAAAAAAAAAAAAGAUUUAAUUUGGGGGGAUUGUUUAGCACAUAAUAAUAGCUAAUUACAUCCUAAAUAUGUAUUCUAAUUAAUUUACCAUCAUUCCAUAUUAAUUUAAAUAUAUAUAUAUAUAUAUAUAUAUAUAUAUAUAUAUAUAUAUAUAUAUAAUUAAUUAAAAUAGUUUUUGUUUAAACCAUUACAUUAACACCCAUUAGAUUAGUUAACUAUAAUGGAUAGAUAAAGAAUUCUUCGAUGUUCCAUUUUAAUGCAGUUAAACUUGCCGCAAUAGAUAUGUCCAGAAAGAUAAUACAAUGUAUUCGUUAUUGUAAGAUGGGAAACACUAGGAGAGCAGAUGUUUUGAGUUAUCAAUGUUUAAUGCUUUCUGUUCCCCAUAUGAUUUGUUCUCUUGUAUUAAGCCCGGUAAUGAUGGCUUUUUGUUAGAAGUGAACUGGGUCCCACUCGCUGCCCGUGCUGAUAAGUCCUCGCCUGUUGAAAUUCUCAGGUUAGUUAGAUUCAGGAUUAGAGUUAAUGAAUUCCAAACGCAGCAGCAGCUUAGAUGAAGGAAUAGCAUGUGUGCAAGCUCUACCCUGCAACUUGAGAAAUGCAAAACAUACAGCGUGCUUCCAAGACAAGGCUAUGUACACUCUAUAAUGGGAUUCAUGAUCUGUAGUGCCCCCCUAUGGCAGUUUAUUAUUAUUGCAUGGCAGGACUAUGGGUAGUGUCCUGGUUCUCUUUUCCCUGUCAAUAUUUACACUGUGUGCUGUUUCGAUUACUGAAUGCCUUUCCAACUCCUCUACUGGUAUCUGCAUUUUAUAAUUAAAGGGACACUGAAGAUUUUACCUGUUUAGAGGUUUAGCAUCCUCCACCCUUUCAUGCAUUUGAUGACUGCUAUGGAAAAUGUCAAAUAAUUGAAUACUAUCAUGCAGUAACCACCACAGUUACUAAUUUGCCAUGAAGGGUGCAAGUCACCCUCCUGGUUCCAACCACAACCAGCAAGUCCAGGAACCUUUUUUUUUUCUAAAUUAAAGGAUUCCUUAAGUAUGCCAGUUUCUUUGCCUUUAUCAAGCUUGACUUGAUGACACGGUAAAUGGAUUGAUUUAUUCGCAAACAAGAGUGCUGAACCAUUUUUCUUAGUCUUAAAAAGAAACAAAUGUGCAUUGGGGGGAACCCAAAAUGUCCAUGAAUAUUUGUCUCUUUUUGGCUGAAAAGGAUCCAUUUCUUCUGAUGUUCAAUGAGCAACUGAGAAAUGAAUAUGAGAGGUAGCGUGGAUACAAAUGCAUAAGACAUCAAGUGCGCAUAUGAGCAGCUAUCCUCGUAUUGACGGGCUGCUGUUGCAUAUGUUGUCAUUCACACAGGUAAAGCAAAUCUUGUGACACAUUUCUUUACAGGUGUGUACUAUACAAAUAUGCGUAAUUCCAGUGCAAUCGACGUCAUGGUCAUAGACCUAUUUACUUAUCCCAUUGAAUUCAUCUGGUGAGUUCCAUCGUAUGCACUUCAAUGGCAAUUUGUAAAAAAAUAAUUAUUUAUUUUAGUUGUUCAUAGCCUUGCAUUGCCAAAACAGGUGAUGCAGACAGUUCAGCAAACAUAGAGAAACAGUGGUAUGGCAUACUACAUUGCUCAUUUUUGUGAAAUAGUACAGAAUACAUAAGAAAAGAAACAAGCUCUCUGCACAGUUUUACAGUAACAUCAUGCUAGGCUAACGUGACUAGGAGGUCAUUCCACAGGAGAUAUACACGCUUAAUAUCAGUGUCUAGACAGGUAAGGGCAUAAAAUGAAAGCUCAGCGUUAGGUUAGGUAUCCAAUGGCAAUUUUACCUAAAUUUAGGAUCCUUGGUCAAACCGUAAGGCUCAGCGAAAUUUUAAUCAGACACUCACGUAUUGGGUUAACCAUACUCUCACUUGCUCUUACACUUCUCAGUGCACCACACAUGUCCGGUGCAAUGUGCACGUUAUUGUAGUUGGUUAUGCUGGGCAGAUUUCUACUAAUAUAUUUUUUCAUCUCAUAAUUAGCACAUUGUCCCAUUCACAUAUUGUCAUAUAAUGAAUAACAAAAUGCAUUCUCCACCUGCAUUUCGUCCAUCUCAUUAUCAAAAGGAGUUUCAAUUACUUUUGGUAAGGCACUGCUGAUACAGUUAAAAGUAUAUUAUGGUACCUGGUACCUGUCUAACAUAAUGUACACGUUUAAACCAGUAGGAACUCAGACUGUACAUUGAGUAGUGUAAGUUGAAAAAUAUAAAAAAUAAAAUGAAAUUACCAUUUUAAGCUUAACCAUGGCAUGAUUUCGUAGUUUAUUCUUUCUUUAUAGAAAGUAGAUAACUCAUUAGCGCUAUGUACCAUUUAUGAUAAUCACAAUCUUUUGUUAAAGACAAAGAUGCACCCUUGCCUGUUGACUUAUUCAGCAUUGUCCAAUAAAAACAGAAAAAAAGGAGAUUUAGUACAAACUGAACAUUUACAGUAGCCCGGGGCAAUACUAAAGCAUGAUGCGAGGUAUAUAAUUGUGUGUUUCCUAUUUUAUCAAACGUUUGUCCAAAAAAGCUGUGCAUAAAAGAUCCAAUACCUUGAGGGUUUUCUUGUGAAUUUUAAAUCACUUUCCUCGUUAAGCCUCAAAAGGAUCUGUGGAUGGAGAGGUUUCUUGAUUUCCUUUGAAGUGCUGUGAAGAAGUUGAUUAAUCUUGGCAAGAGAGCACUCUUUCAUGGCUCCAUUAAUAAAUAAUUCCUACACACGCAGUUGGAAUUCCAAGGUGCGAGUAGUUAGACUUUAACAAACCCGAGUUUAAUAAUGGAAGUGAAAGUAUGCUUUGGAUUUUAUUACUCAUGAUAAAAUAUGCAAUGGGUCUGUCCAUAGACAAACAGCCCGAAAUGAACAAAUAGUCUUGUGCUCGUUAGAGAUUUUUUUCUAUUCUGGUUAUUUUGUGGAUCCUAAGCAGGUAGUAGUUGGAUAGUAAGUGUUAAGUUGUGGUUAUCUACCAGUUAUGGAGAACAAUAGCUAAUGGCAAACAAAAACAUGGAUAAACAUACACUUUCUUAGGGUAUUUUUCCUCACAGCAGUUCACUUGGAACCCAAAUGGCCUAGAUUUCAUCAAGUUGAGUUGAGUGAAGCAAACAUCCUGUCAAAUCGCCAUGGUAAUAUUCUUACCUUGAAUUCAGGUAACUAAUGUGCUAUUGUAGGUCCAUAUACUUGUAGUUGGGUAUUAGUAGCAUCAGAUUGGCUCUGGGUGCUCACUUACACGCCAUUCUCUCAUACUAUUAAUGACAUUAAUCAUGUCCCUUGUCCUGGGAAAAGCUGCUUCUCCGAUAUGUCAAUCACAUACCACCUGACCUAGAGGACGCUGCUUUUUGUCUUUUAAUGCCAAAUAUUCACUGUGUAAAUGCAGUCUCUUUUCUGCCUUGUAUGACACUACUCCUUGUGUCACUCUGAUAUCGUCCACUGGAAAUAGUGUGACUAUAGUUCUCCUACUGAUUACCAUUAUCAUGAUUUUGACUAGUCUCCAGUUUUGCUGACUUUUGGGUAAGUUACUUCACCAUUAAUUUAUGGUGUCUGCCCUGACUAUGGCAUUCCCUGACUUUGUCUAUGUAUCAGUCCUCUUAUUACUGUUGUCUGUCAGCUUGUAUGGUGCCAAGGAUACGUGUUCCCUUAUCCAUGUCUGGACGAUACGGGAACACGCAGAAUUAAGUAAAACAAAGAAAAAGUUAAUCUAGUUAAACCGGUUCUUAGGAUGGCCGGACUUAACGUAAAAGAAUAGUAAGUAAAAAGCUGAGGUCAGGGACACAGACAGACACAAAAACGAAUAGACAAAGCCAAAAGGUCAAGGAUACCAUAAUAAGGGAUAGUCAAGAACAAGCCAAAAUCAAAAUACCAGAAGAAAAACUAUAAGAACGCAUUUGCAGAUAACCAGCAGGUGGAAACCUCGACAGGGCAGUGAUAAAACACAGAUUUGGGUUAAAAUAACCCUAAAACAAUCCUCAUUUGUCAGUAUGGGCCCUUUGACCCCCAGACAAUGACGUGACGGUGCACGCAUGUUUGCAUCAAUAAUCAAGUGGCCAGAGGUGGCGCUGUAACACUGCAUGGAACUGAGGUGGUCAACAUCCUUAUUAAUGCCGGGUGCAGCAGCUGAGGCUGAUCAGGUCCGUGAACCGCCAGGAAACAGAUAAGUUCUUCUUCCUCAAUAUUACGUGACCAUACCAAUCGAGUGCCGUUGCACUGCAUCCUCCUUAGGCAGUGUUAUGAUUGGACUGUUGGUGAUUUUUAUUAUUAAUCUUUUCAUUGAUAUAGAGCCAACAUAUUCCGCAGCGCUUUACAGUUAUAAAAUGGGAUUUUUUAACAAAAAGUAAUUUACACAUGGAAUAUAACCGAGACCAGAGGUGAAGAAGGCCAUGCUCAAACAAGCUUAAAGUCUAUGAUACACACAAGAGAAAUAACAGCAUGUCAGAGAGCAUAGGGAUCGAUGGGUAAGAUAAAAAGAAAAAGGAAUACCAGUUGGACCUACAUGGUGUAUUGGUCCAGGGCUUAACAUUUAAGUCAACUAUAGAAAUAAUUUACAGUUCCCAAAAGAAAACAGAUGGGAAAUGCUACCUGGUAUAGAAAGUAGAACAGAAAGUAAACUUAUAAUGCUGAACUAGUUCUAGUAAAAUACAUGGUCAGUAAAAAAUUAUAAUACAAAAAAGCAUUACUGAUCUGCCUAGUGAUCACUUAAACUCCCAGAUAUAAAUGAAAUAGGAGGAGUAAAAAAUGUCUUUAUUAAAGUGUUUGCCAACUAGCCCCUCCUAUAUUAUUGGCAUGUGGAAGUACCAAACAGUGGCAGGAGAGUGAGUGAGAUGGGCUAUAGAGGCGUGGGAAGUGGUGAGGGCUGUGGAAUGAGAAAAAUGAUACCCAGGAAAAUGGUAAACUUUCCUAAAGAGGAGUGUUUACAGUGAUUUCUUGAAGGACUGGAGGCUAGGGUAGAGUCUGAUGGAAACAAAUUCCAAAGAAACGGGGAAGCCCUUUAAAAACCCUGCACAUGAGUUGGCAGUGUGGGAACGAGUAGAUGUCAGGAGAAUAUUAUUUGCAGAGAAACGUUAACGAAAAAAGGUAUAUUUGUUGAGUAAAAAGGAAAUGAACUGAGAAGUGGAGUUACUGAGAGCUUUGCAGGUUAGUAUUAGCAGUUUGAAUUGGAUCAUGAAUUGUACAGGAAGCUAAUGUAAUGAUUGGCAAAGGGGUGAGGUAUGGGAGUAGCAGUCAGGAAGAUCAGCCUGACUGCAGCAUUCAUUACAGACUGAAGAGGGCCAAUGUGGAUAUUUGGAAGGCCGAUGAGCAGUGAGUUGCAAUAGUUAAGUCGGGAAAUGAACAAGUGCCUUAGGUCUUGGGUUUGUUGUAUCAGAUUGAAGAGGGUCAAGGAGAGUAGUAUUGAUAAAGUGAGUUAGACAGGUAAAUACAACCCACUCAUGAAGCUUAGAAGUGAAGGGGAGUAGUGAUAUGAGACGGUAGUUAGGAGGACAGGUUGGGUCAAGAGAUGGCGUUUUUUUAGGAUGUGAUUAAUAAAUGCUUGUUUGAUGGAAGAGAGGAAGAUCUCAGUAGACAAAGAGAAGCUGACAUUCUGCAUUAGUGAUGGUACCAGACUAGAUGAAAGAGAUUGGACAAGGUGGGAGGGGAUCAAGGGGAGAUGUGGUGCACUGAGGGGACAGGAGAAGUUGAAGGACCUUUAGCUUAGAGACUGAGGGAAAUGAGUUAUAAGUGGAAGAAGGUACAGGUUGGGAGGGAGGGGGAAAGAGGAGACUAAAUAGGUUAGUUAACAGCGUGGUUGCAGUGGGGCAAAGAAGGGAGUUAAAGGUAUGAAAGAGGUGUUUGUAAUCACGAGUAGGUUGAAAUGGGAGAGAUAAAUACUCUUGCUUGGCAAGGGAGAGGGCAGAAGUAUAGGAACGUUGCGUGAAUGUAAUGUAAAACAUCAGGUGUGUUGUGAGACCUUCUCCAUCUGCAUUCAGUAGUUUGGGAACAUCUUUGGAGAUAGCGGUUGAGCUUGCUGUGCCAGGGUUGAAGACGUAGCUGACACUUAGAGAGAGCUUUGAUUGGUGCCACUAUAUCUAGAGCAGUCGAGAGGACAUAAUUAUAUUAUGAGAUAGCUUGAGAGGGACAGGAGAAAGUUGAAAGGGGAGAAAGUGGGGAAGAGAAGUGAUUUAGAUCAAGUGAUCUAAAGGUAUCUUAUGGACCGAGAUCAGCUAGAAAUUGUGUGUGUGUGUGUCUAUCUGUCUGUUUGUAAGUAAGUGUGUGUAUGUGUGUGCCUGUUAGUGAGUGUCUCUCAGUUUGUGUGUCUGUCUGUCAGUGAAUGUGUGUGUGUCUGUCUGUCAGUGUGUGUCUGGUAGUGUCUAUCUAUUAAGGUUUGUGUGUCAGUGAGUGUGUGUUUCUGUCAAAUCAGGGAGUGUAUGUGUCUGUCAGUGUGUGUCUACUUAUGUGACCACCCUCCUCCCCAUCCGAUCGCAGUGGAAAGGUGUUUUCAAUUACCUUUACCCACAUGCCGUGCCUGUCUCGCCAUAGCGGAGAUUAUUGUUCUUGAUCACAUGAUGAUCACACUGUGCAGCACUGGGCUAGAAAUCACCACUUGAGUCACUGUCACUGUUUACAUUGAAAAUUGUACAGGGUCAGGAUAUAGAAACCAGAACCACUACAUUAAGCUGUAGUUUUUCUGAGGACUAUAGUGUCACUAUAAGAACUGAAUUUUUGUAGUUGAAAAUGAAACUGUUGGUUUAAAAAAAAACAAAAAAAACCUGUCUCCUAACUUUUUUUUUUUAGCUGGCUCCUUGAUUCCUAGUAAAUUUGUCAAGUUCUACUGGAAAACAUUGGAUUGGCUAAGAUCAUCAAUUUUGAUAAUAUUAGCCAAUUACAUGGAGCAAGGCAGAGCCAGCUGGAGCGAGACCGACGCGGUGCUAGAUAAAGGGGGAGUAAAACAUCUUUUUAAAGAGAACUAGGAGAGGCUGGUCACCUAAAAUAGCUUUUUAAAGCUACAGUGCCAUACCUGUUUGUGUUCCUUUAAGCUAAAGUUGCUUGAUGCCUAUAGUGUCCCUUUAUGUACUCUAAAAUCUAAAAUAUCCAUGAUCACAUUCCCUAAAAUAAAAGUGUGCCUCUUUAGUGAUUUAAAUUAUUGCAACAGUUGUUGCUAAUAAAAUCCUACAGUGUGAUAAUUUGGGAUGUUCUUAUUAUGUUUACAUUUACAAAUACAUGACAUGAAGUUAUACAUACAUUAAAUACAUAAUCCUAUAACUAUAGGAUAGCAAGCAUGAUAUAUUCGCUUUUUAAUUAUAUCUAAUGAAAGAACGUUUUUGACCAUAUCAUUUGUUUUACUUCACAGUGCCAAGAAUUUUUGUUCUGGGUCCCCCUGCAUCAGGAAAACACACUAUGGUAUGCACACUAUUUAUUUUCUUUUAUUUAUAAAUAAAUACAAUUGUCUUGUAAUACAACUCUGUGGUUUAUGUUAUUGCUAUAUAUAUAUAUAUAUAUAUAUGUAUAUAUAUAUAUAUAUAAAUAAUAAUUGCCUAGAAAUUAUGGUAUAUAAUCACUAAACAGUAUACAGCUAGUUUGCAAAUGCUAGUCUGAAGCUCAACUUCAAAAAAUUAUACAACUCUGCUAUUCUGGUAUAAGGUUUGUAAACAUUUGAUAAAUUAUUGUUAAUAACCCCUCAAAGCUUAAAUAGACAGAUAAUAGAUAAUGUAAAGAUGGCCCUGGUGAAAUCAUUUUUUUUUUUUUUUUGGGGCCCCUCUAGUGUCAUACAACUCCCACGGUGCUAUGCCAGCUGAGGUCUACCAUUUCCCCAUCCUUGCAGGGUUGUAUUUGUAAGCAGUGUCUGUGCAUGUGAAUGUAAGCAUGGUUUUUGUAAAGGGUAGGUGUGUGCAUAAAAGGGGCGUAUUUGCAUGUACUGCUGCCAUACAAUGUUGUACUUGUGUGUAGUGUUCUCUUUUAAAUGCAGGUGUGAUUUUUUUGCUAAUGUUGGUAUUUGAAUAUCAUUUUGGUGUUUUAAUACAAAGGCGUGUUUGUAUGUAAUGUUUGUGAUUGCAGGGAUGUGCUUGCAUGUGAUGUUGGCAUAUGAUUACUGGGAUGUAUGCACAUGCUCACAUACACUGCCACAUACAUGAAUACAUACUUACACAGACAUACAUACACAUUAGCACACACAUAUAAACACACUGACACAUAAACACAUUCAGAUACACAGGGGCGUACCUAGAGCAUUUGGCACCCGGGGCGGAUCCUGUGCUUGGCACCCCCUUGGCCCCCCUUACCCCCCCCCACAAAAAAAAAAAACCUGUAAAAAAUGUUAAAGGUUUUUUCUUUUUUUUUUACAAUUUGUAAACUUUGCAAAACCGCUGUCAGCCCCUCCUACAAAACCCUUGUCCUGCCCCGCCCCUCCUACAAAACCUCUGUCCUGCCCCUUCUACAAAUCCUGUACUGCCCUGUCUACAAAACCCCCGCAACCCCCUUCCACAAAUCCCCUGCUUAUCCCCCCUUAUAAAGACUCCUGUCCCAAUACAAAACCCCUGCCCCCUUCUACAAAAUCCCUGCAGCCCCACACACUCAGUUACAGACAGACUGUCACACACUCAGUUACAGACAGACUGUCACACACUCAGUUACAGGCAGACAGUCACACACUCAGUUACAGGCAGACAGUCACACUCAGUUACAGGCAGACAGUCACACGCACACAGACACACAUGCAGUCACAGACAGUCAUAUAUACAUUGACACACACACAUGACAGCAGCAGACAGUCACAUGCAGUAAAUUAGAGCUUAGUGCCACGAAUAAUAUACUAGAUUGCGUACUUACAACGAGAUGAGGAUGAUGAUGGGCUCUAGCUGCAGUCUGGCUCCACUGGUCUGGUGUAGAACAGGCUCUCUGGAGGCGGUUUGUAACUGUGGUCACAAAAAUCAAUGUUCUGGGAGAACGGGAAGCAGCUCCAUUUUUUGGGGGCCCUUUACACAGUUUAAGGUCUGGGUCCCAGGGUCCACCUUCAUGUUCCAUCAAUGAGUUUGUUCACAGGGGGUGGAGUGUGUAAGGGAUGUCCUGAUAUGUGUGUAAGGAAUGCAUUGUGUGAAUCUGCGUUUGUAUGUGUAAGGGCUGCAAGGUGUGUUUCUGUGUAUGUACGGGAUGCAGUGUGUGUGUAAGGGGUGCAUUGAGUGUGUGUAAUGAAUGCAUUGUGUGUUUCUGUGUGUGUAAGGGAUGCAUUGUGUGUAACGGUUGCAUUGUGUGUUUUUCUGUGUGCAAGUGGUGCAUUGUGUGUGAUGAAUGCCAAUCUCCCCCCCCCCUUCAAUUUCCUUCUCUUCCCCCCCUCCAAUUUCUUUCUUUCCCCCCUCCCAAUUUCUUUCUUUCCCCCCUCCCACUUUCUUUCUUUAUCCCCCCCAAUCUUUCUUUAUCCCCCCUCCCAAUUUCUUUCUUUAUCCCCCCAAUCUUUCUUUAUCCCCCCUCCCAAUUUCUUUCUUUAUCCCCCCCUCCCAAUUUCCUCUCCCCCCCCACCACUGUUGUAGUGUGGCCGAGCUCUGUAUGGUCCACGGGUACAGGGAGCUUUUGUUUCCUGUACGCGGCCGGACUAAAAGGAAGUGCACACUGAGUCCGGCCGGGUACAGGAGACAGAUGCUCCCUGUACCCGCGGACCAUACAGGGCUCGGCCACGCUACAGUGAAGGAGUGACAGGAGGGAGCGCUUCCCUCCUGUCAGCCCCUCUCGUCAUGCUGUGCCCUGGCGGUGCGCCCACCUGGACACACCAGCCCGGGUAAAGCUGCAGCCGCCUAAGGCUCUCUACAGAGCGCUCGGGCGGCUGCAGCAUGAGGGUCAUGGCACCCCCCACUCUGGUGGCACCCGGGGCGGACCUCCCCCUCCGCCCCCCCUUAGUACGCCACUGCAGAUACACACAUUGACACAUACACACACUGCCACACUGAUACACACAAUGACAUAUACACAUAUUAUUAUUAUGAUAUUCAUAUAGCGCCAUCAAAUUCCGCAGCGCCUUACAAUGGACACACUUUGACACACACACACAUUCUUACAUUUUUAACCACCCUUCUGUUAACAUAUCAAUUGUGUGCAGGAGGGUGCUUUCCUGGGGUCUAGCUGCUGGCUGAGGCUGAUGGGAGUGUAGGUCUGACCCUCUCAUUCCUCUAUGGUGCUGCCUCUUCUCUCCCUCCUGCAGCCGGUGCCGCCUCCUCUUCUCUCCUCCCUUGCAGCUUUCUCUAUGAAGCUAGGAGGAAGUGACCUGCACUCACUUCCAACCAGGCUAAUGAUACUACAGGGGCCCAGGUCGCGCUGUUAAAGAGCUGUGUCGCCUGUUCAGGCUCAUGUUCAGCAAUGUCCAUCAGGUGGCCCCAGUUGUAUGGGCCACACAAGUGGGCCUCCUUUCCCAAUGUGCCUGCACCAGUGGUAGUUCCGCAGCUGUAUAUUCACUGCUCAGCCACAACAUUAAAACCACUGACCUUUAUUUAGCAAAGGAUCAGUCAGUUCUUGUAUUUCAUGUGUUGAAAGCAGGAAGAAUGGGCAAGCGAAAAGGUCUGAGUGACUAUGACAAUCGCCAAAUAGUGAUGGCUUAACAAGUGGGUCAGAGGAUCUGCGAAAUGGCAAGUCUUGUGGGCUGUUCCUGGUAUGCAGUGGUGCCCAAGGCUUAUUAAUGCAUGUGGAGAGCGAAGACUAGCCCAUCUGGUCUGAUCACCCAGAAGAGCUACUGUAUCUGAAAUUGCUGAAAACUAUAACUCUCCCUGCCUCUGCAGCUCCCCCCUCCUCCCUGGUUCCUACUGGCCAUGAAAGGGUUAAAAACCCUUUUAUUCCCUUAUCUGAUUCCAAUGCUGUUGUCCCUCAGGGCUGGAUCGGGCUCCUCCUCUGACAUCAGCGUGAUCUGGUAGCCAGAUUGCAUGCUUGACAAGCGCCAUGAGCUUAUUGGGCUUCCCCAUAGGAAAGGAUUGACUCAGUGAAGUAUACAUUUGCUAAUGCAAUGUAUCAAUAAAAGUUGAAUCUCUGUAAAGUAACAAAUCAUCAUGGAUGGUUCACUUUAAAGGAACACUAUAGGGUCAGGAACACAAACAUGUAAAUGUUAAAAACACCAUCUGGCUCCCACUUGCCCCCUAAAUGUAGCAAAAUCUUACCUUUAUUCCAGUCUGCUGCUGCUGGCUCUGUCCCUGACCUGCCUGUUUGGCUGACAUCAUCAGAGGUGAUGUUCUGAGCCAUUCACAAUGCUUUCACAUAGGAAAGCAUUGGAUUGGCUGGGACGGUCAAGCAGGCAGAUCAGGGGCAGAGCCAGCACAAGCCAAACACAAUCCUGGCCAAUCAGCAUCUCCUCAUAGAGAUGCAUUGAAUCAGUGAAUCUCUAUGAGGAAAGUUCUGUGUCUGCAUGCAGAGGGUGGAGCCACUACACUACAUGGCAGUACUGCAUAGUGUGCAGCACUGCCUCAGGAAGCACCGCUAGUAGCAACCUGAGGAGUGGCUAGUGGAGUUAUCACUAGGAUGUAAUGUAAACAUUGAAUUUUCUCUGAAAACGCAUAAAAAGCUUAAAGGAUUAUACUCACCAGAACAAAUACAAUAAGCUGUAGUUGUUCUGUUGACUGUAGUGUCCCUUUAAGUUAAUGGGAACAGUGGCUGAAAGAGAAUCCCACAAAAUACUAUCCCCUAAGUCCCUGCUCCUAUUAAACUAACGACAGUACGAUAUGUAGGGGGCUAACAGAAUGCCUUGAGUUUUCCUGCAGGAGCAGAUGGGAAUACAGGUUUGGAAAUGGUAACUAUAGCACUGUAGGUUAUGUAAUAAACUGUUUCUGUAAACUUUGCAAACCAGGUUCUGACUCUCAAUUACAAUGCUGACAUCAUCUGAAAUUCUAGAGAAGGCAAGUCACCCCAUAUUUUGUUUUUCUUUAUACGUUAACAACAAACAAAAUGGCAAUUAUAAAGAUUUUGCUGGCUAAAGUGAAAGUAUAAAUGCUGGUUUUCUCAGAAUUAGGCUGGGGCGCUGACAGUUACGGAACGUCCAAGCAGUGAAAAUCCUCUAUCUCAGCACCUGGGGACUUUAUUUCCAAAGCAUUCAAACAGCAGGUGUGAGCAGCUCUAUGUCUGAACAGAGGACUUUGCAAGCAAAAUGUUUGCAGAUUUUUACUGUCUCACAUAUGCUCCACAUUAGCAUACAUUUCUAUAAUUGAUAUAAAUGCUUGUGCAGUGCGCUCAUAUUCUGUUUUGUUUGUUUUGAUCAUCAGGCUGAUGUAAUUUUUUUUUAGUGUAACGCACAAUUUACUGUGACACUUUAGACUAUAUGUAAUAAUCCAAAGUAUUAUCUUUCUCUACCGUCAGUAAGGCGUGAAGUCAGACAAUGGCCCAGAGGCAAAGCUCCGUGUGCUCCUUGUCCAGCUUAAUGAUCACAAGGGUAGUAAUAAGAUUGAUUCCCCACAUCCAUGAUGCUUAAAACCAGGGCUGCAAUCAGAAAUGUUGGGGUCCCUUACACAGCUCAAUGCCCUUGUGACACUCCUCUGAUUCCACCCACAAAGCCCACCCUUGAUUCCUCUCACGGAGUGUAUGUGUGUAUGGGUUGUAAUGUGUGUGUGUGUGUGUGUUUAGGAAUGCAAUGUAGGGAUUCAGUGGGUGUUCAUUAUGGAUGCAAUGUAUGUGUUUGUAAGGGAUGAAGUUUGUGUGUAAGAGAUGCAGUGUAUGUGGUUGCAUAGUGGAUGAAGUGGAUGUGUGUGUGUGUGUAAGGGAUGCAUUCUGUGUGUGUGCAAAUUUGUUGAUAAUAAAUGGGUUCUCUUCUGUGAGGGGAAAGAGAGAAGCAGAUUUAUAUUUUCAUAUAAAUUGUUUUGUUUUGCUGACAAAUUCUCCCCCUCCCUCUUAUCUCUGGUCAGGGAUAAUACUGUAUUCUUUGGUAGUCUGGUAGUACUCUAAAGGCUCCCAGCUUCACCUCUGCCCCAGCUCUAUGUGGUAUCGGAGUGUUGCUGUAGUUACCUGCGUCAACACUCUGAAAGCAAGGGCUCGCGAAAGAGAGGAUCUGUAAUAGGUUGAAGCGAAGACUCUGCUGGCCCCCACUCUCGGAACAUGCCUGCAAUGGCCUGAGGAGGGAGAUCUUUUGAUUGCCCUUGUCUAUGUAUUUAUAUAUAUAUAUAUAUAUAUAUAUAUAUAUAAAAUCUUGCCUUCACCAACCUCUGUACCGCCUCUAAUCUCUCCAAUAUUCCUUUUCCUCUAUCUGACCACCAUCUACUGACUUUUGACAUCAGCACACCCAAGACCCAACUGACAUCACCCUCGGCAGAUCAAUAUCACAGUUACCUCCAAUGUCUUGACCUACAGCACUUCUCCACUAACCUCCAAACUCUCCUUUUACCCAUCUCAAACCUCACCUGCCCUCGAUCUGCAAUCUCUUUAAACAGAACAACUACAAUUCCACCAUCUCCUCUCAACUAGACAUCAUGGCACCUUCUACACUUAAACGCAGCAAGCGCCCCCAGCUACAGCCUUGGCACGCCAAGCUGACCCGAUACCUCCAAAAAUGCUCCAGAACUGUUGAACGCUGCUGGAGAAAGUCUCACUCCGCAUCUGACUUUCUGCACUAUAAAUUUAUGCUGCGCUCUUACAGCUUGGCUCUUUCCUCUGCAAAAGUAAAUUAUUUCAAUACCCUCAUAACCACACUCUCCUGUGAACCCAAAUGACUAUUUCACACUUUUGUGAAUCUUUUUAAUUUUUUUAUUGAGGCUUAGAUUCUCUAUAAGUUACAAUGGUACAGGCAUGACAACAACAGUCAGAACAAGUAUGUGCACAGUAUGACGACAUGGCGAGUUUGAUUAGGUCGCAAUAAUAAUUACAUCAGAAGCAGGAAUGCAUAUAGUAAGACCGUAUGGUAAUUUCAGUUUGAUCACAGUUACGGUGCACAAUUCUACAAUAAAGCAGUUUUGAAUAUGUCACGGUCAGAAUAAACUAGCCUCUUUUAUAUGAAUAAAACAAAAACAUGCGUUAUACAAGAGCAGAAAGAGUCAAGCUAGGCAGCAUGUCUAAGUGAGUAACAGGCACAACUUUCAGACUCAGAAAUAGGCUAGACAUGGUGUGUGUUAUGAAAAUAUAAUCAUGCUUGCUGAUAAAAUUACAAAUUAAAAAAAUAAAUUAAAACAUGCUGGACAUCAAUAUAAUGUGUUAACCAAGGUAAAAGUACAGGAGUCCACCUUGCUAUGCAUAAGGGGAAACACAGCUGUGGCAAAAAGCAGAAAUUGACGGUUCACUCAAGUUAUUGCUUCAUCCGAUGCCUAAUGUCUAUUUCACACUUUUAACUCUCUUCUUCGCCCUGUUUCUCCUCCUCCUCCUACCAACUUAAGCACCACAAACUUUGCAACUCACUUCACUGACAAGAUCUCUACAAUCAGGGAAGAGAUCUCUCAUCUCUCUACUUCCCCCAAUCUCACUCCCUCCGCUGUUCUAUGUUCAUUCGCACCCGCUACAGCAAAAGUUUCUGAUGUACUCCAGUCCUCCCGCCCCACCACUUGCUUCCUUGAUCCUAUACCCUCGCAUCUCAUUUGUACUCUGUCUCGUUCUCUUGCUUUGCCUCUCACUAAUAUUCUCAAUCUCUCCCUCUCAUCUGGCAUAUUUCCAUUACCCUUCAAACAUGCAACUGUAACCCCGAUUCUUAAAAAAAAAACAAAAAACAAAAAAAAAAACUUUGACCCUAACUCCCCGUCCAACUACUGCCCUAUUUCGCUACUGCCUUUUGCGUCCAAGAUACUUGAAAGACUUGUGUAUGUGAGAUUGACAGACUCCUCGAGUCCAAUUCUCUGCGCGACCCACUUCAGUCUGGUUUAUGCGCCCAAAGUAUCAAACGAUCUACUCGCUGCAAAAUCUCAUGGUCACUACUCUAUCCUAAUUCUCCUUGACCUUUCCGCUGCUUUUAAUACUCUUCAUCAUCAACAACUUCUUCUCAUCCUCUGUAAUCUCGGUCUACGAGAUAUUACUCUCUCCUGGUGCUCUUCCUACCUCACCCAGCACUCUUUUGGUGUUUCUUUCUCAAGGUCUGCCGCUUCCUCCCAACCUCUCUUUGUUGGUGUCCCCCAAGGUUCAGUCCUUGGUCCCCUACUGUUCUCGAUCUAUACUGCCUCCCUUGGCAAACUCAUCAGCUCCUUUGGCUUCCAAUAUCACUUCUAUUCAGAUGACACGCAAAUCUAUCUGUCCUCCCCUGAUCUCUCCCCGCCCCUCUUGACUAGUGUCUCUGACUGCCUCUCUGCUAUUUCUAAUUGGAUGGCUGCCCACUUCCUUAAACUUGUCCAAAAUAGAACUUCUGGUCUUUCCUCCUUCAAGUGUUGCUACUCCCGUGUCUGUCUCCCACCACGUUUACGGUGCUACCAUCAGCUCAACCACGCAGGCUCGCUGCCUAGGUGUUCUCUUUGACUCCGACCUCUCUUUCACUCCUCAUGUCCAGUCAAUUGCCAAAUCCUGCCGCUUCCAUCUCAAAAACAAUGCGCGCAUCCGCCACUACUUAACACCAGAUGCGACUAAGGUCCUUGUCCAUGCCACUGUCCUCUCUUGCCUUGACUACUGCAAUCCGGUUCUCAGUGGUCUUACAUGCUCCCAACUUGCCCCAUUGCAGUCUAUAAUGAAUGCGGUGGUGAGGCUCAUCUUCCUGUCCGCCUGCAACUCCCAUGCCUCACCCCUCUUUCAGUCCCUGCAUUAGCUUCCCGUAAGAUAUAUAGGGCUCAUUAUAAAAUUCUGGUUCUUGCUUUAAAAUCUCUACAUAAUGCUACUCCCACCUAUCUAUCCUCAUUAAUACACAAAUAGGUCCCGUCUAGGCCCCUACGCUGUGCCGAAGACCUGCGUUUAUCCUCUGUUCGUACUCCCACCUCUGAUUCUUGCAUUCAAGACUUCUCUAGGGCUGCAUCGUUCCUGUGGAACUCCCUUCUCUUCUCCGUUAGAUGCUCACCCAGUCUCCAAUCCUUCAAAAAAUCAUUAGAAACUCCCCUUUUCUCAAAAGCAUAUCAAUUAAACUGUUAAUGAUGCCAAAAAAAACCACACUAAGUCUUAAUUGAAUACUAUUCUACCAAUCUACUUCCCUAAUACUUCCCUUACAUUUUGUGCCACUUUACCCCACUCCCUCUAGCAUGUAAGCUCAGAGCACUUCUUGUCAGUACGGCCGGGUACAGGAAACUGAAGCUCCUGUGCCGUGGUCCGCUCCGCUCGGCCACACUACAAGAGAGGUAAUAAGGCACACCAGGGAGGAGAGAGGACCAUUAAGGGGGGUGGAGGGCUGUACUAAAGGGACAGGAGAGGGGAGAGGUACACUAAGGGUCUAAGAGGGGUGGGGAACACUAAGAGACAGGGAGGGGAGAUAAACACUAAGGGGGGGAGGGGAGAGAAAAACUAAGGAACAGGGAGGGGAGAGGUACACUAAGGGACAGGGAGGUGAGGAGAGGAACACGAAGGGACAGGGAUGGGAGGAGAGCAGGAAGGGAGAGGAACACUAAAUAUUCUUGAAAACAUAAAAAAAUCUGACUGGCAUGUAUAUGUUGUGCAUUUACCAUUUAAUAAAAAAAAGACUUGCAAAAAUCAAUAAAUAAUAAACAUGUUCAGUUAACAGUAGAUUUGUGUAGCAAUUGUUUCUUUUUUCAAAAUGGUGAAUGUACAGAAUAUCGGUAAGUUAUCGGCUAUCAUCCUGAAAGUUCACAGAUCAUCUGUAUCAGUAUCGGCUCUAAAAAAAAUAAAUCAAUAUCGGUAUAACUAAUAUAAUAAUAAUUAUAUGUGUGUGUGUAUAUAUAUACAUAUGUAUAUACAUAUAUGAUAAUCUCUAUAUACACAUUCUGCAUGUAGGGCCUCCUGGUGGCCCUGGACCCUUAUAUGUGUAGGGCUGUACCCUCCGAUUGCACUCCUGCUUAGAGAUUUUAUUAAAUAAGUCAGCUAGAGUACUCAUUUUGCCUAUAUGUUGUGUGUUUUAUUUAUUUUUGUUGUUCCAGAAGUCAGUCAUACAAAGGAUUGGAAUGGUUACUAGUUUCCAGUGCUAAAGCUUUCUCUCUUUGCUAACAUCUCACCACAUGUUCAUUUAAUAUUGGCUUACAUCAGGGUCAUUUUCCAUCAAGUUACAUGGAAAUGAAAGGCAAUUAACACAGCGCUUCCAGGAAAAGAUGAUGACCAUAAAGUAAUGUAAUCCCUACAUUUUAACAACAGCUUGAAACGCAAAUUAAAUGCAGCAAAGAAAAAAGAAAAAAAUUAGCCCAAAAUAUGUAGAGAGAGUUAGGAGAAUAAUAUUAUUGUCCUUUAAAAAAAAGGACAACUCCAUUCUAAUUUGUCCAUGUUUUUCUUUUUCUCAUAUGACUGUAUAUUUUCUAUAAUUUUUUUUGUCUAACAUCAAUUAGUACAUAAAUAAAAAUAAAAAAAACGAAUACAUAAAAUGAUCAACAAAUUAGUCAUUAUUUUUUUUCCACUAAAAGACUUCAAAAGAUGCAGGAAACUCAAACUUUAUAAAGAUAUUACUACUUUGAAACUUUUGCUUUUUUUAAAUAAUUUUUUUUAUACAUUGUGUUGCAGUGCCAUUUUUACCCCAAAUCACCUUGUUGUGCCAACUGUAAAACUACGUGCAGGCUGCAACCCUCCUGUGUCCCUUCUGCGUACACAACAGAGGAAUUUCACUGUGUUUAAACAUACAUUUGUUCAUAGAUCAUUUAUUUAAGGCGCUAGCUGGAAGGAGGUUGAAAUUCACUUGGCAUGGGGAAAAAUGCCUUUGAAACCUAUUUUCUCUUGCAAAAAAGUUGGACUUUUCUCUUUCUCUCCCCUGCAGGCAAAGCUGCUCUGUAAGCGCCUGAAUGCCACUCACAUCACUCUAGAGAAUUUGUUGUCAAAUGAUGUGUCUGCGCUGGUGAAAGAAGCUCACUCCUACAAAGAUAAAGGCCAGGUAUGGCGUCUGAAACACAUGCAUUAUUUCCAAAGACAUUGGUAUCUAUAACUGGAAAAAAAGGGUCAUUUUAUAUGUGCACUGAUACAGGCUGCUUGAAAUUUAAUAGCAUGCUGUAAAAUAUUACUACACUAGAACACACAGACUGAAAAUAUGAGUUUGUGCAUAGCUUAGGAGUGAGUUAUUGCCCAUGUUGGAGUUACUAAUUGCCAGGAGGGUAUAUGAAUGGCUAGGAAACAUUGCAUAUGAUUAUUACUGUCAAGUUGCUCUCCAUGUAUAAAGCAUAACAGGGUGAUAAAAAAUAAAAGAACUUAUAUUUAAUAAAAAGGAUUUAAAAACAAACAAACCAAUGUCUGUGUUGUGCUCUUCAAUCCUUUUCAGUUUCAUUCGUACGAUGUACAUCUAAAAUGCUGGAUCAGAAAUAUAAAUGUGAAUCUACCGAUUAGCCGAAGUAAAUGCUUGAUGGCUGUCCAAUCUUGCUUUUCUGUCUAUUGUUGGUCCGGAAACCGCCAUAGUGCUCAGCCAAUAUCAUGCCACUGAGAAAGGUUGGAUUUGUAGUCAUACCACACAUCCACUGUUGUGCUAUGAUAUUUUUCUUAAAUUUUUUAGGUUUUGCCAUCAUUUUUUGUUCUCAAUCUUCGUUCAAAAAUAAUUAUUUUCAAGUACUCCCUAGACUUACAGUCAUGGGAAAAAGAAAGUACAUCUUUGAGUUCUGUGGUUUUAUAUAUCAGGACAUAAUAACAAUUCUCUUAGCAGGUCUUAAAAUUAGGUAAAUAUAACCUCAGAUGGACAACAACACAUGACAUAUUACACAGUUUUAUCAUUUAUUUAACAAAAAUAAAACGAAAAUGGAGAAGCCAGAUUGAGAUCUUGGAAAUUUGGAGGCCAAGGCAACACCUUUAAGUCUUUGUCAUGUUCCUCAAACCAUUCCUGACCAAUUUUUGUAGUGUGGCAGGGUGCAUUAUCCUGCUGGUAAACUCCACUGCCAUCAUAGAACACCAUUGCCGUGAAGGGGUGCAUGUGAUCUGCAAUCUCUAAGUAGGUGGUAUGUGUCAAAGUAACGUCCACAUGAAUGCCAGGUCCCAAGGUUUCCCAGCAGAACAUUGCCCAGAGCAUAACACUGCCUUCACCAGCCUGCCUUCUUCUUCACAUAGUGCUAUCUCUUCCCCAGGUAAAAAACAUACCCUGCCAUCUACUGAUCAAAAAAAUAAAAAGGUGAUUCAUCAGACCAGGCAACCUUCUUCCAUGGUCCAAUUCUGAUGCUCACGUCCCCUUUCGGCAGUGGACAGGGGUAAUCAAAAACACUCUGACCUGUUUGUAGCAACACUGUAGCAUACGUACUAAACUGCAGUUCACUGUGUUUUCUGAUAUCUUUCUGAUAUCUUUCCAUCAUGGCCAGCAUUAAGUUUUUCAGCAGUUUGAGCUACAGUAGCUCUUCUUUGUGAUUGGACCAGACAGACUAGCCUUUGGUCCCCACGUGCAUUAAUGAGAUCCUCUGACACAGUCGUCUAACCAUCACUAUGUGGCUCUUGUCAAAGUCACUCAGAUCUUUUAUUUAUUGUAAACUAGCUUUAAGCCAAUCUUAUCACUAGAACCAUUACAUGCUGUUGUGGUGUUAUAAGGCUAUGAGCACUGUUCUCUGGUGCUGGGUUUAAACAUUUUCACAGAGUUUCACCAAGGGACCUUGAGGCCCCCGUGGCCUGGCUCCCGCUCUUGGAUCACCAAUGCGGAAAUCCAACUUCCUUUUGUAGUAAUAGCAAUUUAGUUGAUAUGUGGACGGCAUUGAUAGAGUGCGCUUUUGAGCUGACCCUCUCAGCCUUUGAAUGAUGUCCAUAGUUGAUAUUGCUAAACUUGAAGGGAACUUUCACUUUAGCAAUAUCACAGAAGACCAGAUGGACUAGCGGUAGCUAGGGUACCCUGAUAAGCAUCAAAUUGUUUGACUUCAAAAAACGUUUCACUCCAUACUGUGCGAUUUUCCCAGGAAGCUAUGCCACCAUAGCAACUACAGCAAGCUAUAGUUGCUUUAGAUGAUAGUCAUUAUUAUUAUCAUUAGUUAAUUUUAAUGGUUCACUGAAAUGAGGCACCUGUGACUAGGAGUGCUAUAAUCAGAAGAAGGGGAAAUAUCCACAAUAACAUUUUAAACAAUAUAAAAUAUCCACAGUAGUAUAAAAUAUCCACAUAUUUUAUGUGGAUAUUUUGUAUUGUUUAAAUAAAGGUAUUUUGGCCACUUCCAUUUGUGAGUAUGCCAUUUUACUUUUUUAUUUGUUCUUUUAUUUUCUACCUGGCAUCCAUUUAUUGUUCCAGUGAGGACUACUCCUAAAGAAUCCAAGGUGGGGAUUAUACCAUUUACGUCCUAUACAGUGAGCAGUUUAUAUGCUCUACUAAAUGUAAGUAAUCAUUUAUUUCAUUUUACUGGCAUUUUUUUUACACAGUGAGCACUAUUGUUUUCUCUUUUAAAUUUAUGGUAUACACAUUGACAAAACAUCUACCUAACAACAUAUCAUUACGUAUCCCUAAGUGGGGAUUGUGCCACUGCAUGCUAUCCAUACUAGAGCUGGUUAUAAGCUCUUAAAAACGUGAGUAGGACUAUAUUAGACUUUUUAUACUGGUAUUCUCUAUCUCUGGGAUAUAUUGCACUAUUAGUUUUUUCUUUUGUUUUUACAUACUGAUGAAUACCCUGAUCUGACACUGUUUUAGAAGAAUUAUUCCAGGCAUAUUUGAGGCUAUAUCUUCUGGCAAGUUUUAUUGGGACAAUAAUUGGACGACUUCUUAUUAUUUUUUUAUCUUGGAUUUUUUUUUUAUAUAUAUAUUGGAUUUUUUAUAUAUUAGUAACUAUAUAUUGUCUAUUCUGUUUUGACACAACCUUAUCUCCUCUUUUUUGUAGUUUUUACUUACUUGUGGGGCUUAGAUGGAGCCCUACCAUUUUAGGUGUUGCUGCCUCAUUUACAUAUAUUCUACAUUUUAUGUUUGGUUUUCCAUAUAGUUCAUAGAUCAGGGAUAGGCAACCUUCGGCACUCCAGAUGUUGUGGACUACAUCCCCCUUAAUGCUCUUACACCCAUAAUGCUGGCAAAGCAUCAUGGGAGGUGUAGUCCAAAACAUCUGGAGUGCCGAAGGUUGCCUAUGCCUGUCAUAGAUCAUAAGAGAGCUGCCUGGAUGAAUUGAUACAAAUAUUCUAUCAAUCAGACCCAGCAGCACCCUUAUAAUAUAGCAUGUGAAUGAUUACAUUCUGUUCUAUAUAAGACAUAUAUUUUUGCCACACUGCCAAUUUCUGUGCCUUUCCUGAAAUCCUCCAGUCUUUACGCCCAUCAGAAGUAGAAGUGCUGCAAUUAACAGAAUAUAUUGCAAAUCCCUCGGUUAAGCUGCAGGAGUUGGUUGAGAUCUUCAGAAUGGAUUAGCAGUUGUGGACUGUGUCAGCGAUUAGUAUGUGCCUGGUAUCUGUUAAUUCUCCAAUGAUCAGGCGCUGGGCUUUCAAUUGCUCGUAAUGAACAUCCUUUUUUCGAGAAACGAUUUUAAUGAUCGCGGUGUUUAUUAAUUCUAGAUUUUUUUAUUUUUUUUUACCCUUCAGUAUUAGGAUAAAAUUACAUGCACUCAUAGAUACAAAGCAGAUUUAUCUACUGUGUAACGGUACAAGGUUUAAACUAUAUUCCUUCACAGGCCGUACUUCCAUGAAGGUAAUUAGGGAUUUCCUUUUAAGCCUUGUGCCGAAUCAAAUGUUAAAUCUGCAAAACAUCAUAAAAGAUCUUCUGGACUUGACUGAACAAAGUAAAAAUAUUUUGACGAGAAACAACCGGGAGAAGAUAUAGAUUUUAAAUAGAACGGUACAAUUAACAUAAUUUUAUAUGAAAAUAAUAACCCAAAGGAAAAUAGAAAAAAGGGAAAAAAAAUAUAAAACAUUGCUUUGUUUUUCUUUCUUUCUUUGUAUGAGAUGUAUCUGCUGCAAGAGAAGAGAAACAAACAAAGAAAUAUAUAUGUAUAUAUAACAAAAUAAAAAUAAAAAGCAAAUCAUUGUGUAAUACUCAAUAAAUACUUGAAAAAACAACCUGCGUUGUAAAGUGAAGAUGGCACUUUACAUACAGGAAACUUCAGAGAUCGAGGGUUCUGGCUCUAUUAGGUAUGUUAAAGCCAGCCUUCUUUUUUCUUAAAUUGGCUUGGUGGCACUGUGUAGACUGGGCCCCUGGUAUACACACGUCUGUUUUUUGACAUGACACAUCAAAGUUGCACACAAGACAGUAAUGCUGCCAGUGAGCUGCAUGAUACACCUUUGGAAAGCAGCAUACUCAAAGCCACAAAUUUGCUCUCCUGCAGCGAGAGGUUCUGACACACCACCCACUGGGACUCGAUGACUGAAGACUGUAUGCUUAAUUUCCUCUUUCCUUUUUUUCAUUAUAUUUCCUGAAGGGUUAUUUUUUUUUUUGUACUUUUUUUUAUAAGCAGAUGAUCUUGUAUUCAUUGUGAGCCCUGUUUGCUAUUUUCCCAAGACAUGCACUAUAUAUAUAUGUUUAUUAUUUUUUGUCUGUGUUUUCUUAUUUUUUUAGGACAUCGCAAAUGAACUGUGGGCCAAACUUAUUCAAGAACGACUGUCUAAAGUGGAUUGCGUAAAACGAGUAAGCAGACAUUUUUUAGUCCAUAAGAGAUAUAUUUGUAGACAGUAGUUUAUCUUGUCAUUUUCAUGGACUUGUUAUUUUUUUUUCACUAACAGUAAUAUUAAGAAAACAAAGCAAAAAAAAUAAAAUAGUUUUUGAAAUUCAGAUGGUGUUUGAUGGAGUUGUUAUUUUAAAAGAUUUGGGUGAAUCAAUCAGUGUGUCAUGUGGCGCUGACAGGUGCUUAUAGAUAUUAACCUAACUGUUUGUCCCCUUAAUCCCUUAAGGACCAAACUUCUGGAUUAAAAGGGAAUCAUGACAUGUCACACGUCAUGUGUCCUUAAGGCUUUAAAUGAACACAUUUAUUCCUGUCACUAUAGGUGUGAAAACAUAACUUAGGUCCCCGGACCUCCUUAUUCCAGUGCUGAGCGGUUCUCCGCCUCCUUGGCUUAGAUCAUCUAACUUGAUGAUCUCAAAAAAACAAUGCUUUCCUGGGAAAGCAUUUAGAGCCUAAUGCGUAUGGAAAACACCACACUGCACCAAUCAGCAUCUACUCAUAGCGAUGCAUUGAAUCAGUGCAUCUAUAUGAGGAACGUUCAGUGCCUCCAUACAAAAUGUGGAGAUGCGAUACAUUAUUGCUACACAUUGUGCAGCACUGACCCAGGAAGCACCUCUAGUGGCUGUCUGAGUAAGUGCAUCUCGAGGUGUUCAUAGGCAGUAAUUUAAAUACUGCCUUUUCUCUGAAAAGGCAGUGUUUACAUUAAAAAGCCUGCACAGACAGGCAGUAGACACCAGAUACACUACAUUGAACUGUAGUUGUUCUAAGGGCUUUAGUGUCCCUUUAAGUUUCAGAGGCCAAGAUAAACUGGACCCAUGAUGACCUUUGCAAUCAUGCGAUUGGGGACUAAACACCUUUUUUUUUUUUUUUUUUGCUAAUCUGUUGAAAUUAAUCACUUUUCUAAGAUACUCGAUAAUAAGGCAUCAUGGGUUACAACAGGGAAAUACCGUACUAAUCUCAUAUGACUUUGAUCAUCAGAUCUCAUAGUUGUAUGUAGACAGUUUAAUGAAUUAACAGAAACUUUUUCAAUACUUACAGUAAUGGUUUCCUCCUCCCUCUCAGCUGAUAGGACAGGAAUAUUCAAAUUAAAAUUAAAGACAUUUAUAAAAGCAAUCUCUUCCUCUUAAACAGCAAUGAUGUAGCCAAGUGACAGUUUGAUGCUGACAUAUUAGCCAGGAAAGGAAAACGACAAUAAGUAUUUUGAAAAAUAUUCUGUUUUCCUGGCUAAUUCAUGUCAGCAUCACCUAUGGAUUUCCAAAGUUUACACUGGUGGGAAACAAAAAAGGACAAAGAGGAGUCGCUGCAAAAAUAUAAAUUAAUGAGACAUGACUGAAUGUUUUACUGAACUGAUCCUUUACUCUUAAGGCCAUAAUAUGUUGUACAUAUAUAUGAAUUUUCAUCAGACUGAACAAAUCCAUAUUGCUCUGCAGACUUCAAAUCUCAAUGAUGUCUGUAAUCCAUGCAUUAACAGGGGAAUGUCUGUGGGCAGCCUUAGCAUUUAAAAAAAUUCAGUGUACAUAAAAUUUACAGGGUCAUUCACUAAAGUGAGAAUUUAAAGGGCAUUUCAAAUUUAAGGCCAAAACAAUGCUUCCAGUUCAGCUACUUUAUCCUCAAAUUUGAAAUUCACUUUAGGUUCUAACGUUGGUGAAUAACCCAAUUAACCUAUACAUCUGUAUACGGAAAUGUUACCUUUCAUCAAAGUUAUUGAAAAUACAGAGUAGGCUGCCUACGUUACUCUGAUAAAAUUUAAAGAACGUGCUGCAUUUCAGGCACCAGCAACUACCUAAUAACUGCAUUUACUGAAAUAUAGUAGCUCAUCUUAGGCAGUAGGGAUAUAUAUUAAUAUAUAUAUUCAAUACUAUCAGUACAUAAGCACUGAUAAGUGGAUCGGAAACAACACCAGAGUCUCAAAACAACAACUGCUAUUAGACCAAGCAGGCAAAUGGGAUCCCAAGACCAUAUACACCGCUCUAUGCACAGCCUGGAUUGACUACAAGAAAGACUAUGACACAGUGCCAUACACGUGCAUGCUGGAAAGCUUGGCUCUAUACAAGGUCAACAAGAUACUAAGAGCCUUAAUCAAGAACUUGAUGAGCAAGUGGAGAGCUACAUCUAAGCCAAUUCCAGGACAAUUACUCAAGUAAACAUCAAAUUUGGCAUAUAUCAAGGUGAUGCACAGUCCCCAAAGCUCUUCUGCAUAGUCCUUAGCCCCCUCAGGCAGAUCAUCAUGAAGCAUGUAUACGAAUAUAUGUUUAAAAAUGAAGCUACCAUCAUUCACCCCCCUAUACAUGGAUGACAUCAAAAUGUAUGCCAAGAGUGAGCAGGACAUUGAAUCACUGAUCUACCUAACUAGGAUAUCGAUCAAGGAAAUUGGAAUGCUGUUCAAACUUGAUAUGUGUGGGCAAAUGAUAGCAAAAAUAGGAUAGAUAAUGGUGGAGUUGAGGUGCCAAAGAGCCAAAAUGGAGAUAUAAAAUAUAGUUAUAAGUACUUUGGGAUACCACAAACACAUGGCAACCAUAAGUAAGAGGCAAGGAGGGUAGCAACAUUCAAGUACCUCCAGAGAGUAAGACAGGUACGGAAGUCCCAGCUUCAACACAUAUUCUACCAUUUAUCAGGUUCCCAGCUGGAAUAAUAACCUCUCCAAACCUUUCCAUUGGCUGUACCAUGUACCACCAGCAGUUAGUGGAUGUGGCUCACAUUACAAAAUCCUACCAGUGGAUGGAAAAAGCAGGACUGAAAGACAGCACUGAGCAUGUGCAAAGAGGCCUCCGAGACAAUCAAGCACAUAGUAGCCUCGUGCAUGGACAGUAUACAAUAGAAGCCCAACCAAAUUGCUGGGAUUUUCUACUGAAAAAUCUGCACACAAAUGGGCUUGACCUGCCUAAGUCCAGAUAGGAGAUACCACAAAGGGUAGUUGAGAAUGAUGGGGCUUGUGAGACAGAAGAGCAAAUACUGGCUGGCCAACCAACCUGACAUUGUGGGGAUAGACAAAUAACGGAAGACUGCAGUUUUGAUGGAUGUCGCAAUACCCAGUGACCACAACAUCAAGAAGAAGGAACAUGAGCAGGUGGGGAAGUACAAAGGACUCAAAAAGGAGCUAGAAAGCAUGGGAAAAGUGAAGAUAGUAGUAGUACCAAUUGUGAUAAGAGCACUCAGGGCUGUAACCCCCAAGUUGGGAAAGUAGUUUCAGAAGAUUCCAGGUGGGACAUCUGAUUAUGUCUCUCCAGAGGGUGCAGUUCUAUGAAGAUAUUGCACAGAACCCUCAAACCCCCAGACCCUAGAAUGAGGAAUACACAAAAUACUAUCCAAGAGCUGAGCACACUGUUCUCCAAAGUUAAGUACAUCAUUGUACUCCCUUAUACACAAGUAUGUCCCGUCUAGGCCCUUACGAUCUGCUGAAGACUUACGUCUAUCUUCUGUCCGUACUCCCACCUCUGAUGCUCGCCUUCAAGAUUUCUUGAGGGCUGCACCGUUCCUGUGGAACUCGCUUCCCUCCUCCGUUAGAUGCUCACCCAGUCUCCACUCCUUCAAAAAUCGUUAAAAACCCACUUCUUCAUAAAAGCGUAUCAAUUAUACUGUUAAUAGCUCCUGACUGAUUCCUCUUCUGCAACUGUCAUUAGUCUAAUACUAUCCUUACCUUUUUGUGUCAUUUUACCCCACUCCCUCUAGCAUCUAAGCUCAUUGAGCAGGGCCCUCAACCCCUCUGUUCCUGUGUGUUCAACUUGUCUGGUUACAAAUACAUGUCUGUUCGUCCACCCAUUGUAAAGCGCUGCGGAAUUUGACGGCGCUCUAUAAAUGUCAUAAUAAUAGUAAUUGUAGCGUUCUCGGCUCUGAGAUACUUUUGCAAAUUCCUUGUGUGCGCCACAACUUGAAAAGCGUUUGUUCUUUUAUUAUUUCAAAGGUAUAGAUACAGUCAAUGUUUCAGACUCACCACAAGACUUUUAGCAAAUUUUGUGUGUGUGUGUGUGUGUGUGUGUAUACAACCACAAAGAAAUUCAGUAUACAGUUUAUGCUUGAUUUUGGGGAGGUUAUUUAAGGUAAAACAUUUUUUUUGCUUUGGUGUUCUAGUGAGAGACUGGUGACGGACCUCUCCAUAAAGGUAGCAGUGCCGCGCCAGCGUGCAUGUCCAGCAGGCUGCACAAUUUCAUGUAGUGUGUGUCACAUGAUAAAAUUGAGUGAAUUGACACAACUGUACACAACGUUAUUCUAUGGUAAAAGCAUCCCCCCCAUAGGUGACUGAGGAAUAGUGUAAAGGAUAAAACACGAUUUGCCUGAUACUUUGCACACCCCAGUACUUCUUGGCUGACAGUGGCUGUCCUGGCCCAGUAUUCGAUGCACGACCUAAGAAUUUCUGUAUAGAAGAAGGGGAGCUUGGGUAGAAUAGGGAAGGUGCUCGAUUAACAGAAUAAAAGCUGAUGAAAGCAUGCAUAUGCUAAUUGAGGAGCACAGGAAGGAUCAAAGGCAGAACAAGGAGAGCUUUGUUGAUUGCCUGGGGCAGGUGGCAGAGAUAAAGAGCGGACCAGGCAGAGCAAAAAAAAAAAACGUGAUCGUCAACAUAUCAUCUGUGCUUUUUAAGCAUGUAUGCUUAGUGUUCAGACUCAUUCUUUAUCAUGUCACCUCUGAACAUCUGUUGCAGUCACCCAAAAUAAACCAGGGCUGGCCUGAUGUACACUAUAAAUUGCAGCUUACAUUAAAAUGUACCCUGGCACUUUUUUUGACAUGAUGGAGACUAUUUUUUUUUUUUUUAUUCUUUAUUUUCGGUGCAUUCAGUUAUGUGACGUUACGUCGUUCAAGGACUUUCUGCAGAGUAGGGUUUUCCGCGUAAUGUCUUGGAAAAAGGUGAGUUGUGAAUCUUCGAAGGCCAGCGGUGUCUUGUCUCUUACCGCUGCUAGUAUGCAGCGUUUUUCUGUCAUGGAGUGGCAGCGGACUAUGACAUCCCUUGGAGCCGUUGUGGGUUCCCUUUUGGCCUUGUUUAUGUGGAAGUGGCUGUAAAAUUCCAGCUUUUUAGCACGUGUGUGUGGCAGGAUAGUUGUCGUAAGCCUACUCAGGUACUGUGUUAGUUCUGAGGGUCCGACUGUGUCAGGGAUUCCCCGGAUCUUAAUAUGUGUGCGCCUACUACUGCGGUCUUCCAUGGCGUCCAGUGUUUUGGUGUGCUGUGUUCGCCGAUUGUAAGUGUUUCAGGGUAUCUCCUAUGCUUUUUACCUCUUGUCUGAGGUCUAGUAUGUCCUCUUCAGAGGCCUGUACUCGUGCUGUCACUGCCUGCGUUUCUGUGCGCAUUAAGUUUAAAUAAACAUCAAACAUCUGCUUCAUUUCUUGUAGCAAGAGUCUGAUAUCCUUUUUAGUGGCUGGGGCUUAGUCAUCCCUUUCUGUUGGUGGGCUGCUGGAGGAUUCAGAUCUCCUGUCUGCUCUGCGUUCUUGUGUCUGCUGUUCUGUCCCUGUGGAGCCAGUCGCCUGGUCGGCCGCCAUAUUGUGGCCUGCAGUGCGCUGUAGUAGGGCCCCUAUGUCUUGUGAGUCCCUGGGUGCAGCUUGUUAUGGCUUUUGUGAUCGCCUCCUCAUUUCGUCACUGGGCGUUGGUAGUCGACCCCCAGGCUAUACCAGUCCUCGGGGCUCGGGAAGGACACCGCUGGCAGUUGUGAUGCCGGCUGGAGGGCGAGGUAGGCCCGAGAUUUGCGGACGUGUUUUUUGCCCAAGUUUGUAUAUAAAAAGGGCAUUGGUGGGUAGCCCUCUGAACCCUGGAGCUGUGGGUCUCACGGGUCGAUGGUACCCCGUACCUGAGAUGUGUGGCAGAUUGCUCGGUGAUACUUGGGAGCCGUGGAGAGCAGCGUCCAUUCGGCUCCGUGGUUAGGCUCCGCCCCGAUGGAGACUAUUUUUGCCGGCACUUUUUAAAAAUCUGUUGCUCAUUUUGCAAAAUACAAUUCUAUUAAUAAAAGGCUGCCCUUCUAAUACUCAUAGGCUAGCAGUGGUAGGUAAGUUGUAGUUUAACAGCUGGGAAGGUGCAGUUACAGGAUUCACUAUUAAAAUAUUGCCAUCUGUUUAAAAUGCCAAGCAUCCUUACAGCCCUGGUCAGAAUGGACUUACUUUGUUUAGGCAGUAACUUACUCUGUAACUCCAUUAUGAAUUGGACAAGAUAAAAAUAUAUAUUUAUUAUAUUAAAAUAUUUUUUUCUGAGUGUUUUUCUUUUUUAUACUCUUAUCUAAUAGUUUUCUACCAUAUAGUCCCCUUGCAACCUGCCAUCUUUUAGGCUUCUGGGUUGAUAUGUUAAGCUGACAUUUGAUACAACUCCAAAGCUGUGGUCUCUUAAAUAAGGGUGCACCAUUAGUGUCUGAGUCACUUCUUGCUCUGGGAAGACCUCAGUGCAGUCGCUGUAAAUCCUGAGUAUAUACAGCAAAUGCAAUAACCAGUCAAUAACCAUGCAGUGUAGUAUCUGUUUGUUUUAAAAAAAUAUAUUUUAAAAAUAUUCUUUUUUUUUUCAAUUUGAAACAUUAAAUUUUAUUUGUGUUUCACAAGGUUAAGCGUUCGGCGCCUGCACGCCAGGGUACAGAAAGUAAAAAGAGGGUAUUGCAGGUACUUUUCGUUACAUCAUACAGGGGUUAUACAUGUUGCUUUCACAUCCCCGCCCUGUUAGUCUAACUAGUUCCAUUGCCCAUUGUUGUGUGUUACUCUCGUGGGACUCGUCCAGCCCCCUAUUGAUUGGCUUUGUCGUCCCUUGGUGCUAACCUCUGUUUGCCCACUUUAUUGUGCUUCAUGGGUUACCCCUGCAGUGUCACCUGCCUCCCUUGCUCCCCCUUCUUUGUUUUUUGCAUUCCCCCUGGGUCCUGUGUUAAGUCUCGUGUGGUGUGUCCCCAUAUAUGCCCACCAUUUCUCUCCCGCUAUGCCAAUGUGUUUUCGUUGUCUUAGGUGUGCAUUUGCCAUCUGCUCGUACUUCCAGUUGAGGGAAAUUUGGUCAAGUAGGGCUUCCUUCGUGGGUGCUAUCUGCGAUUUCCAGGCUCUGGCUAUGAGGGUUACUGCUGCUAUGAGCAGGUGAAAUAUGAGCCCUUCUUCGGUUUUGCUUAGGGUCUUUGGGAUCAUAAAUAGGAUGCUUUGUUCAAUAGUGAGUGGCCAACUUCUGCCUAGCAGGUUGCCUGCUAUAUUUUCCACGUCUUUCCAGUAUUGUAAACAUAUUCUUUUGCAUAUCUUUUUAAAUGUAUUCUCAGUGUAAUGCAUUAAAGAAAGCAUAGGUUGACUUCAGUCUGUCAAGUCCCUUUUAUCACUGGAUAUAUGUAUAUAUAAUUGACAUAUACUGACAUGUAACAUUUAUAUCUGCUCAAAUGUGCUGGGAAUUCUUAUCUCAGACGUAUAAGAUGGACUUUUGAUUACUUAUAUUUUGGCCAUUAUAUCCCAAUGGAUAAUUUCCGCACAUUCUGUCAUGUACACCAUGACCUCCUUCAGGAGUGAAAUAGUUAAACUUUUUAUUCCGUUUUCUAUCCUUCAACCACCAGUCAUAAUCUCUUGUAAUCAGCAUGUUGUGAUCCAGAACUAAAAAGUGCGGACAGGAAGAAAUAAAUGAGGAAAGGGAUUAGAUGCGCUCCACUGCCGAAACUUGUAUGCUAUAAUCAAUAAUGCAGCUCCUCCCUUUGAACUUACACGGUAGAAUUAAGGUUUUUGCAAUGCAAAACGCUGCACUUCAAUUAUUUGUGUCUGCCGAGCUUCCUCACUGCUGGUUCUUUUUUUUUUUUCUUGGUACAGUAAUUUAUAAUAAUUUUAAAGCAUAUUUGUUAUGUAGUACUGCUAGUAAAGCAUUAUGCAGAAUGACUGGUAAGAAUUCUGGUGCCAUAGAGCUUGCACUCUGACGAUGCUCUAUACAUGUUCUGGCCAUUGCAGAUGCUAUAGUCUACAUUUGCCAUUAUGCUGUGCCAGCCAAAAGCUGACAAAGCGUCCAAGGUGAUGUUGUCCAUAUAGCUGUAUUUAAGGUCAAAUCUAAGCACCAUAGGCACUUUGCAUUACUCUAGAGUGCAUGGUGCUUCUGAGAGCCCUAGCCAUCGCUAAUUUCUGAGAGUGGUUUAUGAUUUUUCAAAACGGUCCAACAGGGCAGUCAGUUUGACAGCAGGGAAUAGUAGGGUCCAAGUUGCAUUAUUCCAAUUUUGCAUGUCUUGUGCAGGCAGUAUUCUCACAUCACAUGCAAAAGAAAAAAGGCUAUUUUUCUCCCGGGUGAAGAGAUCUAAUCCUUUCUCCCAAUAGCGAAUCAAAGCAUAAACUGCUAGCAUCUACCAUUACUUUAUAAAAUAAUUCCAAUCAUCUUAAAUUAUGAUUGGAACUAUUCAUAGGUGUUUAUAGGAUAAGAUCAGUCCCCACAGGCCUGAAUGAGAUACCUGAUUGAAACGUCUCAUCCUGGUGUAGGAGAGAGUCUUCCUGCGCUCUUUUUAAUUGCAUUAUUUAUAUAAUGUAAAAAAAAUAUAGGGCCUAUUUUUGCCCAUAUUAACCUUUUAUGUAAUAAAAGUACUUUCCCCUAGCUCUGGGCUAGUUUAUCAGUUAUACAGGCUAAUCCACAAGUCUCCGAGCACCAUCAGUAUCAUUAUAAUUGCUGUAUUUACAGAGUGGCAAUAUAUUCAGCAGUGAUGUACAAUGGGUAACAAAGGCAAAACGCACCUAUGUUUGAAAGCCUUUACAUAAGUAUGGGAAUGUAUCAUGUUGGACAACAGUCUGUGACUAAUAUUUUGUAAUGCCAAGUGUUGUGGGCUAUUUGUUGGCUGCAGGUACACCAUGUGAAAUGUGUUCCUUUAUAGCUAAAGUUAGCCUUCAUUAAUACCGGAGAACCGAAUGAUUUAUAUUAGCCUACUUUAACCCCUUAAGGACACAUGACGUGUGACAUGUCAUGAUUCCCUUUUAUUCCAGAAGUUUGGUCCUUAGGGAUUAAACCCUUGUAGAUUGUAAGCUUGUUUGAGCAGGGCCUUCUUCACCUCUUGUCUCUGAAUGUCAGUUACUUUUCAAAUAUCUCCUUUUGUUAACUGUAAAUAUGUUGGCUCUAUAUAAUAACUACUACUAAUAAUAAUAUAAUCAGAUGAAAUACUGUGCUGACAAAAUCACAGUCAAAGGCAGGGCCGCCAUCAGGGGGUGACAACCAUUACGGUUGUCACGGCCACCGGGCCCCACGUGUAGAGGCGGAACUGCCGCCGGUGCACUUGCACCGGGGCCCGCACGCUGAUGGGGCCCACCCGAUGGGCCCUGUAUCUUCAGGGGCCCGGUUAGCGCUGUGGCCAUGUAAUAGCGCGACCGGGCCCCUUUAAAAAAAAAAAAACAACCGCAGCAGCAGCAAGUGCUGCUGGGAGGAAGUGACCUCGUGGGAGGACCGCCAGUGAGGGAGAGCCAGCCGACUACUCCCAUCAGCCCCAGCCACCCUCCUGCAAAGACAAGGUAAGAGACAGGAGGGUGGCUGGAAAAUGAGCUUUGUGUGUGUGUCUGUAUUUCUAUGUAUGUCUGUCUGUCUGUAUGUCUGUCUGUAUUUCUCUAUGUAUGUCUAUGUAUGUAUGUAUGCCUAUGUAUGUAUGUCUGUAUAUAUGUGUAUGUAUGUAUGUCUAUGUAUGUAUGCAUGCAUGACUGUCUGUAUGUAUGUAUGUCUGUAUGCAUGCAUGUACGUCUAUGUAUGUCUAUCUGUGUGUCUGUCUGUAUGCAUGUAUGUCUAUGUAUGUAUGUCUGUAUGUAUGUCUGUAUGCAUGCAUGUAUGUCUGUAUGUAUGUCUGUAUGCAUGCAUGUAUGUCUAUGUAUGUAUGUCUGUCUAUGUAUGUCUGUAUGUAGGCAUGUAUGUCUGUAUGUAUGUAUGUAUGUAUGUAUGUAUGUCUGUAUGCAUGCAUGUCUGUAUGUAUGUCUGUAUGCAUGCAUGCAUGUAUGUCUGUCUAUGUAUGCAUGUAUGUCUGUAUGUAUGCAUGUAUGUAUGUCUGCAUGUAUGCAUGCAUGCAUGUCUGUAUGUCUAUGUAUGUCUGUAUGUAUGUAUGUCUAUGUGUAUGUCUGUAUGUCAUUAUAUAUGUAUGUCUGUAUAUCAUUAUGAACGUAUGUCUGUGUGUAUGUGUAUAUGGAUGGAUGUAUGCAUGUAUGUCUGUCAGUAUGUCUGUAUAUAUGCAUGUAUGUCAGUCUGAAUGUAUGUAUGUCUGUAUGCCAUUAUGAGUGUAUGUUUGUAUGCCAUUAUGAAUGUAUGUGUGUAUGGAUGUCAGGGUCUGUAUGUCUGUCAGUAUGUUUGUAUGUAUGUGUGUAUGUAUGUAUGUCAGUGUGUAUGUAUGUGUGUGUCUUUAUGUCCUCAUGCAUGUGUAUCUGUAUGUAUGUUAGUAUUUGUCUGUCUGUCACUAUGUAUGCCUGUGUUUCUGUAUAUGUGUGUAUGUCUCAGUAUGUGUGUGUCAGUAUGUAUGCCUGUAUGCGUGGAUGUCUGUUUCAGUAUGUGUGUCUGUUAGUAUGUAUCUAUGUCCUUUUGUAUCAGUGUGUUUGUGUCUGUGUGUAUUCCUGUGGGCGGUAUUUGGAGGUGGACCCUGUGGGCGGUAUUUGGAGGCGGAGCUGAGUUAGAGGUGCUUCCUGUGUCAGUGCUGCACAGUGUCUCCACCCUCUGCAUGUAGACGCUAAACGUUCCCCACAGAGAUGCAUUGAUUCAAUGCAUCUCUAUGAGGAGAUGCUAAUUGACACAGCAUAUAGGGGGCUGGUAUUCUAAAUAUUUACUCCAGCACUGUAGUGUUAGGAAUACAUGUUUGUAUUCCUAACACUAUAGUGUUCCUUUAAAUUCAUUCAGGGUAGCUAGUUAGCACUAUGAUUUCUCUGAUGUGGGUCCUGAAAGUGUUUAAAACAAUGUACUAGGGGGUGGGGCCUAACCGUCGACCAAGAUGGUCGCACAUGGAAAGAGCUCCGAGUAGGAAGCCAGCAAAAAGCGACAUAAUUACAACAAAACUUGAAAUUGAUAGCCUGGGACAGCAGAGGAUCGGCGACAUCCCGAGACUCACCUGGGUGGUUCUCCACGCUUGGAGCAACAUCCUAAGUCCAGAUACAAAACGCGGCCUACCAGCGGCUGCACACGUGGGAGAGUCGGCCGAUCUUCAAGUGGGCAACAAUGCAAGUCAGCACUGAUGGGGGUUAUCCCGGCUCAAGCAAGCAGACACUACCCCCAGGCACACUGAGGCCCCCGGUAAAUCAUCUGCCCCUGCGGCCUACCUCCAGCCUAACCACAGAAGUUAAAAUCGCGGCGGAGGACUCCAAAACCGCACCACGAGGCCCACCAACGACAUUGGAAGAGCGGCUCGACGCGCUGUUCAGCAGCUUUUGUUAAAAGCUGCGAGACAGAGAGACUCAGGCAAGGAGGGAGCAGAAGAGGGAAAACAAACGCCCACACAAGCCUCCGGACCCCCCUGCACCCCCGGCAGAUAAAUGUCAGAUGCGGCAUAUGGCUCCUGGCUCAACGUGGCGGGAGAAGCGACUCACCAACCCCGCUGACGCCCGGCCGGGCCCUAAGAGUUACAAAGCCCGCUACCACCUACCGAAACAGAGGACCCAUAGAAAACAAAACAUGAGGAACAGCACAAAAAAGCGGCAGUACAAACUCCCAAACAGAGAGAAAUUCUAUGGCACCCGAGUCCCUACCGCAGCAGCAAGCGUGACCAGAGCAGCAGGAUAACAAUGCUCAUAACCAGGCUAUAGGACUCUGUACACCCUCGGGUAGGCAUCAGUUAAAAGGCCUCCAACUCAAGGAUUCUAUGGCCACCCAUUCUACCCACUGACGACCACGGGACUUGUCAUACAAUCUCCACAACAAACGAACGCUGUCCUGCCCUUGAUUACCUGUUAUCUCUUCAUGUUAUACAAAUGUUUCAUUCACUCAGUAGAAGUAUACCUCCCUCAUGAGACCCAAUGUACCCAAGUUGCAUGCUGUGUAUCUCCCACCAGGGUACUAUAAAACAUCUGAAUGGGCAACUGUCAAGACAUGCCACUACACGAGUUAAAACAGCAUGAUUGUCAUUGUCUUAAAAAAAAAAAAAAAAAUGUGCCGAGACCUUAAUGCCACAUAUGUGUUCAAUUGUACUACCAAUGUGCUUACAUGUGCCGUUGUGGUAAUGUAAGAUGCCUUGUUAUUUCUUGCACAACAAAAAUAAUGUACUAAAUGUACUAAACUUCUGUAAAUUAUCUAUAAUGUUUCAUAUUGUAUUUUAUUUAUGUAGGCAUUACAGGUGUGUUUAGCACUUUACAGGCUAGAUUACAGUAGAAGGGGUACAGUAAGUAUUCAGUGUAAGUACAGUAGUUACAGUAUACAGUGUAUGCCCAGUACAUACAGAUACAUUAGGAUAGGUAGAUGCCACCCUUAAUUGCUGUCAAUCUGACUGGAAGUGUAAAUUAAUGUGACAUUUAAAUUAUAGUACAAAUCAGUAAGAUGUACCUAUUUGUUUUUUAAAAAACACCAUUCUGCUGUCAACAUUGCUGCCCAGCAGCUUAUCAGCCUAUUGGCAGAGCAGAGUGUUUCAAUCAGUGUCAUUAUUAGGCUGAAUGUUAUCUCAAUUAGAUACUUUUUUCCUUUUCAUUUUGAUAUGAUAUUUAUGCAAGAGACCUACACUAUUGAUCCCCACUAUUGAGCUAUUUAAAAAUUAGUCACUCAAUGCAGGCUAUAGUGAGUGACCUUUAAAGAAAAACAACAGUGUUAGUGUUGGACUACAUCUUUAGAUGACUGGCCCUCCUUCAGAAUGCUAUUGCACAUGUGCGUCAAAACGCCACUCUGCAUCAAUCGGCCUCUACUUAUAGAGAUGCAUUGAAUCAAUGCAUCACUAUGGUGAGCAUUCAGUGUCUCCAUGCAGAGCGUGGAGACGCUGAACACCGGUGUUGCACACAAUGCAGCGCUGAAAUAGGGAGCAUCUCUAGUGGUUGUCUGAGUUACUGCACCUAGAGGUGUUAUUAGGCAGCAAUGUGAACACUGACCUUUCUCUGAAAAGGCAGCGUUUGCAUUUCUGAGAUUUUUGGGACAUAGUGUCCCUUUAACAACAUGGGCAAGGGCAUUCAAUUGUGACAGCUCUCAGCACAUAUCUCAAAAAUUGCAUGCCACUUCAUCCUUAGACUAAAUCCUUCUAUUUUUAGGUUUAUAGAGUUUAGUGCUUCGUGAUUGUAUCCACAUAAUGCCAUGAGUUCUAGCAAGCUGAAUGCUGAUUUGCUUAGAAUUUAUUUUUCUUCCAUUAUUUCAAGCAAGGUGUAAUGAGACAGACUGAUCGAUGUCAUUCCAUUUACAAUCCUAGCGAUAUGAUGAUUAUAGCAAAAAGGGUAUCUUGACUGAGUGUCUUUUAGUGAGUCACACUUUUGAAAUGUGUUAUAUUUAUUCCUAUCACAUUUUUAAAGACAAUCUUUCUCAUUUUGUGCAACAUUAUUUGUACCCAAGUCUUUAAACAUCUGUCACUUUUCCCAAAUACAGCGAGAUGUUUCAGAUAAGUUGAUUGACAGAUCUUCACGUAGAUAAAGCCAUAACAUCGUAAAUUACGUUACCUGUUGGACAGGCCUUCAUUCUGUCCAAUUUAUGCUUGUAUUUCUACAUAUAAACCCAGCCUUCCCCUUGUCUUUGUAGACUGUAAAUGUUAACAUAUUGGAAUAAUAUUGGGACCUUAACUGGCAGCUUCGUAUUUUAUUUUUCCAUGCUGAGUUGUAGUGCUGGCAUUAAUUGCACCGUUCCAAUCCUCUGACAGCGGAAGGGCAGACUUUCUCAUAUUUUGACACUCCCAGGUUUAAAGAUGUCAAGUACUGCCUUAGAGGAGAACGUUUUUUAUUGAUCAACACGCCUGCUGAGACUUCCUGCAGAGCGUUAAAUCUCAUCUAAAUGUGGUUAGGCAUACCAGCGAACAAGCUGCCAUGUAUUAUAGCAGGAAGAGAAAAACUUAUUGCAGGCAUUGUGUUAGAAUGUAGAAGUAAGGUAGCAGAUCUGAUGACUUGUCACCCUACAGGGGCCCAUCCUGUGUAGGUAAUGUCCCACUGAAUCCUGAGCAGAAUGCUCUCACCCCGCUGGAGACAACUUGGUGAGAGGGCCUGGGGAGAAAUUUUACUCUUCCAACUGCUUGUUUUGAACCCAAAUACUACAGUCUGGGUGGAUUCCAGUGGUGAAUUACAGCUGUUCUUUUCAUCGUUCUGCAUUGAAGAUGUGGUGCUCAGCAGCUGUUAGCCUGUCUCCCGAUGAUGGAUUUUGUCAGCACAGGCUGAUAUAGGCUAUUAUUGUCAUAAACGAUUUAUUUGGGAUAUUAACCAUUUGGGUACUGGCAAGAAAUGCACAGGAUAGCUAGCUGUUGCCGACAAUGCAGCUGCAUUUUAAACUUGUAGGCUUUUUAAAUGCCUUCAUUAAAAGACCAAGGUGCUUAGAACUGGCAUGUCUCCUAAUGUAUUUAACAAAGUCAAGGUAAAUGGCUUGUCAGAGAUAUGGUUGCUAGAGGGCAAUGGCUUGGAAAAAAUGUAAACUUAUGAAAAGAAGAAUAGUUUUAUGGAACAUGUUCCAGGGAAAGUUGCUAAAAAGUGAUUAAAUGGGGUAUUUCCAAGUAACCAAAGCUUGAAAUUAGUAGAUUCAUAACAUUCCUCUGCAAAGAAGGCAAAAUGUUAUUUCUUCUAACUUGUAGCCAAAUGGUACACGCACAGUUAUUAUUUGCAUAAGCAGUUGAUUCCAACUACAAAAUCAGAGCUAGGCAGUACAUCACAUAUCCUCCAUCAGACGAGCAGGAGAUCCAUCACCUCUUACUGGUCUGCUUACUGAAUGUAAUUAAAUAUUCAUUGUAACAUUGGAUCAUGUGCGAAUUGACAAGUGAUUAAAAACUACAUUAAAAAGAAUAAAAGCAAAGAAUGAGAAAACAAUAGUUUUACCACAUUCCCAGAAUGCCGUGCAUAAAGAUGCAAAUCAGUCCAUACAAUAAAUUGUUACUCUAUUCUGUUUUGUAUACAUCAUUAAUACUCAAACAUGGCUUUAGUUGUGCAUGAAGUAUAUUUAGUACCUUUUUCAUGCAUUUGGGCCUAGCCGUGCGGAGUUGACAUUUAGAUUAUAGUGAAAAAUGUAUUGUAUGAAGCUUAGCCAAAUGCCAACUGUAAGGUAUGGCAAGGCAAAAAAGUUACAAAAUUCUCUCCACUGUAUAACAAAAACAGCCUCAGAAACACUGGUGUUUAUCAGCUACCUUUAUAAAGAUAUAAAUCUUGUGUAAUUCUGUUUCUAUUUUGAAUAUUACUGGGUUAACCAUGUCCAACAGAUGUCUCGCAACAAAGAGAGAUGUAAGGUGUCCGCAUGCAAUUAUCUAAUCCUAGUGAACACUGCAAAGGUAUCUGAGUACAUAAGGCAGUCUGUUUGUAAGUCAGGUCUUACUCUACUGUGUUUUGCUUGUUACCAAGUGUUUCCCAAACCUCCUCUGCCCUAUGACUGUCCACAUAUAUAUUUAUAAGCAUAGAUUUUAUUUUAUCUGUGACAUCUGCUCGAAGCAUGUCCCUCCUGUGAUACCAGGCUCUGUGCAGCUGUUCAGACCUCCAGUUUCGAGCUGUGCUCGGGGUGCCCGGAGCAGACGUUUUUUUUUUGAUGUGUGAUAAAACAGAACCAAACCACUGGGGGUAUGCAGCUAGCGCCAGCAAGAGAGGAAAAAACGCAUCAGAAUAUCAAUUAACCUGCUCUGAACAAAGCACACAGCUCCAUGGUGGGAUAGACAUUCCACUGAUGUGUCAAGACACCAGAUAAUAUAUUCUAAUUAAAGGAUUGAUUUCUUUUUUUAUUUGUGCACUUGUGUACCUCUGAAUUUCCAAGACCCCAGGAAAUAUCUAAAAUAUACAAAAAAUAUAUAAUCACUACGUAUUUUACAUUCCAUUCAUUAUAUAUGAAGUCUUAGGGUGCAGGGUGGUGUAUUGAGAAAAUAAACAGAAGUUUGUUAUUGUUUUUUUUACCUUUAAUUGCGAUGGAGCAUUUUACGCAAUGAUAUAUUUAUCUCGAAGUGUGCGGUUGUUGUCCUGGGAGAUAUCUUUUAACAGAACAAUAUGAUGCACACUGUGAGGAUAUAGUCUAUUUAAAAGAAAACUUUGCUAAAAAUCAGAUAUUUGCAGGCUUUUUCUAAGACUUAAAUUUAAUAUACGAUGUUGACAGAAAACAACUGCUGAUGACAAAAUUAUUGUGCGUUUUGCUAUUUAAUGCUAUCCUCUAGAAUACACACAAUACUGUUACAACGUAUGGAUCACUAAAAAUUUGACGCAUCAAAACAAAUAGUGAUCUGCUGCAGUGACACUCACUGUAAUAAAAGUUAAGAAAAAGUUCUGGAAGCCAAACGCCAAACAAAAUACAUAUCCUUAGCAUGCUGAGACUGUCUUGCUGUUACAAAACGAACGCAUUCAGUGCUGCAGCAAUCAUCAACAAUACAAGCAGCACUGAAUAUAUAUAUAUAUAUAUAUUAUUAUUAUUAUUAUUAUUUAUAAAACACAAACAGAUUCUGCAGCGCUGUACAAUGGGUGGACUGACAUACACAUAGUUGAAACCAGACAAGAUGGACGCACAGGAACAGUGGGGUUUUUAGAGGUAGUAGGGUAUGGUGUUAUAAAAGGUAAGGGUAGGGCAGAAAAUUAGGUUGCUAGACUAGUUAUUUGCUGAGGGGUUGAUAAAUCAGGGCGCAGGAAAGGAAAGCUUUUAAUAGUUUAUUAUUAUUAUUAUUAUUAUUGCCAUUUAUUUAGCGCCAACAGAUUCUGUAGCGCUUUACAAUAUUUUAAGAGGGGGGCUUUAUCUAUAAAUAGGACAAUUACAAGAAAACUUACAGGAACAAUAGGUUGAAGAGGACCAUGCUCAAAACCAUCUUACAGUCUAUAGGAUCUAUAGUAAAACACAAUAGGACAGGAAAUAGCAAUCAAAUAAGGUCGAGAGUAAAGCAGAGCUGGAGGAGAGAGUAAAUUGCUGCCCUUUAGGAGAGAGCAAGAGACAGGUAUGUAAGGUAGAGGUUACUCUGGGGGACCAUUAACUUUCCUAAAGAGAAGUGUUUUAAGGCACUUCUUAAACGAUUGAAGACUAGGGGAGAGUCUGAUGGCGGUAGGUAGGCUAUUCCAUAGGAAGGGAGCCGCCCACGAGAAGUUCUGCAAGCGUGUGUUUUGCCAUAUGGGUGCGAGCAGCGGACAGGAGAAGGUCAUGGGCAGAGCGGAGAGACGGAGAAGGCGCAUACCUUAAAGGGGGCUAGAAUUGAUGCUUUAUAGGUAUGGGUUAGCACUUUGAAUUGACUACUAUAGGAUACAGGAAGCCAGUGUAAGGACUGACAGAGGGGUGUGGUGUGAGAGGACCAACUAGAGAGGAAAAUCAGUCUUGUGGUAGCAUUCAUUACAGACUGUAGCGGGGCAAUACGGUUUUUGGUAAGACCCAUUAGGAGAGGGUUACAAUAAUCCAUGCGGGAGAUUUCUAAAGCAUGGACAAGCUCCUUAGUAGCAUCUUGCGUAAGAAAGGGGCAGAUGCAGGCUGUGUUUUUAAGAUAUUAUCUACAGGAUUUGGUAACAUGCUAUAUGUGAGACUCAAAGGUGAGGCCAGAAUCAAGUAUGACACCAAGACUGCGCGCUUGCAAGGAUGGACUGAUGUGUAGAUAAAAGUUUAACGCAGGAGGGAAGGGAGCGCCACUGGAACGGUGCAGCCCUUGAGAAGUCUUGAAGGCGCGAGCAUCAGAGGUAGGAGUACGAGCAGAGUAUAGACAUAGGACUUCAGCAGAGCAUAGGUGCCUAGAUGGGACAUACUUGUGUAUUAGUGAGGAUAGGUAGGUUGGAGCAGCAUUGUGUAGAGAUUUGUAAACAGGUACAAUUUUAAAUUGAACCCUAUAUCCAAAAAUAUGUAUACAAAAAAAACGAAAUGAAGGAUUCCCACAUUAGCAGACGUGUGCCUGGAGUGAACUUGAUUGUGAUGUCAAUUUCUAAAUCUUUGCAAUACAUUUGAAAGAAAAUAGAGCAUCAAGUAAAAGAGAUGGACGCAAGUUAUAGGUGAUUUUCAAUAUUUUAUUGAAUGUUGUAAUUUCCAGAGUAGUGACAGUUUGCCUCUAGUCUUUCCAGACAAUUACUUUCAGACUGCCCCACAUAAUUCUUUCUGUUUUAAUUUGAACAGUCUCCUACCUAAAUAUUUAGUUAUUUUGUUCUCGAUCUCACUCCAAUCGGUUUAAGUAUAACGUGUGCGUUGGUUAAUGUUUUGUAGGGUUGGAUUUUGGAAGGAUUCCCACGAACACGUGAACAAGCAUUACUGCUGCAGAUGAAUGGAAAUAUUCCCGAUCAUGUUGGUAUGUAGUUACUAUAAUACCAACAAACAUCAUGACUGGCUUGGGCUUUCCAUAUAUUUAUGAACUACAAUUCUUGUGAUGCACAGCCAGGCUAGAGGCCCAGUAGGCUAUUUGAGUACUACAAGAGACAUACUUCACAUAUAUCAGGGGUGCAAAUGUUAUCUUCAGUUUUCUUAAAGGAACACCAUAGAGUUAGGAAUACAAACCUAUAUUGCCUUUGUCCCUAGUUAUAUAUAGUCCUCCCUACCCUUUUCACAGAAAAAUUAUAAAAUAAAGCUUUUUCAUAGCCUUUUUCCAGCACCGGAACUCCCUCGGGGGGCUUCUCAUCUCUAUGCCUAUUGCUAAAUUAUCUUGGAGGUAUGACCUCGUCCAUCGUUCGUCUAAUCCAAUGCUCCUCAAACAGGAGCAUUGGGGACCUGAUGCUCGUGGGUUGUGAACACCGUGUGUACACCCACGUUUUCCCAUAGAAAAGCAUCCUUUUAAAUACUUUCCUAUCAGUUUCUGCAUCAUGUAACAAGGUUUUACUCAGUCAGUGCAUUGGAAGCCAGUAAGACAACCUCUAGUGGUGGUCAAACCUUGCAAUGUAAACAUUCCCGUUCCUAAGAAUCUGUAAUGUUUGACAUUGCAAGUGUAAAAUGACAAGACCACUGCACCGAGACCAUUUCAUUAAGAUGAAGCUGUCACUGUGACUUUAGUGAUCCUUUAAUCAUUCUGACUGUAAAACACAUCUCUAUCUAAUAGGAAGUAUGGAUAUAUCACUUUGAGUGAAGAAUCAUAAGUAUUGUGUAGAUGCAUUCUUCUCUUGGCUGGAUGUGGAGAUGACUUAAGCUGAUGGAUAUAGCGUUGAAAUGGCUUUAUCUAAUAGGUGCUAUGAUGUGUGUGACCUCAUAUUUGUGAAAAGCUGAUUCUCAUUUUAUUUAAUAUGAGAGCAUGUUUUGAUAAGAUUUGUUGAUGUGGGGUGUAUGGACGUACCAUGAGUGGGAGUGAGAUACCAAAUGUUUUUCUUAUCUUGUAUUCCUAGCUAAAAAUGCAUUUUUAAAGAUUCAUUAAAAGCUUUUAAUGUAAGAAUUGUUUAUGGAAUAUUUAUAUGUGCAUCUGUUUUAAAGAUAGAUCCAGAUUACUGAGCAAGUGCUGUACCUCCCAUUAAAUAACUGUUAUGUGAGACAAUGUUCUACUCGUUGGCACUUUUUUCCUAUAAUUGUCUUCAUGCCCAUAUUAACAUAUUUAUGAAAAGCAUUGUGCUUACAUUAGUACACCCCUUGACUGCCCUCUAAACAUGCUAGGACAGAGGACCUCUGACCCACAGCCUUCAAAACCUAGUCUAACUUCCAAUGCCCUGUAAAACCCAGCUGAUAAAAUGUAACUAUUGCUCACCUACAAUAUAUGCCUUAUCAUGCGAAAAAUCUGGUCUAAUGGUCUGUGGUUCGUGGUUGGCCUUCAGACAAACAAAACCAGAAGCCCAAGCCAUAUUCAUUUAAAGAACCUGUCAGUAUGGACCUCUGUUCUACUAGGGAUCUCUCGCAAUUUCCAUGUUUUAUUUGUUAUUUCUAUCAAUAUGGCAUUAGCUUACUGGUUAUGCUAUUGUGUUAAUAAUUCUUCUUGAGUUUAGUAUAAAAGAACAAUUUAUGAUCGCAGGUGUGAAUCUUGUAGCUUAAUUUUUAUGUGGUCCUAGUGGUUUUAGAUGCUCCAGAUAUUGUCCUGAUUGAGAGGAACAUGGGAAAAAGGAUUGACCGCAGAAACGGAGGUAAGAAAGUGCUCUGUACGUCAUCAAAUUGACAUAUGCUUAAACUACAGCUUCUGAUUCUCUGUGAAGGAAUAUAUUUGGCCGUGGGUUUUCAAUCUGGGUUUUCAUAGUCAGAGCCAAUCUUAUUCAUUGUCUAUCAUCUUGUGUUACAGAGAUCGCUGCCUUUGAAAUAUAACUAGCGUGCAUUAUAUUUGUAUAAAGUAUAAUAGUAUUAUAAUUUCAUGAGUUUUGGCUCUAAUUUAGUGAUCCUAACCGUCAGCUGGAGGUCCCAGAGGACAAAUCUACUGAAUUUGUGUUUCUGCAUUAAAAUGUAUGUCCAUCUUAACAUUUUAGAAUGUCUUGUUUUUAGUUUGUUUGUUUUUUUUUGUUUUUUUUAUAAAUAUAUUUUUUUAACCCUAUGCACAUCUUCUCUCCCACUCAGUUGCACAAUUCUCAGUUAACCUGUUUACUGAGAGAGCUAAAUGUUAAAAAUUAUGCACAUAGAAUUGUGGUAAAAAAUUAUAUUUACGUUUUAGAUAUAUGUACAUUUUUAUUUACCUACCAAGAACAUGUUUGAUUUAAUUUUCAAAUGGUUUUAUGAUCAGCAGCUGGUCACGUCUUACAUGGAAUCUAGUGAGGUGAUUGUAGCAAGAUCCUUUUUAUCAGUUUCUUGUGAACUAUAAAGGGAUAUUCUGGAUGAAUUUGUACGUGUAAUGCAAAAGAGAAACUUUCACGUUAUCUUGGUGGCAACAAAGAUAUGUGAUCAGUCCAUUUGUAAGUGAACCAAAAAUUGCGAUUAUAUUAGUAGUAGUUGUACCCACUUCUGCCUUCAAAAGAGUCUCAGUGCCACAUAAAUACAAUGUACUACGAGUAGACAUAGCUCUAUAGAAAUGAAGGUCCUCACUGACUUCCCACAGUCAUCUGUUAAUCAUAUUAAUUCGUCUCGUGCUGGAUCUCCCCCUAAAUAGCCCUGUUUCUAUCUUUUUAUAGAUGCUCAGUUGGAUUGUGGUUUGGUAAACAGAAAGGCCAAUUCUCUAAGAUGUGCUCACUCUCAAUUUUGCGAAUUGAUUCUGUUACAACCCUUGUUUUAUGGCAUGGGGCAUUAUCUUCCUGAAAAUCUUUUUAGCAGAGGGAUUCACUGCUGCCAUGAAGGGGUGCACCUGAUUGACCGUGAUCUACAGAUAUACUGUGGCAUUUAUACUGAUUCAGUCGAUCAUAACUGUUGACAAUACAUUGCUCCCCUUGCAUUGUGGGUAUGGUUGUCAGAUCCACCAUGCUGCCCUGGGCACACAUCGCUGAUACAUGUAAAGGGGAAGCAUAGGAUAUUGCCGCCUUUUAUAUCAAGUAUCAUUCAUAUAUAAUAUAAUUCUUCCUUAUAAUAAAUGUACUUAAUUCUUGGGUUUUUAGUCCACAUAUUACAGAAUAACACUUACCACAUGGCGAUCCUCAGCAUGCAGGAGUGGUGCAUGGCCAGAAAACCAUGGAGGGUCUGGAAAUUUAAAUCAAGAAAAAUGCAUUUUACGCAGUGACACUAUCACCAGCCUGCACUGUUGACACAUAGGGGAUAUUGAUGAAAAUGUUCUGAAAAGUGACAGUUGAAUUCUGUCACUCGUUUGAUCGCAUUUAUUACAGUGUCCUAAAAGUGAUCUAAAAAGUGACCAUUUUCUUGAUAGUUAGCCCAAUUUGUGUUUCAGAAGAUCAUCAAAAAUAGUGGUGGAAUAAAAGGAAAUAAAACGAAACAAAAAAGUCUGAAAAAGUGGCAGAAAGAUUGAUACAUCCAUUGUUUUGCCGAAAAUAUUGUGUGUACUCUAAAAGGACACUUAGGGCGUUUAAGAACCAACAGGUGACAAAAUCCUACAGAUUUAAGAAAUUGUGCUAAAAAUUAAACAGAAAAAUGUCAGCGACACUUUGAUAUAGCUCCCCCAUAGAUACAUGUAGUCGUUCCUCUAUUUCCAUAUCCUAGCCCUUACUUCAUCAUGAAACAGAAACUGACAUUUCUCAGACCAGGCAAUUUAUAUCCAAUCUGUAGUGUCCUGGGUCUCAUGCCUUAGUCCAGUACAACCAGGGGUUCAUGGGUUUUUACAAAACAAGUGGAACUUCAGAUGUUGGUUGUCUUAUUGCAAUUUGUAAGACAAGAUAUGAUAAGGUGUAUUGGGCCUUACUUAAUGAACUGACCAUUUUUCUUGGCUGUCUUAGAUCUUCAACACUGUACAGUUUAGUGGAGCAACUUUUUAUUUAUAGCUUUAAAAAAUUACUGCUCAUGAGGCACAAAAUGUGUAACCGUUAUCGUGCUCAACAAGAAGAAAUAAAAGUAUUUCUUUUUAAUCUCUGUUGCACAUAUUAGGCAUUGUUUUCUUUUCUCCUGGAGGUACUGGUUGAUUCAUGCUUGGCUUAGAUCUUUGGUAAUAUUUCCAUCAUAACAUGAUCAAAUUAAUCAAAUAUUUGUAUUAAAUUAAAACACCUGUGUGAUGAUGGGUUUCUUUGACUUGCAGAGAUCUACCACACUACCUUCGAUUGGCCUGAUGACCCAGAAAUACAAGACAAUUUGGUGGAACCCGAAGGAAUAUCAGAGGAAGAGACAGGGCAGGCAUUACUAGUGUACCACAGGCAUAUACCUGGAAUACUGUGUACCUACCUGAAAGUACACAAAAAGAUUAACGCUGACCAACCUUGCAUGGAUGUGUUUUCACAAGGUAAAGAAGUUCUUGGUCAUUUGAUAUAAACUACAUUAAGUAACAAGUCAAAACCAAAAAUAGAUCUAUGUAGAAUUAUCCUGUUCUUACCCUAAACUGCAGGUGUUUUGAAAGGUUUUGCAUAACCAGGAACUAGGAAUUGUAGAGAAAUAAAAAAGACAUGGGUAAUCCAAAUGAGCUGAAUUGGAAAAGUCCUGUAACUUUCCACCAAGGCUAUUCUGGACAGAAUUUGCAAUUUUCUGACAGUUCUACACAGUUGUCCGUUAAGUGGAUAAACACCCUCUGUGAAUUGUAACUGAAAAAAGUUUGAACAAAGAUAACUACAAUUUAUGGACUUAGUAAAUAGUUUGUCAAUUGGUUGACCAUGACUUGUCGAAAGAUAGACCAUUAUUUUGAUCGUGCAGCAGAUAUCUGUUCCAAAGAACUCUUGCAUAUUCAAGAUUCAUUGUCCUCUGCCCACUUACGAGCUUAAUUGAAUUGAUGAUAACAUUCAACCUUUUGCCACAAACCUGUGUUAAACAAAAAAACAAUGCCCUAUCUGACAUAAAAAAUAAUAGUAAUGAAUGUAAAUUAUAUGUUUGUCCUUUUCUUCACAUAGCAAAUUAAUUAGUUUCCAAAUUGCUUAAUUACAUCUAAAAGUCGAUAUCAGCAUUCAUAAAGUAUUCAUGCCUUGAACAGUAAAUAAAGACAUGGGUGCUUGAAUAUUAAUUAUUAUUAAUUAAUAAUGCAGAGAGCUAAAUUAGGGAUGGGAAAGAGGAAAAUCCACACAUACAAGGAAAUCCUCUGUAGAUCUUUCCUGCAGCACAUCAAGCUUCAAAAUCCUUCUUUAUUCAAGAUAAUUAGUCAGGGAGCCCAUCUAGGGGAUUAUUACUCCUAAUUAACUUACAGUUAUUUACUGGAAAUUAGCACCAUUUGUAAAGCGAGCUUUCUGCCAGUAGAUGAUCUGAGGAAAUCACGGAAAACGAGGAACUUUUAUUAGAAGCUUGUUUUUUUUCUUCAGAUUCCUUCACUUUCACUGUAUAGUCCUUGUUGUAUGAUCUAGGACCUUGUGGCAUAGGACAGGCUUGUCCAGAUGGGACUCUUUUGGAAUGGUCCUUCAUUCACAGCUGUCAUGUGGGGCUUUGGUACAACCUGAUACCUAUCUAAAAGAUAGCAAUGGGUUGUGGUUACAUAGUUACAUAGCUGAAAAGAGACUUGCGUCCAUCAAGUUCAGCCUUCCUCACAUAUUUUUUUGCUGUUGAUCCAAAAGAAGUAAAAAAAUCCAGUCUGAAGCGCUUCCAAUUUUGCAACAAACUAGGAAAACUAGGACAGUAUGAUGUACUCUGUAAAUCAGGGCAAAUACAUAAAUUUUCAAUUACUUUUGUUAAAGUAUAGGCUAUAGUCACACUAUACAGCUUAAUGUAGUUGUUCUGGUGAGUAUACUCUGUCCCAGCAAGCAUUUUAAUGUAAACACGGCCUUUGCUCCAUAGGAACACCUCUAGUGGAAGUCACUCAGGCGGCCACUAGAGGAGCUUCCUUGGUCAGUGCUAUCCAACGUGCAGCACUGCCGUUCAGCAUCUCCACACUCUGAAUGGAGAUGCCGAACGUUCCUUAUAGAGAUGCAUCGAUUCAAUGCUCUCUAUGCGGAGAUCAUCAAAAAGGAGGCAGAGUGUGGACAGGAUCAGCUGUAACGAGACCUGUGCUGCGCUGGAAAAAGGUAAGUCAACUACCUUUUUUACAGAGGGUAAGGAGGGCCAGGGACCUAAACAGUGUUUUCACAACAAUAAUGUCAGGAAUACACAUUUGUAUUCCUGACACUAUAGUGUUCCUUUAACCCCUUAAGGACCAAACUUCUGAAAUAAAAAGGAAUAAAAGGGAAUCGUGACAUGUCACACAUGUCAUGUGUCCUUAAAGGACCACUCUAGGUACCCAGACCAGUGGUAACCCUAGGUCCAGCUAGGGUUAACCCAUUUUUUUAUAAACAUAGCAGUUUCACAGAAACUGUUAUGUUUAUAAAUGGGUUAAUCCAGCCCUCAAAUCCUCUAGUGGCUGUCUCAUUGACAGCCGCUAGAGGCGCUUGCGUGAUUCUCACUGUGCAAAUCACAGUGAGAACACGCAAGCGUCCAUAGGAAAGCAUUGUAAAUGCUUUCCUAUGAGACCGGCUGAAUGCGCGUGCAGCUCUUGCCGCGCGUGCGCAUUCAGCCGAAAGGGAGGAGAGGAGGAGGGUCGGAGGCGGAGAGCUCCCCGCCCAGCGCUGGAGAAAGGUAAGUUUUAACCCCCUUCCUCUCCCCAGAGCUGGGCGGGAGGGGGACCCUGAGGGUACCCUCAGGGCACUAUAGUACCAGGAAAACAAGUAUGUUUUCCUGGCACUACAGUGGUCCUUUAAGGGGUUAAACUGUCCUACCUAUGUACACGUUCUUAUUGAAAUACUUUUUUUUUUCUCCUGUAUUUUUUUUGGUCAUAAAUGAGAAUUUAUAUAUGUAUAUGUAACAUCAAAAUAAAGCUUUUAAAAAUGGUAUGUAAUAGUGUUAGUGGAAUAAAUGUGAAAGACUGAAAUUGUAGGAAAAAUAUAAAAAAUGCCCAAAUUGCUCGUGUUCUUAAAUACAAAACGAGUAAACUGAACCUGUGUCUUUAAGAGGCUAAAAAUUAGAUUUACCUUUACAGGAAGUGUGCAGGGAGACUAUGUAAGUCAUAGCAAGGGAAGGUGUGGCUAAGGCUGUGUAAACAAAGUGGUUUAACUUUUAAAUGGCAUAGACUUAAGCAGUGAUACUGCACGGGCAUGGUCUGUAAACCAAAACCACUUAAUUAAGCUAAAUUUGUUUUAGUACUUGGAGUGUAACCCCUUAUUGAUGUAUGGUAUGUAGGGACAGUUAUGAUAUAAUAGGAUUUGACUCACUCUGUUGUCUUGAAAAACAACAAAAUACACCUGGCUACCCUUCUACCCUUCUGAACAUUAAAAAGCAAGAGAUAUUGUUAGUCCUGUAAUCUUAGCGAUAAUCGUGACUGUAUUCCCUGCUUACUUUAAUGACACUUUCUUUUCUUUUUUGUUUUUUUUUUCAGUUUUGACAUUUGUGCUAAGCAAACCAAGGUCCGUGGCCCCUUACACGCCUCGCGUCUUGCUCUACGGACCCCCAGGCAGUGGACGUGGCCUUCAGGCAUCAUUGCUGUCACAGAAGUAUGGCCUGGUCAACAGUAAGUCUCAAACUGUGCUUUAUCUUUUGAUUUUACAAAAGAAAUAUAGCACAGAGAAGCCUGGUUUUCCCUUGGAAUAUGAUAUGUCCAGGUAGCUCCAGGUGAACUGAGUAAAACACAGGUGAGCUCUGAAGUAUUAUACAGCCUUUUAAUAAAGUGUACAAGUAGGCACAUGGCAGAGAUUUGCAGGGGUAAAUAUUCCCUAAUGAAGAAUUUCAGUAUAGUAAAACAUUAACACAAUUUUCUGAAGGUAAAUACAAUAAUGCCUAAAAAUCUCAAAAAGGCAAUAGAUUCAUAUUCAAAAUAUGCAGUGGAUCCUGCUUAGUUGUGAUGUUCAUUUUUUGUGCAAAUUAUUAUUUUUGCAAAUCCCACAUCUCCGUUUCCUUAUUGUUUCCAUUUUGCCUGUCUUUUGUCAGUUUGCUGUGGCCAAUUGCUGAAGGAAGCUGUCGCAAAUGAAAGUAAAUAUGAAGAAUUAAUCGGUCCAUACAUUGAGAACUCUCAGCAAGGUUGGCAAGUCAGCACGUUAACAUUUAUUGCAAUGAGUGUCAAUCAAAAACAAUCUACUUUGAACUUAACGAAACACAUUAGUGUUAGGAAUACAUCUUUGUUUUCCUAACACUAAAGUGUUUCUCUACUCCUGUGACUUCCCCCAGUGUUGUAAAGGGCUAAAUUACCUUUUAUUCACGUACCCGAUUCCAACGCCUAUGUCCCUCAGCGCUAGAUCAUGCUAUGCCUCCUCCGACGUCAGCUGAUUAGGGGUGGGAGGGAGGACAGGACUUAAAGCGCAUAAGCGCAAGCAUUAGGCCUUCCCCAUAGGAGAGCAUUUCCUCAAUGAUUUCCUUUGAGGUUUUCCUUGACGCUGGAGCGUGAGGGCAUGCAGCAUCCUAUCACGGAGUCAAACUCCAGGAAGCAUCAUCUAGUAGACAGCCACUAGAGGCAGUAUUAGAGGCAUGUAAAGGAAUGUGCAGAACUGAGGGGAAAAGGGACAGUACACCCACACCACUCAAUGAGAAGAAGUGGUUGGGUGUCUUUAGUGUCCCUUUAAUGCCCAUCUGUGAUCACAUAAUAAUAACAUUAUCACAUUUUUAAAUAGGAAGCAUGCAUGUAUCUUUUUAUGUUCUGUUAUUGCUCCACUCACUGGGGCUCAUUGUAUUAAUCAUGGACAUAUUAAUUGCAGCCUUGACUUUUCCAGUCACCUUCAAAUACUGCAUGUGUAUUAUGUAUUGAGAAAUGAAUAAAUCACACUUGGAUUGCUUCUUUGCUGCAGAGGGUCUUUGUAUAAAGUCAUGUAAAUGAUUAAAACAGAAAAUGUUAUUUUCACCCAGUUUUGCGGUUAAGAAGUUUGACAUUUUGCAUCACCAAAACUAAAAUAUAUUCAAUGCAAUUAUGUGUUGUUUGUUAUACAUCACAAGAUGUCUAAUUCCAAGCUGUUGUCCAAACUUUACACACUGAAGACUUAAAGUUUAACAUCCAGUACAUAAAAUGUGGCUUCUUUUAGCUUAGCUCCACCUCCCAUAUCAUUCCCAUAAUCUUGUUAAUACACAUUUACUCUGAAUAGUGUAACGCGCCCCAAAUCACUGCUGCAGCUUAACGCCAGUUUCCGAAGUGGGUACUCUAACCUCUUCACUUAAACUGCGCAGCCCUUUUGACCCUGCGAUUCGAAUGGUGCAGUAAUCCCACUAGCUCUCCCCCCCCCCCCCCAGUAAGCAAAUGAUGGGGGGCAAUCAAGCAGGACUGAAGGCAAGAAAAUAAGUGUUUUUUAAAAAUGGAGAGAAAGAAAAAGGACAGCGAAGUGAAGGAGCAAUUCAGUGGGGACCUUCUCAUGCUCCAUUCCAGAAAGCCUUUGCAGUUGGUGUAUUAGUGGUAGCUGCAAACAGCACUUGGCUGUGUAAAUAAUUUACCAGUUGAUUAAUAGACACACAUGGGUAUAAUUAGCAGAAGGAGAGACAGCAGCUACAGUAACGGAUACCGCGCUUGGGGGAACAAGAGACUAUAUUUUUAUAUUUAUUUAUUUUUUUUAGAACUUAUUUUCCUUUUUUUUUAUUUGGAAACUUUCUAGGGCACUGGGCGUUUGAAGAUGAGUUGGGAAGAGCUCUGUUGGCUCUUGUCUUUUGAAGUGGAAAUAGGACAGUUUGAAUCUGUUGAGUUUAAUUUUUCACAAGCUUUCAGAGCCCUACAGAGAAACUCCUCUAUUUUUCUUUUCUUUUUUUUUUUUGUAUUUUAACAGCGAAGGAAAGAAAAUCACGCUGUUUCAAUCUUCUUUCCUUUAUUGCAGUUUGCUCUGUUUUUAACACAUUUUUCACCUUUUUAGCAAUGGUUUGCAGAUCAUUCUGCAAGUGAAAAGAUUAACGCUUUUAGGUGAUAUGGGAUUGCGAAUAAUUUACAAGGGAACUGUAGGCCAGAAUUUCACUAUUUUGUAUUUUACCAUUUGUAAUGCUUUAUUCAAUUUUCACAAUUCCCUGUUUAGUAAAUAAACACCUUUAAGUCAUUAAUUUUUGGUGUGGGAUUUUAUUUUUUAAAUAAAAUCUUUUUCAUUUAUUUAUAUGAUACCAGCUGUCUGUAAAUUAUUUAUGUAUACAUAGUGCUGUCUAAAAAACAUGAUUUCAGAUAUCAGCAGGGCUAUUUAAUAAAGGGAGAUCUGAAAGUGAAUUUCAAAUUUAAGGCCAAAGUAGCUGAAUUGGAAAAAAAUCUCCAAACCAGCAAGGCUUCCAUUUCAGCUAUUUUUGUCUAUUUGAAUUUGAAAUUUACUUUGAAGUCCCACAGUUCACACGUUCGUAAAUAACAUUGCAAAAAACAAUAGUUCUUUGCUGUUUUCUUUAGAACGAUGCUACAGUAACACAAACCCUUGGUAGGUUUAUCUAGUAUAAAUGUAUACAUUUACAAACGUAUUUACAAGUAAGAAUUUUCUGGAAUUCAAAAUGAAUUUAAAAUUUGGGAGCUGAGCCAGUGCUCGACUGAGAAAGAUGUGGUUUACUAGAGCUCUGUGCAGGAAUCUUUAAAAGUUCCGAAUUCGGACACUACAGUCCUGAUUUUUCAAGCAAACAUGCCCUUUGUUGUGUGGGACUAAUGGAGAGGCAAUCAAAGAAGAACACAUCCAAUUCGGGCCCUGGUGUACAAGAUAUUGGAGCUUUGAUGAGACAGACCCUGAGACCUGCGACAUCCAAGAUGGCGCCGAGCACAGCCAUCCUCUCAGCCUCCUCGGAAAAUCUGAGCUUGGAGGAUGAACUAGAGGAGCUCGGCAGAGAUCCUGGACCACUGCCUACUGCUGGAAAUCGAGGGUACCGAGGGCCAUCCACAAAAACAGGUACUAAGGCACUUCUGGGCGACAUUCGCUCCAUGUUCCAGUCAGAGUUAGUGAUGAUUUAUGAGGAGGUGGCUACCUUAACAGGAUGCAUAGCAGCUGUGGAAUACCACAACAGAGGUGUGGCAAAGUCAGCCACAGAUGCAGCUCUGGCAGCCCUGCAAAGAAGUCAAAUGGAAAUAAAUGCACGAGUGAUGGUCUCGGCGGACCAAGCCAGGGCGCACAACGUGCGCGGGUCUGUGGGGUGCCAGUGGAGGUCAUAGGGUAAGAACUCUUGCAUUACACGAGGAGACUUUUUACUACCGUGUUAUGACCAAAGCGUGCAAAACAACUAGCUAUGGAUGGCUCAUUGAGGUUCGCCAAGGUUGCUCUGGCACCACCAGAGUCCGCCUGCGAUAUAUACUCGUGCAGUUCCAGUGUAUCUGACAAGGCGGCUCUUUUUCAUGCAGGCUGUGUCAGUCACAGCCAGAGGGGGUGUGACUAGGACUGCAUGGACAGAAACAAAAGUGAAAAUGUCCCAGAUAUUUAACCGUUUGUUCCUACAGCUAUCUCACCUUUGCCUAAACCACUUUAAGGCUUACAUGCCUCCUAAGUCAUAGCUUUGUACUUGUGUAUGCAUCUACACUGGCUCUGCGAGCUGCUGUUGCAUAUCCUAGUAAACUGAAUUGUUGUAAACUUUCUUUAAUAUACUGUCAAUAAUUACUGCUUUACCACUGUCUUUUUUUUUUACACGUUAUAAUAUACAUAAUUAUGUUAUAAGUGAGGCACAUUUAGCUCUCAUAACUACCCACCUAACUCCCCAGUCUAACAUACUAUUCACAGUCUUUUCAUCUGCAAAUGUUGUAUACCAAAAAUAAAAUAAAAUACAAAAUUUAUAUUUUAGGCCACAAUAACUGAUCUCAUUAUUUAGCUUACUUGGUUUUUUGUAAUUCGACUGUUUUAGUGUUAAAGGGAUUAUAUUGCUUUUUUGGUGACUAGUGUCCCUUUAAGUUUAAAAUUCACUUUGAAUUUGUGUAAGUGCAUACUGCUGAAAAAAGCAGGCCAAACCAUUGGUCAGCAUUAACAUUAGCACUGGAUAUAUGAAGCGCUGUCACAGGCAGAUUAUCAAGUUAUAGGUUGUUGGAAUUGUAUAUACAGAUAUGACAUGAUGUACCUAUAAAUGCCAUGGUCAGUGGGCAGAUCAUGUCUUGGAAUCCUGUACUGCGUGCAAUUAUCCCCUAUAAUGAACGCAGAGUAAUGAGAGGGUAGUGGAUGCAAGGAAUAGCCUACAAGCUGAAGUGGUAGAGAUUAACACAGUAAAGGAGUUUAAGCAUGCGUGGGAUAGGCACAAGGCUAUCCUAACUAUAAGAUAAGGCUAGGGACUAAUGAAAGUAUUUAGAAAAUUGGGCAGACUAGAUGGUCCGAAUGGUUCUUAUCUGCCGUCACAUUCUAUGUUUCUAUGUAAUGCACAGUUAACCCAAGGGAAAUGUAGUCCACAUCAUCUGGAGUGCUGAAGGUUGCCUACCCCUGUGUUAGGGGAACAUAAUGCCGUCCCAAUAAACAUUCAGUCUCUUGUUUUACAUUGACGUUUCAAUAAAACUCUUGAUGCUAUUAUUUUCCCAUAUUACACACGUCACUGUUAUGUAUUCUCUACAUAUAUAAGCAAUUAAUAGACGAUAACGUUUUAUGUCAAGCUUGCCAAUUGUCCCAUAUGAGAAUUUUCUCCUAAUUCCUUUGCCCAACAGAAAAUUAUUCAUUCUUGCCGUAAACUAUGAGCGUCAUUAAAGAGACUUUGGAACGGCCUUGUAUUGGAGUGUAUUUACAGUGCCUUCUUAUUAGUAAACAUUGUGUACCCCCCCUGUUAUGAAAGGAAAAGAGAGUUUUGCCAUGUGCUCUAUGGCACCAUAUCUUGCUUCUGUCGAGGGACCCCUCAAGGACUAGUCCUUCUUUAGUAACAGACCAGAUCCAGCUGUUUGGGAGUCAUCAACCUUUCAAUCACCAUAAGGGUUUUCUUCUCUCCUCUAUCCCCCAAAGGCUCAGUAAACACUCAUCUGGGACUGUGUCUAACUCUUUUACUUGGCAUUUGGAGCCCACUCCCUGGAGCUUUAUUAGCUUAUCACAGGUAAUGGCUAACCUCUUCCAGAUGCUGAGAACUCUCAUGCAUUUGUAGCAGAAAAGCUCUUGCAAGUCUCGCACUGCACCUGCAGAGGGCAGUAAACAAUAAACAAUUAAUUCAGGGUUGCUGCAUGCCUUGUCGUAAAUGUGAAUCUGUAGUUAAACAUCCUCCUGCACUGGCUUCUUUUUAAAUCCCUGAUCUCAUUACCUGCCAGAGCAGCAUGAGUUAAGGAUGAUCAUAACUGAUAAGAAGAAAAGUUCAGAGCUGCUAACUGCUACGUAAUAUAGGUAGUUUAACCCUCCUUUAGCUAGGAUAUUUAUAUUUGUUAUUUAAUAGUGUGUUUAUAUUUUGUGCACUGCGCAAAUUUGUACUCCUAGCUAGCCAUCGGCGAGUAGCAUAGGAUUUUAAUAUUAAAAAAAAUAUUUUUUUAAUACAUUCUUUAUUUACUAAUUUAUUAUGGUUACAAUUAGGGAAAGACUUGAAAUCUUGACAUUUUAUGACGUGUGUGUGUAGAUAGAUUCAUUAAAUCAUCUUUGCAUCAUUUUGAAUACACAUUUUGAACAAGACCUAUGAAUGCUUUUAUUAUUUAAUGUGUAUAUACCGUAUUUACUCGAAUUUAAUGCGCCAUCGAAUCUAAUGCACACCUCAAUUUUUGAAACAUGGAAGCUGAAAAAUGUUUUUGCUGGCAAAUGUAAUGCGCGUUUUUACAAAAAUAUGCUACUAUACAACAUUGUGCUAAAAUUAAAAGGUUUAUUGCCAUAUACCAUAGUAACAUUGAUGGUUAUUCAAUUUUAGUGUUACAUGUUAAGUCUAUUCUUUCUUUCAGGAACAAAUUUUGCCUGUGUGAAUUCACCGGAAUGAAAUUCGCCUGUGUGAAUUUGUCUGUUUGAAUUCACCAGUUUUUAAUUUGCCAGAAUGAAAUUGUCCCGAAUGUAAUGCGCCAUCGAAUGUCAGGUGCAUUCAAAUUUUGGAAACUUUAUUUUCCAAAAAGGUGCACAUUAGAUUUGAAUAAAUACAGUACAUGUCUUGCUUGAGAUUGCACCCAGGCAAUGACUUUUUGAAUCCUUUAGGUAUAAGAGUGCCGAAUAACUUUUAAAGUGUGUGUAUAUAUAUAUAUAUAUAUAUAUAUAUAUAUAUAUAUAUAUAUAUAUAUAUAUAUAUAUAUAUAUAUAUAUAUUCAUAUACUUUUCAGUGAAGUUUACACUGUAACAGAAACAUGUUUCUUGGUCCUUAUAGAAUCAUUUCUCAGUACAGGACAACUAUACUGUAAUGUUAAUACUGUUUUUGUCUUGUUUGUCUCUUUUCCCUAGCCCCAAAUAACAUUGUACUGAAGAUCCUGCUCGAGAGGCUCAGCAGACUAGAUUCUGCUAUGAACGGGUGGGUUCUGCAUGGCUUCCCAAGAGACACUGAGCAGGCAAGUCUGCUGAACGAUGCUGGAUUCAUGCCCAACAGGUGAGAUGAUUUAUCAACACGCUCACCGCUUACUGAGUCUUUCGUUAACCAUUGGCAUAUGUAUGUGGAAUGUAGGAUUGAGACAGGCCAAGUCGAAAGUCACAUUCACAUUUCUUUGCUGUUAGAAAAUAUAUUUUAGACUUGCAGGUUUAUUUGCUAACUUCACAAUUAAAAUUCUAGCCUCAAAUAGCUGAAUUGAAAAGAUAGCCGACUUGAAGAAUGUUUACAGUUGUCUAUUUUGGCCUAAAAUGUAAAAAUAAUAUUGAAUUCCCAACAACUCACACUUUAGGUAUUAACCAUAUGAAUACUAAAUGAAACACUAACAGGGUUAUUCACUAAAGAGAGAAUUCAAAGUGAAUUUCAGAUUUAAAGUCCUUAUAGCCUAGCUGUAAAAAUUCUCCAAGUCGAUUAUGCUUCCAGCUCAGCUACUCUGGUCUUAAAUUUGAAAUUCACUUUGAAUUUAGUCUGCAUUUUCACUUUAGCAAAUAACCCUGUUACAAACGAUAGGUUGCACCAGUAAUGUUUUUAGGAACUAGAGCUUCCAGGCUCCUGGAAUAUUGACAAGCCUUAUUAUUAAGCCUUAUUAUUAAGUCUUAUUAUCAAAACCAUUUACUUAAAAGGACACUCCAGGCUCAAGAAAACACCAUUAUUUAAAUGCAUUACGUAGAUAGUAUAUAUUUUUUUUAAAAUGCUACAAUUUUUUUUAUAAUAAACAACAGAGACAUACAUAACAGCACUGUUAACACUAUACAAACGUAGCAGUGAGAUACGCUCACAAAACCUUUGACAUCAUGAGGACACAUAACUGAUCCACACACACAACUGUGCAACUGAUCCAUUCCAUUCUGCGAUAUUUGUAACUGCCAAUGUGUUCAGUUUGCUGAGAUUUCUAAGUUAUACCUGCAGGUAGUUUUUUCAUCAAAACUAGACAAAUUAGAAAUGUCCUAAGACAACUAAAGACCUUCAGUGUUGGCACCUUAAUGUGGUGGAAGGGGACUUUAAUCUACCACUAGACCCAUGUGCCAAUACAAGAAAGUCACACCUCCCUGCCUGUCUGUUGGGGGGGGAUUCGGGCCUUCCUCCAUGAGUACCAAUUAAUAGAUUGUUGGAGAACCCCGCACCAACUGAUAGGUAUUAUAUAUUUUACUCAACUCCACAUAAUGCCUACUCACGCAUCGAUUACAAUUUUAUGCACCUCAACCUUUUUCGUGAUUCUAUAAUACCAAGAAACAGGCUUUUAGAUUCUCACUUCUAUAUUUGGUAGAGUUGUAACCUUAUUUAACCCUUUUGGAAGAACAUACAUAAGACACUUCUUAAAACGUUCCCCCACUCGUUAACACCUGAGCCUUUUCUGUUGCAUCUUUACCCAAUCAAUUUAUGCAAAUAUUAGGGAUCUAUUCUACCACAUCUCAUAAAUGCAGCACGUAGUACUAUUGCAGUACCCUGGAGUAAGGGCUCGAUACCCCACUGUCAGGUAGUGGAUUGCGAGGGUGGUGGACAUCAAAGCUCAUGAGGAAUUAGUACUGAGUUAUUCACUGAUGGAUCCUUUUAGAAUCAGGCUUUAGCGACAUCCUAACGGGCUGUUGCUACAACUAACGUGUCUCCAAAUAGACUUUCAACAAAAUCACAGUGGGUGCAAUAUCCUGUGCAUCCCAUAAUUACCUUUAUUUCAACCCUUUUUCCUAACCCACAUACUCUGUUUCUCUCUCCAAAUUCCACCCACACUUAUAUCUUCUUCCACUCUAUUUACCUAACACAUUUACACUACUAUUCCAUCACGGACAGUCGCUGCAAUGGUCUCAGAGAGGGAGAUCAUAUGAUCUCAUGGUUUGCUAGAAUUACAAUUUACCACACUGAAUGUAAUUGUUAUAUCACGGUCAUACUAUUUGAUUAUUAAUAGCUAAUAAUGUGAAUGUUUCUGUUCUGAUUAUUAUUGCACAGAUUAUGUGAUAUGCACUUCUUUUCCGUGUACCGAUACGCUUUCUCUGUACCUGCGGAUAUAACUUAGACUCAAUAAACGUUGAAUUAUAAAAAAUAAAAAAACUAGACAAAUUAUUGCAUGUAUAUAUAGAGUGAAGUAAAUGACUUGAAAGGGACACUAUAGGCACCCAGACCACUUAAGCACAUUGCAGGCUUUUACAUUAAAAAGAGUGUGCAAAACUGAUCUUUUCUUUGAAAAGGCAUUGUUUACAUUAAAAGGCCUGCAGGGACAUACUAAACACACCAGACUACAUAAAGCUUUGUCUGUGUUCAACCAAAUCAAAAUGUUGCAUCAAGUUCAUUCAGCUUUUUCCUAUGAUUUCAAAUCUUCAACAUGACCUCAGUAUAGACUUUGAGCUGGUAUUGAUGGUCCCAUAGCUUUCUAUGUGUUAAACUUUGAAACUGGAUGAAUCCACUUUCUUAAUUUAUCCACUUACCAUGCUUUCUUGUGAUAGAUGUUACUCUGCUGUCAUGAUGCCUUUAUUAGACAGGUGCUGCACUUUCUACACAUUGAUAAGUGUCCUACCCAGUCUUUCCAGUCCAAUGGUUGUCACAUGAUAUAGAAAUAAGCUGCAGUCUGUAUUGUUACAUAAUAGUAUAGAUAGGACCUACUACAGUAUGAGAAUUGUCGGAAUUCAACUUGAAUUUCAAAUUUAAGUCCAAAGUAGUUGAACUUGGAAGCAGAGCUGACUUGGAGAUUUUUUUCCAGCUCAGCUAUUUGGCCUUAAAUGUGAAAUUCACAUUGAAUUCCCAAGAAUUCGCCCUUUAGUAAGUGUUUUACCCAGUCUGCCAACGUCACACAGUUGUCACAUGAUAUAGAUAAUAGCUGCAACAUAAUGAGGGAGAUUUAUCAAUGGCAUGUGUUCACUAAAUAUUGAAUUAUGGUCAAGUAAGAUAUGAAUGGCAAAACUGAGGCAAAAAUAGCUGAUUUAGAAAACUUCAACACAAUGCUAAUUUGACUAUUUUAGCCUGAACGUUGUAGUUUGUAACAUUGUAACUUUAAAAGUUUUGUGUCCUAAAAAAUGUGUCCUCUCCUGCAACUGUCAUCAAAACAAAAUCACAUCAAAACACUUUUCUACCCUUACCCUUGCCUUUUGUGUAAAUAAACCCCACUCCUUCUAGCAUGUAAGCUCAUUGAACAGGACCCUCAACCCCUCUGUUCCUGUGCGUCCAUUUUACAAAUACAUGUCUGUUCGACCACCCAUUGUACCGCGUUACGGAAUCUGUUGGCGCCUUUUAAAUAGUAAUAAUAAUAAUAAUAAUGGAAAGAAGCGCCCAUUUCUACCUGUUUGUGUCACCCAUUUCAUGUCAAAUACAUCUGAAUACACAGCAAUAGAAUUACUUCUAGAUAUUACUGAAAUACUGGAUAAAAUAAUCUUAUCUAAUGAGUUCUACUCCUUCUUCAUCUGCUAUUUUGUGGUUUUGACAAGUCCCCUAUUUGUUCAUAGGUUUUGAAUUCCAAAAUGUUAUUUAAUGCUGUUGGAUAUUUUAUUUUUUGUUAAUUUAUUUUAUUUAGUCAUUGAAACCUGUUUAACCCCUUAAGGACCAAACCUCUGGAAUAAAAGGGAAUCAUGACAUGUCACACAGGGGUUAAACGUAGAAGUACAUGGUAUUAAUGGCACUUGGCAAUGAAGAAGUAACUAUUACUAAAGGCUCCCGAGUGAAAAGGCUUGGGAAACAUACUGGGAAAUAUAAAAGGGCUUUAUUCGGUAAUUGCUGGCAUGUUUAAUGACUAAAGUAAGAAUUGGCAGGAAUUAAAAGUGAAUUUUAAAAUUUAGGCCAAAUUAGAAAAUAAAGAGAAAAAAAAACUCCAAGUCAGUUCUUUUUUCAGUUUGGCUUUAUCGGCCUUAAAUUCAUUAAGAAUUUUCAUAAAUGUUCAAUUUAGUAAAAAAAAAAAACCCUCUUUGCGAUUUGUAGGAAUUGAAAAAUGAAUUGCAAAGUUUAUAAAAGUAGCAGAUAUUUUACACCAAAAUAUCCGAUUACGAAGAAACUUCUUUGUCUGAUUUAUUUUUCCAAUUGGGCUACUGCGGUUUAUUAUGUACAUUUCCUGUCACUCACCCUUAAUUCUUGUUUAGUGAAUAAGCCUCCAGUAUUCAUUUUACACCAUUCCAAUUUUGCCUUUGCCAUGUAGAGCUGAUUACAGCAGCCGAUGACUGCACUCUCCGGGAGCCUGAACAAAGCUUAGGAUGUAAAAGUGCCUUUGUUUACUUUGCUCUGCUUUUCACAACGCGGUGUCCGAAUUUUCCACCGCUGAUUCCCGUGUGGAUUAAACACAAUAAACAGCCUAUUAAUAAAAGCUUGAACUAAGGAAUGGAGCUCGAAUUUGCAGCAAAAUCCAGUGCAUAGUGUAGGUUAAUAACUCUAUUACUGCCAGCUGAAUUCUCCCUGCGUUUGAAGAGCCUGCUAUAAGCCUUCUCUUACUCCCCGUUAAUUGAGCUAAUAAAACCUCAGUAACCCAUCCAUGCUGCCAUUAUCUGUGAGUUUACCAAGACUGGACUAGAAUAUUUAUUCUGGGAUAUGGAUUCCACCCUGGCUGUGUUUUUCUUUCACACAAGCUGGGAUUGAUUCUUGGAGGUGGGGAAAGCAGGAGGGAGAUCUAAGCAUCUCUGUGGGAUAUCCUAUUCUAAUCUGUAUUAACUACCAUUAUCCGAUGCUCAAAAGUGCUUACGGUGAGUUCUUAAAGAGAAAUAAACCCUCUGCUGUAUAAAGCAGCAUUAUCUAAAUGUUCUCUACAAACCAAGCAGCGUUCAAUUAAAAAUAUCAGGGGCUUAGUGACUAAGGAGUGAUUGAUUGGCAGCGCACGUUGGCAACCCCUAAAAAUACAACCAAAUUGGAGAUUUUGUCCAACUCUGUUUUUGCAACUAAAUUCACUAAACUGUGAAUUGCCUGGAAAUUACUAGGGUGAUUUUAAAUCUUAUGCCAAAAGAGUUGAUAUGAAAAAAUAGAUGAGCUGAAAAAGGGUUCCAGUUUGUUUUUUUUGGUCUAACAAUGUUAAAUGUCCUGCUCAGUUCCAGAUAGAUUUCUAAUUAAAGGAACACUAUAGGGUCAGGAAUACAUGUUUAUAGUGCAAAACCCACCAUUUAGGUGGCUUACCCCUCCCCCCUUAGCCUCUUAAAAGUGAAUAAAACUCACCUUAUUUCCAGCACCGCGUGGGUCUGCCGCUUUGGUGACAUCAUCAUCAGAAUUGCCGAUGGGGAAAGCAUUAGAUUGGCUAAAAUCGGCAAGGGUCGGGGCCAAUUGCUGUUUUGUCCAAUCAGCACUUCCUCAUAGAGAUGCAUUGAAUCAGUGCAUCUCUAUGAGGAAAAUUCAGUGUCCACAUGCAGCGCGUGGAGACAUUGAACGGCACUCCUGCCUACUGUGCAGCACUGAGCCAGGAAGCACCUCCAGUGGCCAUCUGAGGAGUGGCCACUUGGAGAUGACCCUAGGGCCAGUGUAAACACAGUCUGAAAAUGCCUGAAUGAUUAAACUUACCAGAACAACUACAUUAAGCUGUAGUUGUUCUGGUGACUAUAGUGUCUCUUUAAUUCAAGCCAAGGCAACUCUUGGUUUAGUGCAGAGGUACACAACCUUUGGCACUUCAGAUGUUGUAGACUACAUCUUCCCUGAUGCUUUGCCAGCAUUAUGGGAGAUGUAGUCCACAACAUCUGGAGUGCCAAAGGUUGCCUACCCCUGGUUUAGUGAAUAAAUCCCUCAGUCUAUAGUAAGUGAGUCUAUAAUUUUAGUACUGGCUCUAAAUGGUUCAAGCAAAGAGUAGGUUUCAUUUUAAAUGUUUCUUUCUUUAUAUUUUUUUCACUAAACUGAGAAUUCUGGAAAAUUGAGAAGGGAAGUAGUUUGAAUUUUUCAAAUUCUGCAAAUUUGGGCUCAAAUUUGCCAUCCCCUUGUCAAUUCUCCUCAGUUCCUGGUUGAAUGCAUAGAUGCUCAGAUAUAGUAUAAUGUUUGUUUAUCCAUUUGUGCUAGUAAGACUAGGGGUUUAUCCACUAAACUGUGAAUUAUGAUGCAAUUACUGACUUUCAAAAUGUAGGCCAAAGUAGCCAGCUUGGAAAAAGGUAUGGCUAAAUUGUCUUUUAUUCUGGACUCUACACUGCCAUCCCAGUGCAAAGGAACAGUGUAGAAGAGGAUUUAUUAUAGUAGCCCAAACAUAAUUGUUGAGGUCAGGGGUACCAUAUAGAUGAGUCCUGUGGUACACAUUCUAACCAGGAAUGGGGAACAGAAUUUGACUACACUUUUGAUGGCAUAUACACAGCCUGGAAAAUUGUGGCCUCACGGCUACAAUUGCAACAAAAUCAAAUGUAAAUGUGUACACUGACAUGUUAAAGGGACACUAUAGUCACCUGAACAACUUUAGCUUAAUGAAGCAGUUUUGGUGUAUAGAACAUGCCCCUGCAGCCUCACUGCUCAAUCCUCUGCCAUUUAGGAGUUAAAUCCCUUUGUUUAUGAACCCUAGUCACACCUCCCUGCAUGUGACUUGCACAGCCUUCCAUAAACACUUCCUGUAAAGAGAGCCCUAUUUAGGCUUUCUUUAUUGCAAGUUCUGUUUAAUUAAGAUUUUCUUAUCCCUGCUAUGUUAAUAGCUUGCUAGACCCUGCAAGAACCUCCUGUAUGUGAUUAAAGUUCAAUUUAGAGAUUGAGAUACAAUUAUUUAAGGUAAAUUACAUCUGUUUGAAAGUGAAACCAGUUUUUUUUUCAUGCAGGCUCUGUCAAUCAUAGCCAGGGGAGGUGUGGCUAGGGCUGCAUAAACAGAAACAAAGUGAUUUAACUCCUAAAUGACAGUGAAUUGAGCAGUGAAAUUGCAGGGGAAUGAUCUAUACACUAAAACUGCUUUAUUUAGCUAAAGUAAUUUAGGUGACUAUAGUGUUCCUUUAAUGCGCACUUUUACAAUUUUAUUUUGAGAAAGGUGAACGUAAGCCAUCUUUGCACAUAAUACAAAGUUAAAUCUUACUUUCAGAUUCCUUCCCUAAACCUCCACAUUCAUUUACACCUGAUCACAAAUCUAAAACUAACUGAUGACAUUUAAUGGUCUCAGCAGGCGUACGAGAAAAGAAAUGGCUACCCCAACACACCAUCACAGAAUUCACGCAGCUUGAAAUAGCAAUCCGGUGUACACUCCGUAAAAAAAAAAAGGUUGAGGCAUUAAAUUGCAUUGAUAGGAAAAUCACCCGCCACAUCGUUGCUAAUGCUUUGAAUCUUUGAGAAAUAAAACCAUAAUAGUUGGCAGAAAAUGAAGCGGAAUUCAUACUUUUUUUGUAAGCAAGUAGAACGCUCCCCUUUGACAUUCUAGCAUUUCCAUCACUCACUGAGCCGCAGGAGCAGUGGGUGGCUUGCUUUGAAGCAUUUGUGCUCGUAAGAACUUGGUGAAUUACAUUUGGAAGGAGAAAUCACGGGUCACUUAUACCUCCAUACAGGUUAAAACUUAGUUUAUGAGAGUCUGUUACUCAGUUUGCAGACAGCCUCGCCAGAGACCAGGAGCAAUUACUUUUGAAGCAAGUGCAUCCAAAAUAUACAUAACCUUCUGAACUGCGAGUGCCCCAUCCCUCUCAAUUUCAUAGUAUAUUGGGGGGUUGGGAGGGCGAGGAAGUGGACUUCUUGUUUGAACAGAAAUUGCCUUGACAACACUCAGUUUGCAUCCAGAAGUGGGUGCCCCUCCUCCCCCACUAAACCUUUUAGAUUUUGUAGGUGGCCAUUUAACCUUUUAAAGCCACACUACAUGGUGCAAAUGUUUCUGGUUGCCGAAGGGUUAAUUUAUAAAAUCAAUAGAACCUCACAGAGGCUUCAUUGAUGCAGUCAUCCGAAAACAUCCCUUUUAAAGCAGCACUGUCACCCAAGAGUAACUUUAAUCAACAAAGCAUAAAAAAAUUACAUAUGUGAUACAAUUGUAUUCUAUUAGAAAUUCUACAAAACGUAUCUUGAUCGUCUUAAAAAUCGUGCUGUCUGGCAGUGUAAAAAAAAAAAAUCACAAUAUGGGUAUUAUACUUUUGUGCUGCUAUGAUGUAUAAAAAGAUACAAAUCUGCAGUUUGGGAAAGGCACAGAGAUACCAAAUGCCAACCAUAAAAAAUGGAUUAGACGGAGGGAGCAAAGUGAUAUGUGCAUCUGAUUUCCCUAUCUCUGGUGUAGAGCCUUCACAGUUAUAGUUACUAGAAGAAUCACCAUAAUAAGAAAAAAAAUGAUACCUCCAAUGUGUCCCUUUUUCAUAAGGGACAGUCACUAUCCCACAUAGGGAAACAAAAUGGUCUCUCUCUUUUAUUUCUAUAAACUCAGAAUGUUUGGCGUGUAUGCGUGUAGUACUGAACUGUACUACCCACCUAGGUCUGUGUAGUAUGCAAGAGUGUAUCACAGAGCUAAAUUCAAUAUAUUUUUUUUGUAUACCAUAGCCCCUUAAUUUUAAUGGUGUACCAUUGUUGCUGGGUAACACCAAACGUGUUGUCUAGUGAAUUCCGCUGACACCUAGUAAUGGAAAUAUAAAGUCUACACCUCUAACUUUGUACAGAAAAAAAUGUACUAUUGAAUUUGAUCAAUGUAGUUGUUCUGGUGUUUAUUGCCAGUCCCUGCAGACAUUUUAAGGUAAAUACUGUGUUUACAUUACUGCCUUGAAACACCUCUAGUGGCAGUGACUCAAAUGACCACUUGAGGUGCUUUCUGGGUAGCGCUGACAUUCAACGCCGCCACACUCUGCAUGAAGAUGCUGAACACUUUGCAUAGAGAUACAUUGAUUCAAUGUAUCUCUAUGAGGAGAUACUGAUUGGCACUGCGUUUUGCUGUGCAUGCACAAUAGCCGAAAGCAGUGGAUUGGCUGAGAUCAUCAAAUUUGGUAAUCUCAGCCAAGGAGGCAGAGUGGGGCAGAGCCAGCCACAGUGCAGUGUGCUUUUAUUAUUUUGAGGUUACAUCUGCCUGAAAGGAAUGGUUUAAUCUCACUUCUUUUGAGAAUACUAUAACACUUAAUGAAACAAGCCACAUUACUUUUGAGCCAAACAUUCCCUUUCAAAGGGCCUUUCAGGGACAUGUAAGAUCUGACUGCAGAAGGUCUCUGUAAAGGUAGAGUUUUGAUUUACCUGUUUCCAAAAACCGACGGUGCCAAUUUUAAAAAGCAAAAAAAAAGCUUUUUGAAAGAUCCUCCUCCUCACCCCCAAAAUAGCAUCCACACAUGAGAUUAACACUCAUAUAUGUGAGAAUAAGCAUCAGUAUUGAUUUUUAUAUAUAAACAUUAUUGUUUUGAAAAGACAUUUUCCAUACUGAAACAGAAUUUCAAGACAUAUUUACCCUGGAAAUUGCUAUUGACAAGGUUUAAUAAAUGUUUCACUGUAGACACAUAUUGCGGGCCCUCGGGAAAGGUCAGCCCGAAGAAGAAUUUCUGUGGCAAAUCAAAGCAUGUCAGUUACUUGCCAUUGGGUUUUAGAUAUGAGAAGAGGCAGAGAAAUUCUGGCUUGCUCACAUACAGUAAGGUAUUUUCACAUCACAAACAUAUUAACGCCAAAUAAACUGAAACAGAGAUUUGAGACCUUGCACGUUUGAGGUUAGAUAAAUACUUGAUGGGGGCUAGAGACAUUGGUUCAAACUGACCUGAUAUAUGCUCAUUCUAGACUCUCUGUGUCUUGACCUAUUCCAGAUACUUCUAGACAAUGCUUGUUGCCAUCUCCCACCUCUUUGUUGUGCUCCCAGACAGCAUCAUUUGGUCAUGCACACACUCAUACGUCACAGUCACGCUUCUUCACUUUGAUCUUUUGGCAGAGACGGAUUUUAGAUUGGUCACUUUUUAUAAAUAAACUUAUGUCCACUACUCUGGUCUUCUCUGUACCCAAUAGUGCAUUACUGAACACUUUGCUUGUUGAUUUAUGGAAGUAUUUCAAUGGCUGAACUUGACUCAUGCUGUGUUUCAUGCCAGCUUGCCCACGGGCAUAUUUUUUUCCGUCUCAUUAGCAGUGUUUCAUUAUGUGCCACCACACUAAGGACUGAUUAUGCAUAUUGCAAUUACUGUUGCUCUUUCCUAUCGUUGCUUGAAGCCUAUUCUAGCUGAUUACUCUGUGAGUAGGUGCUUAUUGAAAGGUACAGACAUAAAGUUUUGAGAGUUUCUGAUCUUCUGCCCAAUUUAUAGAAAUGGAUCCUGAAAGCUAGGGGGGAGGGAAUACAGUUUGUGGAUAGACAGUUGCUGAACAUACUAAAAGAGGAGGCCAGUUUGACGAAAUCAGGAAAUGCUCAGGACAUAUUGCAAACUUUGUGAGCAAUGGCAGGAAGGAAAGGGUAAUGGAGAAGGGGUACCAUGUAGGCAGACCAACCAACAGACAAAGAUGGCUCAAAUAACAGUAGAGUUUGGGGAAGCACUGCCUUCAUUAUAACAUGGUGAUCACCUAUAACAAGCAGCAAUGCCUGUCAGUUAUUGUCUCAGUGGCUGAUGCAGCACCUCUUGAAGCAGCAACCGAAGUUAAAAAUGUGAUUGAGAAAAAGUACAAGGCCCAAUUCUCAGCAACAAGUAAUGCUCCAUCAUACUUUCCUGGACAAUUUACUCUUCUUGAUGAUGAUGGGCAGCAGAUGAAGCAUUCUGCCUGUAGUAUGUGGCAUUCAUAUACUGCAUGAGAGAAUCUAUUAACUAAGCAAGGCAGUUUUUUUGCAUUCCUCGUUAAUUAAGAACUGAUGUCCUUCCGGCAGUAUAUUCAUUCUAUAAACUGCAGAGUAUCAUUGGUUUUGUUUUUUAAGAAGAGUCUUGUAAUAAGUAGCAAAUUUGGCAGAUGCAGACAUGAUCACGCCCAUGUAACUAUUUAAAUGGCUGCACACAGAAUGAUUUUGGGGAAAGUAGACUUUAUAUGCCUGCAGUCCCAAAACUACCAUUUACCGUGUUAACACAGAUAAAAAUUUAAAAAAAAUACCUCUUCAAUAUCAGACUUUCUCUGAGCAGUUCAUUGUCAGGUUGCAUAUUUACUUUCGUGCCCAGGAAAAAAAUGAUCAGUUUCAGGUAGAUUUUCUCGGGAGAAACCGUUGACUAGAAGCACGAGUUCCACAAUGUCUAAUGUUACCGCAAAGUGUGUUUAGAUUUCGCUUUCCCAUAAUCCCUUGCACUGCCGUAUCUAAUGACUUGUUCUCUCAGCGAAGAUGGUUUGUGUAUAUUUGCCAUAGCCAACUGCCCCCUCUCUCCGUACACAGCACUGGGAUUGAUCCGUUGCUCCCAUCAACAAUAAUUAGUCUUGUAAGACUAAUGGAAAAAGUCAUGUCUAAUUAGCCUGUUGAAGGCCCAAUUAUGCUAUUAACGUUUGUGGGCUUUAGGCUAAUAACAAGGAGAGCUGUCUAAUUUGCAUAGCAUUAAGUUAAUUGAGUUGGAAGCUCCGGGGCGGAUCGUUGUGAUGAUAGUAGGAUUUCGUUACGGAGUGGAUAAUGAUCACUGAAGUUAAGACUAUUCACCUGACAGUUUUAUUAAUUAACGCCGAUCUUGUUACCUGCAGAGUCCUUCCUUUCUAUAAAAGGGACUUGUUCCGUUUUUUUCGUUUCUUUUCUUUUAAUGAAAACCGAGAUAACUCUGCUAAUUGUUCCCUGUAAUUAAUUAUAAAGGGAUAGCUGCCUUUCUAAUCUCCACUAGUCUUACAUAUAGACGGGGUUAGCAGCUGUUUGCGAAUAGACCAAGGGAGGUCCGUAGGUCCUUGUCAAUCUUAAAGCAACGUUUUUAUUCCCGUAUGUUUUGUUGUUUUAGACAACAUUAACCCCUUAAGGGCUAAGCUUCAUUUGCAUGUUUUUCACUUAAGGACCAGAGCACUGUUUGCUAUGUGUGUGUUCUUUAGCAAUUUCAAUCUUUCUCAUUUAUUGCACCAAUACAUAUUACAUACUGUUUUUAGAAGAAACAAAAGGGCUUUAAUUUGAUAUAUAAAUUCUCAUUUAUUAAUUUUUUUAAAAUACACAAAAAUGCAAUGAAAAACAAAACAAUCACUGUUUUGGCAAUAAUAAUGGGUGCAUAAUUAGUGCAGUUUAAGAAAAGUAAUCCAAAAUAAAUCAACUUAUUUGUCCUGAUUUAAAGAGGGUUUCAGUUUAUUUUUGGUAGUUACAGGUCACAAAAUACAAAAAGCAAUAUGGAACAAUUUUAGAAUUUAGUUUGUUUGUCUUCUAAGCUUAAUAGCCAUCACAGAAAACAAAAUUGCCACAAAAAAAAGUAUAUAUUUAUAUAAAGUAGACAUCUCAGGCUUUUAACUUACAUAUUUUGACACUUUUUAAAGGAACACUAUAAGGUCAGGAACACAAACAUUUAUUUGUGACCCUACGUGUCAAUAAAACUUAUCAUAUUUCCAGCAACGCUCGUGACCGCAGCUUGGCCAAUCAGCACCUCCUCAUAGAGAUGCAUUAAAUCAGUGCAUGUCUAUGAGGAAAGUUCAGUGUCUCCAUGCAGAGCGUGGAGACAUUGAAUGUGGCACUGCACCAGGAAGCACCUCCAGUUGCCAUCUGAAGAUUGGCAAGUGGAGGUUUCACUAGGGGGCAAUGUAAAACACUGCAUUUUCUCUGAAAAGACCAUGAUUACAUGAAAAUGCCUGUAGGGACUGACUAUACUCACCAGAACAACUACGUUAAACUGUAGUUGUUCUGGUGACUAUAAGGUCCCUUUAAGUAGCCAUUUAACGGCCAAUCUCUGCUAAAUAUUGUAGUAAAAGUUUUGUUUUUUAACAUUUAGCAAGGUGCCAUAUUGUGUUCAUCUACAUCUUCUGAGUACAGCAAUACUCCUAGCGUUUGACUUUUCCUAUCGUGUGAAGCUGCAACACCAUGUAAGAGACCUGACCAUUUCAGUUUUUUACAGUUGGAUUUGAUGGGCCUAUUUUGGGGCGCUAUAGCAGUUUUACUUUUCAAAUUAUGCCACAAAGGCAUACAAUUUCCAUUUGUGAAAGUAGACACUCCAGGAUAUCUCAUGUAGUGUAUAUUGUGCCUUAAUGUGAUGCCAUUUUUUUUUAAUGGCAAAUUGAUGAUUGAUCUAUGGUGCAUUCUGGGGCAUUUUAGUAGCUCAUAUAUUUAAAUGACUCCAUAAAUGCAUAGUGUUUGCAAAAAUGGACACCUUGGACCUAUCACAAUACAUUUUCAGCUGUAUUGCUUUAUUAUUUUUAAAGGAACAGGAUAGUUUUAGGAAUACUAAAGUGUAAUUCUAACACUAAAGUUCCCCACUGAAAGGACUGUUGUCUCCUCCCCCGCAAAGUAAAGGGUUUAAAAAAAAACCUUAUCUGAUUCCAACAUCAAUGUCUCUCAGAGCUGGGUAUGGCUCCUCCUCCUCUUACAUCAACAAUCCUGGGAACCCUAAUGCGUGUUGAGUGCCACACUCAUUAAGUCUUCCACAUAGGAAAACAUUGAUUUUAACCCCCUGGAUGUCCUCAUGCAAAGUGUGAGGACAUCUAGCGUCCUUUUUACAGUGUCAAAAGCUCUGAAACUCCAGGAACCAGUCUGAAUCCUUUUUUACAUUGCAGGGUUAAGGGGAUGAAGUGGUUUGGGUGCCUAUAGUGUCCCUUUAAAAUUUUAAAUACACAUUACAUUUGUUAUGCUUUUUAAAAUCUCAUGUGUCCCAUUGUAAUAAAAUUAUGUUAGUGUCAGCAAUACAUGUUUGUGUUCCUGACACUAUAGUGUUCCUUUAAGACACUUAACUAGGCACGCUUAGUAUUGUUGUGAAGUUUUGUUAUACACUCAGACACACCAACAACAUGGAGCUCCUAGAAAAGGGAGUGAUUAGGAUAGGAACAGAAGGAUUUUGGCACAAAGUAGUAACUGUCCCUCCUAAAUAGGGACACUUGAGAGGUAUGCGUCCAGUAUCAUCUCUCUGAAGGUAAAUGGAGAAUAGUGGUGUUAGUGAAGAACUACAGGAUUCUUCACUUUUUUGGCCUCCAAGAAAGAGCUUUACAUGACUCCAGCUCACCUUCUUCAUCGUCUAGGAGUUCCAUACUUUAGUGGAUUUGUUCACCUGGACUUUUGGUUAUUUCUGCUAGACUAUAUGCCCACUAUACUAUAUCUACUGGUACUUCAGUUGAUUUGGUGUGCUUGUUCCCAUACUAGGAAGUUUUUUUUCAACACUUACCCAGUGUACUGUUAGGUCCCUGAAUUACCUAAUGCUUUUAUCUCUUUGGAGUUUUAUUUAUUUGCUUAUUUAAAGAGGUAAAACAAGUAUUUGAUCCCAUGCUGAUUUUGAAUGUUUGUCCACUGUCAAAGAAAUGAUCAGUCUAUAAUUUUAAUGGUAGGUGUAUUUUAACAGUGAAAGACAGAAUAACAAAAAUAUAAUACAGAAAAACGCAUGUCAAAAAAGUUAUAAAUUGAUUUGCAUGUCAAUGAGUGAAAUAGUAUUUGAUCCCCUAUCAAGCAGCAAGAUUUCUGGCUCCAAGGUGUCUUUUAUACAGGUAACGAGCUGAGAUUAGGAGCACUCUCUAAAGGAAGUGCUCCUAAUCCCAGCUCGUUACCUGUAUAAAAGACACCUAUCCACAGAAGCAAUCAAUCAAUCAGAUUCCAAACUCUCCACCAUGGCUAAAACUAAAUGAGCUGUCCAAGGAUGUCAGGGAAAAGAUUGCAGACCUACACAAGGCUGGAAUGGGCUACAAGACCAUCGCCAAGCAGCUUGGUGAGAAGGUGACAACAGUUGGUGCGAUUAUUCGCAAAUGGAAGAAACACAAAAUAACUGUCAGUCUCCCUCGUUCUGUUGCUCCAUGCAAGAUCCCACCUUGUGGAGUUUCAAUGAUCAUGAGAACGGUGAGCCUAGAACUACACGGGAGGAUCUGGUUAAUGAUCUCAAGGCAGCUGGGACCAUAGUCACCAAGAAAACCAUUGGUAACACACUAUGCGGUGAAGGACUGAAAUCCUGCAGCACCCACAAGGUCACCCUGCUCAAGAAAGCACAUGUACAGGUCCAUCUAAAGUUUGCCACUGAACAUCUGAAUGAUAAAGAGGAGAACUGAGUGAAAGUGUUGUGGUCAGAUGAGACCAAAAUGUUACUCUUUGACAUCAACUCAACGUGUUUGGAGGAAGAGGAAUGCUGCCUAUGACCCCAAGAAUACAAUCCCUAACGUAAAAUAUGAAGGUGGAAACAUUAUGCUUUGGGGGUGUUUUUUCUGCUAAGGGGACAGGACAACUGCACCGCAUGAAAGGGACGAUGGACAGGGAUAUGUACCAUCAAAUCUUGGGUGAGAACCUCCUUACUUCAGCCAGGGCAUUGAAAAUGGGUCGUGGAUGGGUAUUCCAGCAUGACAAUGACACAAACACACAGCCAAGGCAAUAAAAGGAGUGGCUCAAGAAGAAGCACAUUAAGGUCCUGGAGUGGCCUAGCCAGUCUCCAGACAUUAAUCCCAUAGAAAAUCUGUGGAGAACGUUGAAGGUUCAAGUUGCCAAACGUUAGCCUUGAAACCUUAAUGACUUUGAGAGGAUCUGCAAAGAGGAGUGGGAAGAAAUCCCUCCUGAGAUGUGUGCAAACCUGGUGACCAAGUACAAGAAACGUCUGACCUCUGUGAUUGCCAACAAGGGUUUUGUCACCAAGUAUUAAGUCAAAGGGGUCAAGAACUUAUUUCACUUAUUGACAAUUGAUGCAAAUAAAUUUUUACCUUUUUUGACAUAGUUACAUAGUUACAUAGUUACAUAGCUGAAAAGAGACUUGCGUCCAUCAAGUUCAGCCUUCCUCACAUUUGUUUUUUGCUGUUGAUCCAAAAGAAGGCAAAAAAACCCAGUUUGAAGCACAAUUUUGCAACAAGCUAGGAAAAAAAUUCCUUCUUGACCCCAGAAUGGCAGUCAGAUUUAUCCUUGGAUCAAGCAGUUAUUACCCUACAUUGAAGAUUAUAUCCAUGCGAUUUUCUGAAUUUUAUUUUGUGUUAAUCUGUCUCUCACUGUUAAAAUACACCUACCAUUAAAAUUAUAGACUGACCAUUUCUUUAACAGUGGGCAAAUUUUCAAAAUCAGCAGGGGAUCAAAUACUUUUUUCCCUCACUGGACUUUUUGCUAAUUCUAUUUUUUUUUGUGCUAAUUUUGGACAGGGUAACAAAUAAACUGUCAUUUUUUUUUUUUACAGUUGCGCUCCUUUACUGUACAAUAUUAAUUUUUAGGCUGACUUUGAAAAUUUUGAACAAAAUUUCCUAGAUGAAAAAAAAAAAAAAUCACCAACUUGGUUAAAUUGGACAUAUUUUUUAAAAUCCAUUUAUUUUUACUUAAAUAUUACAAAUCGGUUGAUGCUCUGUCUCACUGUUUAGCAAACAAACCUGAGUGAAUUUGAGGCUUCUCAAGGUCACUCUACAGACCAAGUGUUUUUAUAUAUGAUAUAAACACUGCUCACUGCGAUACAGCCUAAUGACAUGGUAAUUAGCAGGAUCCUAAAAUUCUAGUUGGAUUACAGCCCUUGAGUACCGAUUCAAGGUCUGUAAGUGAACAGCAAUGCAAUUUUCAUUUUUAAUCUCUUGUUACCAAGCCAAGAGUUAAUUAUUCAGUCCUUCUAAAACCCACGGAUCUCCCCCCAAACCUGUGAAGUCAUCUAGUGAGUGUUAGCGAGAUGUUAAACAAAAGACUAUCGUAUGCUGGUGCCUUUUAAUCAUGUAAUUGCAGAGUGUCAUUUAACACGGACGCGUUCUGUUACCCCCGUCAGUUUAAUGAAUGGAGGAGGACUAGCAGUGUCACCCCCUCCCCUAUCUGCCUUCUGCCCCUGAGGCUUGCGGCCUUCUGAGGAAGGAGCACUUUUAACUACACCGAAGUUUGGCCAGGCUUCUACAUAUUACAGAAGCAACACGAACGCAUACAAUUGAAGUCUUUGAAAACAAUAAAAUAUGCAUGGCUAUCGCUGACAGCGCCACAAAGUCAAGCAAUUAGCAGUGUAAUCCAAGAGGCUGGCAGCCGAUCGGAGAGGAGUUUGCGGUUCUCUAUUAGUUAAAUGCAUUUUGUAGGUCCUCAUUCCAUCAAAUCAACUAACACUUCCUUUAAUUGGCUGAUAAAUUAUACAGCUGCACGCAUUAUAAUUUAAUAACUCGUAAACAUUCCUAGGGUCUGCUGUAAAGUCUAUAUCGCUCUCAUUAAUUCCUUAAUUUCAGCUGAUGGAAGAGGAGAUGGGAUGAGCAUGCUAGUGCAGUGAGCCCCGGGCUAUGAAAUAAGGAAAAGGGACCAGGGAAGGGGGGUGGGGGGGCGUCCUUUUAACGCUUAUUUUUUUUUAUUUAAUUUUUUUUUUUUUAAUUUUUUUUUUUUUUAACACGGCACUGUCGGAAACUCAAUCUGUGAGCUGUCAACCGUGCCAGGUUGCCCCCUCCCCAUACAAAGGGUGACUGACAGAUUCCUACCAAGUCUUGUCAAGCUAUCUUUAAACAUCAAGCCAGCCAGUAAACAGAACCCAAUGUAUAUUAAAUCUUGUUAUACCACCCGCCCCUUCUCAUUGCUAAUUCUACCACUCCACCACCAGCACCACCAUCCUCCUCGCCCCCCCCCAUCCCACUCACUCUGUCUUCAUGAAUAUUUCAUACCAGCCAGCAUAAAUAUUAAUUCUAAUAGCUCAGUAUAGUAGUUAUUAUUUCUGUUUUGUGACAAACAUACAUUAAAUAUUCAGAAAGCUUUUUAUAUAUAUUUAAAAAAAAAAGAGAGAGAGAGAGAAAUUUACACACUUGAUUGCUGAAAUAAAUUUCUCUCUAUCCUGGGGACAUUUGGGAAAUCCUAAUUUUGUGUUUAAUUCUAUUGGAUUUAACCCCUUGUAGUUAAAUGGAUUAGGCAAGCGUUAUGGUAUCUAACAGAAUUUUAUAUGACUUUUAGGCUGUUUAUAAUUGAAGUAUUCAUGACAUAGACAUGGGAUGAAUAAAAUGAAAUGUUAUAUUUCUGGAAGUAUAAAUUAAGUAGAAUUUUCAGUUGAAGUUGAUUGUUCAUUGAUUAUUCACACGAGGUCUUAUGUAAUUGUUUAAAUGACAAUUAUAUGUGUUUGUUAUUAAUGACUGUGAGGCCUCUCCUAAGUGUAUAGCUCAGUCAGUUAAUACACGAACUGCAGUACCUAAUCAAAUGGUGGAGUUGCAGGUUUCAAACCACAUUUUCAUUCUUCCGAUAUCAUCAUAAUGGAUACAAUUGAGUUGGGAAACUGUAGCACCUCUUAGAAACCUGGCAAUUUGUUUAAAUUUGAGUGACUUGGGGAGGAAAACAUUGUGUAAAAUGAGAAUAAUCAUAUCGUUUGAUAGAUAUUUUUACUUAUCACUGUUCACCUAUAUGAAACUUUAUAAAUAAUUUUAGACUUUUUCUAUAAGCUACGAAAUUUGUAUUAAUAAACUGUCAAUUAUGUAUAUAUACUAUAUAUUAUGAAUCCCUCUGCAGCCCAUUUUAUUAUUAAGUAGCUGUUAAGACUACAUUUUGUCAAGGUGAUAGCUAGGGUUCUAACCUUAUUGUUUGCAGAUCAUGCAGUUGCGAUUGUUGCCUAGGUCACAAAAUCUGUAUUCCCAACACUAAAAUGUUCCACUGCGCCCACUUUGCAACCCCGGUAAAGAGUUAAAAUCCCUUUUUAAAAUUGCUUUCUUUCAGCUCUGAGGUCACUUAUUGCUGGCUCCGUCUUCCUCCGUCAUCAGCGCUGAAGGGGCAAUCUAAUGCGCAUGCGUUCCGAGCACUGUAUGCGCAUUAGGCAUUUGAAGAUGCUGGAUGUCCUCAUUCACAGCAUUGUUUUAUAGAGUGAAACAGCAGGAAGCGCCUCUAGUGGCUAUCUGAGAGACAGCCACUAGAGGCAGUCUUAAUCUUCCAAUGUAAACAUUGCAGUUUCUUUAAAACUGCAAUGUUUUACGUUGCAGGAUUAAGGGGACAGGAACCGUGCACCCAGACCACUUCAAGGAGACGAUAAAGUCUUGGUGUCUAUCGGGUCCCUUUAAGUUAUAAAAAAACGUCAGCCUUACAGUGAGAGGGAGUGGUAUACUGCUGGGUAACCACGAAGCUGGCUGAGCAUCAUGGGAAAUGUAGUCCAUUGCAAUAACUAAAAACAUGAAAUAUAUGCAUCUAAUAUGACUAAUCCCUUUGCUUACACUCUGCAUUUCAAUAGCUGUGACAGAUGUGGUCUGGGGCAAACAUGUUGCAGCACCUUCAGUCAAUGAGACUGCAGAGCCAAUGAAAGAAGCACAUUAAGAAAUGUGUCACUGGUCCUUCGCUACGGACCCCCAUCAGCGAAAUUUACUAAAGUGAAAAUUAAAAGUGAAUUUCAAAUUUAAGACUAGAGUAACCAGGUGAAAGCGAAGUUGGCAUAGAAAAUUAUUAUUUUUUUAUUUUUACCUUAAAUUUGAAAUUCGCUUCGAUUAACCUUGAAUUCUCACUUUAUUGAAUAUUGCUGUAUGUGUAUGUUCCACUCUGCAAAUGUCUUAAAGACUAGUGCAACAGGGGAGAAAUAGAGGAUAAUGUCAAACACAGACCGAUCUUCACUAAUCUUCACUAAAAGGUAAUGGCACAACAUGGAUUACAUAAAAAGCAAUGGGUUGGCGGGCAAAAUUCGAAAAAUGGAGCAAUCACUAACAACCAGUGAGAAUUCUGCUAAAUGCUCCACCUCCACGUAUAAAAUUUAACCUCAAAACUGUCUAUAAUCCAGUGAUUUUACUAAUACUUUAUGUUUUCGAUUACAUGACGGAUUUCAAAAAUCCAAGCAUUUUUGCCGCUUACAAUACAACAGUACAAUGGUUCUGUAAAUGGUAAAAUAAAUAAAUAAAUAUUCAACCCAUUAAACCUGGAGGUUUGGAUUAUUUUAUGGUGGAUCUAUACGGGUUAUUUUUUAAAUAUAUAUAUAUAUAUAUAUAUAUAUAUAUAUAUAUAUAUAUAUAUAUAUAUAUAUAUAUAUAUAUAUAUAUAUAUAUAUAUAUAUAUCAGAACGUGCCGCCUCUAUACUAAAUAAAGUAAAUGCUCUGACUACUUGGUAAGAAAAGUGUAAGAAUAUUAACAUCUCCAGCAGAGCAGGGUUUAAUUGUCAAUAGUUCGAUUUGUUUUGUUUUUUGGCAUAUUUCUACUUUUCUUUUUCUUUUAGAUUGUAAGCUCCUAUGUCAUGUGUUUUGCUGGAAUUCAAUGUUUGUGUUGUUUACCUAGUGUACAGUGCUGAGGAUUAUGUUGGCGCUAUAUAAAGAACUGUCAUUUUUUAAAAUUUUUAACUGAUUUCGCAUUUGUAUAAAUUAUUACUACCAGAGGGAAGUGUGAUAUAUCCAAAUUCUAGAUCUUAGAAAUCAUUCACUUCACUGCAAGAUGAAAACGCCAAUCACUUUUCUUCUUGUUUGUCUCGGCAGAGUUUUUUUCCUGGACAUCCCAGACUUCACUGCCAUAGAGCGCCUGUCUUACCGUAUGACAGAUCCUGUCUCAGGAGAGAGGUUGGUACUGACGAUUAUUAAAUAAAGAUGAUCUGAUCAUAUUGACUCGCCAACAAGAAAACACUUAGACAGGCUGUAAUGAGUGGGGGUUGAAAAAGAACUGGUAAACCCAUCAAAUCUACACACUCAAACCAAACCAUGCUGACAAGCCAUGGGCUUACAGAUACACGCCUACCUGAUGUUGGUAGAAAUUGGAUUAUUAUGUCAAACAGAGAACAAUUCUACAGACUUUAGCGGUUAGUUAAGGCUUAUUCUCUAAACUGUGAGAGAGCAACAGUCUUGUAAAACAGGCCAAAACUGUAGAGAUAAAAAAAACAGACAUGAACACAUUUAAUUAGCUUAUGAAAGAAUAUAAACAAAUUGCAUGUUUUAAGCCAAAAUGAAAAAAUGUAGAAAUUUUCUAGAUCUCGGCUUUUUUGUUUACAAAUUUGCGGUGCCCUUCUCAAUUCUCCACAACUCCCGGUUUAGCAAAAACAUCCCACUAUCUUGCUAAAUGUGCAAUCAGUAUAUAGUUAGUAAACAAAGAACAUUCACAAAUGGAAUAACUGAUUGCGUAUAUACUCAUAAGUAAAAGUUUGAGAUGUAAGAAAGUAUUUGUGAAGCUAAGAAGAAGUAAUAUUCAGGUUUUUGCUGAGUUGGAAAACUUUUUCAGUUCAGGUACUUUGGCAUAAAAUAUGAAUUGUCCUCGUCAGUUCUUCAUAUUUCCUACUUAGGUGAGCAAAUUCCAAUUCUAAAUUUAAAUUUGUAUGUGCUAGUUAACGCAUACAGACAUGUAUACUGGGUGGUUAUUUUAGAAUUAUCUUCUUUUUAUAUAUUUUUAAUAAUAAUUAGUUUUACUGCAUGAGCCCACCAUUUCCUCCACCUUUUAAAGCUACAAUGUCUUCCUUUGUGCUUUAAUACAUGUUGUUGUACAGAUUAUAAUGACUUGGGAUUCUGGGAGUUGUAGUUCAGCUGUUAGUUUGCUAUGGCAGACAGCUAACAUGUGCAAGCAUUGUGAUUGGCUUUUUUGGGGAGAACUUACUGUAAAUGUUGCCUGGAUAUUUGCAGCAAGUACAAGUCUUUUUUUUUCCCCACCAUUUUUAAUCUUCUUUCAUACAUUUACUUAAAGGAACACUCCAAGCACUAUGACCACUAAUCUGCUUACAGUUUAGGGGUAAUAAGCAGGCUCCAGGGCAUUCCUGGCACCAUAACUACUACAUCACACUUUUGUGGUCAUGGUCCCUGGAGUGUUCCUUUAAUGCAUUUUCUAAAAAGAAGAGUCAUCUCCAGCCUGAUUAUUAAAAUAAUUUUUGCUUACUUACCCCUCAAAUUGUGUAGUCCAGAAUUAUUAUUAAACUGUAGCCCUCAGCAAUCUUUUUUGGACUAUAACUCCGUAAAUUCUCUUUCAGCCCAUACAACUAUCAGAGAAUUAUGGGAAUUGUAGUGCAACAGCUGCUGGGUAUACCUAGUGUAAACCUCUCAUCGUCUUCCUCAUGAACAGAGGCACCUGCCAAAUCUCCGCAGAGAGUGCUUAUAGUUACAGUCCCCCAUAUCUAGAAUUCGUGCUGCCAGAUUGCCACUUUUUCCUGAAACCUUGAUACAUUAUGCAUUUUGUGAGACUGAGAAUGCCCCCUGUGUAUAUCAAUCAAUUACUCAUGACCAGCAUCCCAAACAGAGUGUUGAAGGGAACCACAAAAUUGCUUCCCUGCAGUAUGUGGAAUUCAUACACUGCACGAUUCCUGACCUGCAGCAUUUUAAAUAAACAUACUGCCCAUCGAUAUAUAUAUACCUGAUAUUUGUCCAUACAAACCCAAUCCCAUUAUACAUCAAUGCUGCUCACUGUACUAAAAGCACUUCCCCAUGACGUUAACAAGUACCAACCAAUUAAACAAAUGCAAAAAACUGACACAUAUGAUGUCUAAAUAAUCCACUAGUGCAGUCCUAGUUUUAAUGAAGAGCAAAUUGUAAUUACUGACAUUUCAGGCUGUAGUGUACAUUGAAAAGAGCUCCUUUUCUGCUUUCCAAAAUGUCUAUUAUUGCAUUUUGCUCUCCAUUAAAACAGAGACUGCAUUAGUGGGUCCUUCAAACACCAUUUGCGCUUGUUUUUAAUUUGUUUAAAGUGGUUGGUACUAAUCCCAAAGGAGUGCCUCUUUAAUCAUCAAGAAAUGCCAAAGGACCUGCCAUGAUUAGGAAUGUAAAUUUACUUGUGCAGCAUAGGAAUGCUACAUACCUCAGUGCUGCAGUUUUGAUAUGUGGCCCAUUAUUCUGAACAAGAGAUACCUUGGUGGGUCUGAUAACACUGUUAUGUUGUUUGACGUAGCAGAAGCACAUAACCACAAUAUUCAUCUCUCUAACAUUGCCAGGUAUCACAGCAUCUACAAACCAGCUCCUGGUGUGGACGUACAUCAGCGACUGCAGCAGAAUCCGAAGGACUCUGAAGAUCAGGUUCAGGCGCGGCUGGAAAUGUAUCAUGCCAAUGCCGAGGAUCUGGAGGAGUUUUAUCAAGAUGUCAUUCAUGUUAACGCUGAUCAAGACCCAUACACGGUCUUUGAGUUCAUCGAAAGCUGUAUUAUCAAACCCCUUCCCAAGAGCGUCCCUGGGGAUCCCGCGUCUCCCUAAUCACUCUCAGCAGAUACAGCACAAUCUAUUAGACUGGAUCGGCAAGCCAUGUCAUAAAGGCUAUUUUAUUCCGCCAUAGAGAGAAAUGUCAGAUUCCUUUUUCACUUAACUUUCUGAGUGCCAGAAAGUGACACAACAUCCUGUCGCAGUGACAGGGGAAUUGACUGCUGCUCACUCUUCCCAACCAGGGGGUCAGUCACUUCCAUGUUACCUCUUUCCCAGCAACUCUGAUCUUUUAUUCACAUCUUACAAGGCCUUGUGCAAAGAUCCAAAAAUAAAAUAUUUUAUCAUUUUAAUUUGCAGUUUACUUUGCCUACCUUUCUAGGGAUGGUGUGUGUGUGUCACGUCACUGUAAGCACCAUGGUAGUAGUAUGGUAGUGGCUGUGAUUCUACGAAUUUGUCCAUGCAAAUGAAUUUAUGUAUUUUAAAUCCUCAUCAACACUUAAAUGGUUUGCAGCUCCAUCUUGGAUGCCCAGGCUCCACCUUCUUUGCCGUGAUGUAAUUGGGGGAAUUCUAGCUUCCCCAUUGAUCCAUCAAAGACUUGUAUUUUAGUCUCGUUUACUUACAGGAGCUGCUCUAUGUGAGUAUUUGUGCACUCACGCAGUCCAAAAGGUUGGAUAGCCCUGAAAGUGACUGAAAAGUAAUUUUAAAAUGUUACGCCAAAAUUUAAAAAUAGAUGUCCGCUAUGAUUUUGGUUUAUGUCUUUUGGCCUAAACUCCCUGCAUUUCACACAUCAUUGAAUAAACCAGAAAGUGUUAAAG
Pelobates cultripes (western spadefoot toad) is the source of this 92116-nucleotide messenger RNA. Lineage: Eukaryota; Metazoa; Chordata; Amphibia; Anura; Pelobatidae. The record is from the annotation of a GenBank genome assembly.